This is a messenger RNA of Podarcis lilfordi (Lilford's wall lizard), 97352 nucleotides long. Lineage: Eukaryota; Metazoa; Chordata; Lepidosauria; Squamata; Lacertidae. The record is from the annotation of a GenBank genome assembly.
CACACGAUCAAAUGACGAAGUAAACGACCCGUCGAAUCCCCUGCCGAAAUCCGGGAGGAUCCGUCUUUUCCCUUUUUCCCUGAGGGGGUGAGAGGCAGUCUGAGUGACAGGCAGAAAUCUGAUCCUGUGAAAGACGCGGAGAGCCAAUGGGAUGCGGAGAUCCAUCAGUUUGGAUUGGAGGCCCCUGGAGGAGAAAUAGAGGAAAAACCACCGAAUAAGAAACCCUGUCAGUGGCGCUUUUCGCUUCCAAGGGGGAAGUGCUGGGAAAUAAUUAAUGUUUUUUUUAAUUAAAUUUGGAGGGACUUCUUUGGGGGUGCGCGUGUGCGCGCAGCCGAUCGUCCGGCGGUACCUUCAGGUGGGUCUUUGCAGCAACUUUGUUGUUCGUAGCUUCGGCUGAUUACGUGGUUGUGGUUUGCAAAAAAAGAAAAAAAAAGAAAGGUAGCUCAGCCUUCUCUCUCUCUCUCUCUCUCUCUCUCUCUCUCUCUCUCUCUCCCGUUAGGUGCAACGCGAGUUUUGUCGUGCGCCAUUGCUAGUUCUGCACACGUUUACGAAUGAACGGGGCUAAUUUUCCCCCCAGCGCGCUCCGAGUCCAAGGGACGAAACGGGCAUGCCAAUAAACAGCUUUCCUUCUCCAUUUGAUUUCUUGUACUGUAUUAAAAAGUCCUUUCCUUCUUUCUGGCUGCCUUUUUCCGGCUCUUGCUUGUAACCCAGCAGAAGGCAGCGCAGAGAGCGAGAGAGGGAGGGAGGGAGGGAUGUGUGUGUGUUUUUUAUGAAUGGGACCCUGGGAGGAUCAUUAGCUAUGCAAAUUCAAGCGGUUCAUUCAUGAGUGUGUGCGUGUGUUGUUUUUUUGAAAAAAAUAAAUCUAAAAGCCAUUUUGUGUUCUUGUUUUUAGGCUGCUGGAAGACUACAUCUGGAGAAAGCCUCUUUUAAGUCCAAUGUCCAGAAAAUAAUCACAAUAACAACAGCAACAAAAAAUACUCGGCAAAAGUCUGCAGAAUGGAUGGAUUUUAUGACCAGCAAGUGCCUUACAUGGUCACCAAUGUGAGUGAUCAGUUCCGAAGUUGUUUAAACUUGGAUUUCUUGGGGGUCAGGGGGAAAUAAAGGGGAGGGGGGAGGAAAAGCUUUUCAGAGGAAAUAUAUAUAUAUAUUUGCAGUGAGAGGAGGAUUCCUGUGCCGUUUCUGUGAGAUAGACUUUUAUUUCGAUAUAUUCUGUUUUUUUUCUUCGAAAGACCACCUCAGACUGGAUAAAAACAAAACCACCACCCCCGCCUGCCCCCCAGUAUUAGUGGAAGAAGAUAAAAGCAGCAAGGUCUGAUCCUGCUUUCAAAGUUUCUGCCAGAUGGAACAAACUUACAUUUUUUUUAAAACCUGUCCAUUUUUUUUUAAAAAGGGACUUUGAUGACAAAUAAGCCUUGAAAACAAAGCAGCCUCUUGUUAUCAGCUCCCUCGUCUCCCAACUAGCUUUAGUGAAUGGUUGACAUUAAAAAAAAAUACUUUUAUGUAGGUGUUAGUGUUGUAAAUUUCUAAAAAUAUGUCAUAUACUUAAUGCAGUGUUUCUCUGUACAGAUGUGUGUUUUGAGUAGGUAGGUUGAGACAUAAAAUAUUCCCCUGAAGAAGAAGAAGAACGAUGGUGAUCCGAUCACAAAAUUCUAGUUUGCAAUUUAGCUUUCGAGCCAUUUUUAAACAGUUUUACCACCUAUCUCUUUCAGCUCUUAAUAUUUUUUAAAAUAUACUGCCAGUGUGAGUUGUUGUGUUGCCUCUCCUUCUCUCCCCCCCCCUUUUCUUUUCUUUAUUCUUUCAAAGUAACCAAUCUUUUCUAUUUGUAGAAUCCCUGUGGGAGAAACUGUAAUGAGCGACCAACAAAUGUCAGGAAAAGAAAAUUCAUUAACAGAGAUCUGGCUCAUGACUCAGAAGGUGAGGAUUUGUGCUGGGGGAGGGAGGGUGAAUAAAUUGUAUUGGCUCCCCCCCCCCCCCGCCAUGCCACUCUUGACGACAUGUUGCCCUAUGGUGUUUUUUCCUAAAUAUUUUGUUGUUUUUAUUCUCCCCCACCUCCCCAAGCUGGGAUUCUUGUCUACCUCUAUUUAUAGAAAUGAGACAAGAAAACCACAUUUAAUGAUGUGACACAAGAUGACAAAAGCAAUUCACCGCUAAGCUGCUGUAUCUCUCCGUGAGUCACCCUUCUCUGUGUUAGGUAUUGCUGCACAGAAGGGACAUAAAUAAUGUCAUGCACCUGAGGUGAGAAUUAGGCGAGGAGUGACAUGAUGGACCCUAGAAGCGUGUGUGCGGCUCCUUUGCUUGGAGGCCUCGCUGGCUCCCCAUCGCAAGAAAGUUUGACCCUAUUGCUCUUCGGAGAGAGAUCGAACUCAUGACGUAGACCACCUGCCCAACCAGGGUGUUGUCCACAUCGGUGAUAGCAGGGCAAAAGGAUCUGUGGCACUAUUAAAAUAAUAAAUAAUAAUAAUACAUUUUAUUUAUACCCCACCCUCCGUGGCAUGAGCUACUCUUAGCAUCCUGCUCUCUUAAUUUGGCCAGGAGCAUUGACAAUACUAUGAAACACAAAGAGGGAAAUGGGUAGCUUAUACCUUAACGUCAAAAAACAGCUCAUACCAGCAAGUCCCCCAAAGCUAACUUCUUAGAAGUUCAUAGCAGUGUCACUGCAAUCCUAUUUCAGGUUGUUUCGGCCAGGAAGGAGAUUCCUGCGCAUGCAGUGAUCAGCUGUUCUGCAGUGGCAUUUCUUGUACAGAUUGUUCUGUGUGAUGACAAUCCCUUGGGCGAGGUGGGUAUAUGGAGACCCACACAACUUUUUCUCACACUGCAAGCGAGGCGCUGCAGCCUUUUGUGAAGUUGGGUGCCCUAAGAAUUUCAUUUAAAAACCUUCACAAUGUCCACACCGUCUGGACACUUGCAACUUUCUCCCCCAAGCUUGGUUUUAGCCAACAAACUUCACAAGCAUUCAACAUCCACCUGCAAAGACUGAUCUGUGGGAACUGGGCAGUGGUUAAGUAUUUGCAAAUAUUCUGUUAAAACUCUCUCUCUCUCAAAUAAGAACCUUUUGAUCAUUCUGAAUCAGUUUUCCAAACUGAGGACUGCUGCAGUCCUGCAAGUAACUAAAUGUAAACCAGAAUGACUUGAGUCCGGAAAAUGCAGAUAUUGGGUUCAAAUUCUGCUCAGGUUUGGAUUUGAGUGUGUAGUAUAAUAAGAAACCUGGAGCCCUUGCUUUACUCUGACAUAAAAAAGGGGAAAAAAUAGUGCUUCAUAUCCAACCUGGGUGCAAAUCACUGCAGCUGUUCGUGCAAAGCUUUAUGGAACAGGUCUUCAAUUGUUUUAAGGAGAAACAAGAGUAUUUUAAAUGAAAACGAGGCUAGGAUACUGUGCUUGGUUACCUAGGAGUAAGUCCCAGUGAAAUCAGUGGGACUUACUUCUGUACAAACAUGCAAACAGUCAUGCUGGGCAUUUGUCUUUUGAGUGACUAACAGUGCAAUCCUAUGUGCGUCUACUCAGAAAUAAGCCCCACUGACUUCAGCCGGACUCACUCAGAAAUAAGUGUGCCGGGGAAACAGACAUGCUGUGCCAUGUGUGCAAGUUAGCUGAAAAGGGUACUGAUUAUUAUUGCCUGGGUUGAUAGCGAAAUAAAAGCGCUCGGUUACAUAUGUUUUUUGUCUAAUUGAAAUCAUAAUAAUGCAGCACGAUGGGGGUAUUUCCAGUUUGAAUCUAGCCAAAAUGAGAUAGAAUAGAAUUAACAAGUAUUUGUCUUUAACAGGGGUUGGGGUUGGGGAGUGAAGUACAUGCAAGCACUUUAUGUAUAAAUUGAAAGGUCCUUUAUCCAUCUCUUCCUCUUUUCCUAGAACUGUUUCAAGAUCUGAGCCAAUUACAGGAGACAUGGCUUGCAGAAGGUAAGGGGAGAAAGUCCUUUUGCAAAAAAAUGAAAAAGGGAAAAAACAACUCUGGAUGAAAAAAGGGGAGGGUGGGUUGGUGGAGCGGGAGGGGGGGAGGAAAAAGUCCUGAACUUGCUGUCUUAAUGUUCAGCCCAAUUAAUUGAGCUCUAAAAAAGCCACCUCAUGUGUCAUGCAUACAUUAGAGCCUCUGAUGAGUUUGUCUUUAGGGACUCUGGGGCUGCUCUACCCAAUGUCAUCACAAAUUACCAGGAGAAAUUGCUUCCAGCUCACAAUCACAUCUGCUUUUGGCAAGAACUAAUGCUCCAAGACUUCAAGUUCCAAGCCUCUGUUCAGAUUUUAAUUGCAAUUGAUCAGGUUUAUAUUAUUGUACCUCAAGAGACUGCAUACAGCCAGAUCUGGGCUUGCUCUUUCCUUUAGAGCAGUGCAUAAAAUUGUUUGGUCUUCUGGUGGAAGUACUUUUCUGAUGGCAGAAUAUAGUUUCUCUGGGUUCAUCAGGACGGGAUGCUUCAAGAUUUAGGUGCAAGUGUCUUCUUCCCACCUUGCUCACAACACAGAACAUUAGGUGUGUAUCGAAAUGCUGAAGGGGCAAUGCGGUUUAUAUGUUUUUUGUUAUUUUGCAAUCCUUUUUUUUUCUUUUAAAAAGAGAAACUGUCUUUCCUCCCCCCCUUGUUUCUUUUAUUUGUGAUCAUUUGAAAUCUGAUGCCUUUGCUGCAGCACUGCUGACAGUUUUAAAGAAAAUAAGUUGUAAUACUGAAGUUGAAUAGCUGUGAAUUUUUGACUUGAACAGAAUGAGAUGUUAGAAGUUUUGCAAAGGCAAGGGAAGUUGUUUCUAGCUGAGUUAUAUUUUGAUGCUGUUUUCUGUGACGCAUUCGGCUAUUUUAAAUCCUGUUUAUUUGCACCAUGAAGAUGACUCAAUAUAGAUUAUCUUGCAUUCUUUUUAAUAUAUAUUACCUUUAACUAGAAACAUCCCAUCUCAUUCGGAUGUAACUAGUACUGUACAUAUAUUCUGACUUGCUUGUACACAUUGAGAAUUCAGGGUUUUAUUUUUAUAUUUUUUAAAUCUCUUGCUGAAUGUGCAUUAUUGUUUGUUUGAAUGGACAUUCUGUUUCUUUCGGAGGGGAGAACCAGAAGGGAGGGUUGAAUGUGAUUGCUUAACAUAGAAAGGAGGAAAUGCUGUAAUGGUAUAUAGACUGACUAGCUUUUUGAUAUUUCUCCAUAUAGUUUUGCCAAGUUGUUAGCACAUAUAUAGCGUAAGCUUUUCCGUCCUUUUUUCUAAUCUUUUAUUCUUAGUCAUGCUUUUUAUAUCCAGCAUUAGUUAUGGAGAAACCAGGUGCCUUGUAUACAUAAGAGAUGGUUAAACUUUAAAUUGGAAGAGCACUUGAAAUAGGACCUGCUCACUGAAAUCCCCCUUAAAAUGCAACAGUAACUCAUUAUAUUAAGGUAACUUUACUAAACAUCUCUGAACAACUUCUUACUCAGCUUAAUAAACCAGAACAUUAUCAAAACUGCAAAAGCUGGAAUGAGGCUCUUAAUUCCCAACAGAGUGAUGCAAGUUUUUUUUUUUUUAAUUUUAAUUACAGUUUGUUUGAAUCUAUGUUGGAUUUGGGCUAAGUUGAUAGUACCUAGGUAUUGGCAGUCAUGCGAGAAAUUAUUAUUGGAGUCAGUAUUCUUGCUGUUGAAUCACUGUUUUUGAAAAGUGAUCGAGUAUUUUCAUACCUUCCACAAGAAAGUUUCUGUUGCCUGUUAUGUUCAGGAAGAAAGGAUUUGAAACCAGUCAUCAAUUUGUAUGUGUACACAUCCAUGCUGGUGAAUUGAGAAUUUAAACUGCAAUCCUGUGCACUUGGAUCCAGCCCAAUGGAAGACAAUGAGACUAUCUUCUUGGUAGACAUGUAUCCCAUAUCCGCUUUCCUGGGAGUAAGCCAGGAAACUCGGUGACACUUAUUUCUUGAGUAGACAUGUGUAGGCUUGCACUUUUAGUGAAGCUAAGUAAAAUAAGAUAGUAUUACUGAAAUAUGCUACUUGAAAAGAAGGACUGCACAGAAAUAUGUAUAUAUUGUGAACUGAUUCAACCACUAAAUAAACUUUUAAAGGUGGCACUGAUCUAGUUACUUCCACAUUACUUAGAAAUAACUGCAGUUUAAAGUUUGCGUGUUUGUGCGUUGGAAGAAGAGGACUUCCUUUUUUUAAAAAACCCCAAAACAAACAAACUACACCAUCACAAUUUCUUAAAUUGCUUUUUGCAUGUUGAAGGGGGUUUAAGGAUGGGAUGUGGUGCAAAGGUUCAAUCCAUCGGGUGCCAACUGCAAUUUGACCAGCGAUGACUCUUUAAUCUCUAAACAGCUCUUUAAACUAAUCUCUUUUUUACCUUUCCCUCGAUUUUGUCAAUUGAUGUCCUCCUGGUUCUUUAUAAAGUUGCAGCCCUGCCAAAUUGGCCACCUUGCUACAUGUUCACAUAAUUAUUUUCAUGAAGCUCUGUGGCCAGGAAAGUGACCGUGACAUUUUGAUUCUCUCUCUCUCUCCCCCCCCCCACUUUUUUUCUUUUAAAAAACUUGGAGCAAUAGCAAUUGACAAGAUUCUCCUAUGAGUUCGGAACUCCCACUGGGUAGUAACCAGGUCAGGGGGAAAAAACCCUCCUCUCUAUUGCACUGCAACAUACUUAACUCUGUGGAUAUGAAGGAUUGAGGGGGUGGGGAUGAGAAAGAAUUGCCCUUAAUAGUUGAGACGCUUCAGCUGCAUAUUUAUCAGCAUCCCUAUUCUUCUGCAGAGAAUGUUGCUUAAAAUGAGUAAUCAUAAACAGUCUAUUCUCUUUUCAGUGUAGGCACAAAAAAGUGCCAUUGGUAACAAUGGGAUUUACAUAUGUAUUGGAGGAAGAAUAUAAUUCAAAGUGGUGAAUGGAAGCAGGCCAUCUUAUUUUGUCGCUGUUGUGUGAUGUGUACACUGUGCCAAACCCAGAAUGUCACAUUCAAAAAUUUGUGGCAUCCUGUAGUGCAAGGACGCUGCAGAGUGUUUGACAGAAUUUGUUCCUGCUUCACAUGGGAGGAACAGAAUUAAAUCACUGGCCCCCUCAGUGGGGGGGACGAAACAAAACUCCUGUUCCUUUUUUGUAGUGGUGCUGAGUCGUUGGAAUAAGCAAUCGAUAUCAGGGUACUAAGAAAUAAUAAGGAAAGCCUGUUAAUAAUUUCCUCGUUUAGUCAAACAUUAAUAUCGUCUCCUCAUAGUGAAAUACUACUUGGGUUCUUUUUAUGCACGCGUGUAAAAGUUCCCUUAAAUCGGGGGAACUUGCUGUCAGGUGAUAAAAGGAUUUCAGUACCCCUGUGUGUGAUUUCUUCCCCUACACUCUCCAAACCGUCGCUGCCCAGGGUGAAGUCAUGGCGGCCCCAUUCUUGACCCAGCAUACUGUAGAAGCCCUGUACUGUAUCAGUCGCUAUUGCAUAAGUUUGCCUUGACAAAUCGAAGUUAGCUAUUGACUUGAAAUAAUCAGCUCAAAUAUGAACGUAAUGUAUUUUUUUCAUUAUGGGAAGCUCCAGCUGUUUGUUCUGUAACAACAACAACAAAGAAGAAGAAAAAGAAAAAGAAAAAGAAAAAGGGGGGAAGUAACUGGUGCUGAAAGCCUGCUGUGUUAUGUUGGAAACACUUUUGUGGUUGAAAGAAAAAUGAGCUAAAAGGGAAGUAUGCUUUUAAAUCCUUCUUGAAAACAUUAAAAAAAAAGAUGAAUGGAAUAACCAUAAUGUAAAUAUUGUAGGAGGGACUAUUAAGCUCCUCUUUCUGUUAACAUUAGUAUUGAUUUGGCAAAGUGUCAUCUGGAAUUUUUAUGUAGGCUAAUCUGUUAAUCAGAAGGGUAGGUGAAGGAAUUGCUUCUCUCUGCAAGGUGGCGCCCAGCUAAUAAGGUCUGAUUUCUUUAAAAUAUAUUGGUCCUACUGAAUAUUGGUCAGCUUUGGUGAGUAAACUUUUUAAGAAAGGCUAUGCAUCAGGUCACUUUCUACUGUCAACCCCUGUAUAUUAUGAGCACCCUUGUCAGCUUUGACUCUUGCCUCUCUCUUUUUAAAAUGAAACUAAAAGUUCCCAGUAGAAGUCGGUGCCCCCUCCCAUAACACUCAAAUUCUCAUUUCAAUAGCAAUGCAAAAUGUGCAACAUCGUGUGUUUUUUCCAGGUGGUGUAAAUCAGACCAACUUCCAUCUUCACCCCGCCUGUCCCAGUCAAGAGAGUUGAAAUAACUUUGUAACUGCAAUUCUAUACUUGUUUACUCAAAGGAGAGUCUCACUGACUUCAGUGGGACUUGCUCCAUGUUAAUUGGAUAUAGGAUUGCAGCCUUAAGUCUAAGGAUCUUGCUCUGCAGUUGUUGGUCCAGUGCUUAAUAAAAAAAUGUCUUCUCUUUCUUUUUAAGACCACAUAAUCCCAUGAAGGAAAUAAUAUCGAGAAAUCAGUCAAUGGGAUUUUGGAACGAACCCAGUACAGUAAAAGUCUAGAAGUAUUUGAAAAAUGAUAUUGAAAUCUAGCACACAUGAUUGUUUGGGGACAGAGGUGGACUUCGGAAACAGCAGCUUCCUGAAGUCGGGGGGGGGUAAGCUUUUAAGUGCCACAAAUGAUGUUCCAAAUUGGCAAUUCUGAGCUUUAUGAGGAUCAGUGAACUAUUUUGUGCCAUUGAGGAUUUCUAGCUUGCAGUUCGCCAGCUUCACAACCUUCGGGGGCUGUUUUAAAAAUGCUUAUAACUUUGUGUUAAGUCUGAGCCGCACUUUUAAAAUCGCCUCAAAUUUUAUACACUGUUUGUAUUUCAUGCAAAGGUGUGGGUUCUUAAAAGUUGUUUGCACAAAACCUUCAGCACUGUUCACAAUUUUAGUACAUCCAGAAGAUGCAGAAAUGUCCUGGCCUUUCUUCAGGUUGUCUCAUACUCUCUUGUAGAGUUCAUUUUUGAAUAUUCACUGGUCGCAUAGAAGAGAGCAAGGUCCAACUGAUUUGCUAAAUUUUAGCCACUCAAUAACUUGCUUCCAAAAUAAUCAAACUAAUAUUUUUUCCUGGUUUGUGUUCUAUAUCCUCUCCCAAGGUGUCUUUUCAGGGCGGGUGGGAGACUUCUUUAAGGAAAUACCUAAUCCCUUCAUAACCCGAAAUUACUGAUAUCAUGAGAGGAAGUGCUACCAUACUCUGAAGAAAGUUCUUUAGACAAGCAAGGGGAUAGAAAUAGGAGUCUCUCCUCUAAUCCACCCCUCUAAUCCACUUUAUCUGCUCCUCUCUUUUCCAACCCCUCUCCUCCUAUGCAUGUCCUAUAACCCUCUUCCUUCAGACAGCACCUUUUUCGUUUUUCCCUUGACUUCCCAUUUAUAUUGAGUUUGCCUGUCCUUGUAGAGCCUGUGCCGUAUGUGAGACGAAGCAGGGAAAUGGAUGUGUUUAUGUAAAAAGUUCAAGUUUACUCUGUUUUCUCUCUCUCUUUUACUUCUUUUUUUUUCCCCCUACCGGGGUGUGACAAGAAAAGAUUGUGGUUGAAGCCAGAUGUUUCUUGCUGGAUUCUGUUUUUUGUGAAUGGAGGCAGCGCUCCAGUUUUGACUGCUUGUCUUGAAGAAUUGCUUAGGAGAUCAGCUGUCUCAUUCACUGGCAGAAAGAAUGACUCCUACGUCUUCUGCCUUGUUUGGCUCCAGGUCAUUGUUACAGUGGGUAGAGCUGGUUUUAAUUAAAUAGCAGCUUCUUUUUUUUGUAUGGGCUGGUGCCUAGUCUUCCAUCCUUUUCUCCCCCUCCUUCCCUUCAGUGCUCUUACUUACUUUUUUUUCCCUGUAUACUUUCCAAGAGAAGAAAGUAAAGUGAUCCUCGGCUUUUGGCUUUUCUUUUCCAGCCUGCUUCUGGCUUGCUUCAUGCGCUAAAAUGCUGCUGUCUCUCCUCUCCUCACCCCGCUCCAGCUAACGAUGUUCAGAUUUCUUCUUCUCCUUAUUAAAAAGGGGGUCUGAGGUUCAUUUCAGUACUUGUAAUAAUAAUAAUAGCAACAACAAUUUGUUAUUUAUAUGUCGCCCAUCUGAGUGGGUUGCUCCAGGCGCUCUGGGCAGCUUCCAACAAAUCAAAACACAAUAAGAUGCCAAACACUAAAAACUUCCCUAAACAGGGCUGCCUUCAGAUGUCUUCUAAAAGUCAGAUAGUUGUUUAUUUCCUUGACCUCUGAUGGGAGGGUGUUCCACGGGUCGGGCGACAACUACUGGGCUUUAAAAUGCCAAGAGAUCAAGCUGCACGGUCCUGUGCACACCUGUGCCCGUCCCAUUAAACUCAGGUCGGACUCAUCAUAAUGCAAAACAUCCUGUGUAGGACAUUGGGCUGAAAGGAGCUCGUGAUUUUUAACUAAGCAAGCGAUUUCUAGGGAAGCUGGGGGGAGACCCCAUCCAAACCAAGAAAGCUCCCCUGAAAGAUCUUAAUUAAUGCGGUGUUGCCUUGGCUUCUACCUGUGGGAAACGGUGAGAAUUUGUGUGGGGAGGAGAAGCAUUUGGCAACGAUCAGUCUUAACCAAAGAACAGAUGUUGGUCUCUCAAGUCGCUGGCAACUUGUCGAUUACCUUAAUGCAGAACGAACCUGACAGAGCUGUUCCCAAUAUUGCCACAUGUUUGAGCUUCUCAAAAUGCUUCUGGUGUUUAUUUUCUCCUCAGUCUUGCUUCAUUAAAUAGAGUGGGGAGAUAGUCUCCAUUGUGGUUUUUUUUGUUUUUUGUGGUGUUUUUUUAAAGGUGUAACCAUUACAUGCAUCUAAACGUUUUUCUGUCUCCUUAUCUGCGUUCGGCAAACACUUAUGUUGACAUGCCCUCUUCCUCCCCCCCUUCUGUAGCCGCCAUCCCCCCCCCGCACACACUGUCACUGUAUUCAAAACCACUGUAGCUUUUAUGACAGCCUCACAGAAUUGCAACGUCGGCAUUGACAAGAAAAGAGGAAAUGAAUGAUAUAUAAAUGUGCCUGCAGUUACAGCACUCCAAAGUCAUAUUUUUCUUUUCAGGCAUCCAUGUUUUUAGCCCAAGUUAACCGUCUGCUUACUGGUCUGACUUGUAAGUCCUUCAAGGCUGAGGUGUGUGUGUGUAUAUAUAUAUAUAUAUAUAUAUAUAUAUAUAUAUAUAUAUAUAUAUAUUUGGGGGGGGGAUAUUGUGAAGGCAUUUUUGACAAGUAAGGGCCUUAAUACACACUUACCUGGGAGUGUCCCAUUGAACCCAGUGGGUCUAACUUCUGAGGCAACAUAUGUAGGAUUGUGCUGUAAAUCACUAAUGUACGUCACCAGCCCCCAUUUUAAAGGGAGGUUUUGUGGUGUUGCGGGACAUGAGCUUUUAGUACUCAUUCUGAUUCCUUCUCUGCAUUUCAUCGACAUUUUCAUUUCUGUUGUUAAGAAGAGGAGUGAAUAUUUGCUCGUAUUCAUCAAUAUGGGAUUGAGAACAUCUCCAAGGGGAAGCGUUUGCACCCAGGGAAGAGCAAAGAAUGUCAGAGCAGGGGCUCAGUCACGAUUUAAUUUAUUCCCCAAGAGAGGUAAAGCUGCUACAUUUCAGACCUUUCCACAGAGUUUUGUAAAUUGUUUUGUAAAGUUCUUUCUUAAAAUAAAAAUAGCUUCUUCUCCCCCCCCCCCCCGAGUCUUGUUGUGUGCUUGUUUCCCUCCCUCCCUCGUAUAUUUUCUGUGAUAGGCAAUUGUGGGUGCCCCUUUAUUGUGAAGCUGACACAUCAAAAGUCAGGGCAAAUGUAAAGCCAGUGAUAAAAAUGAAUGUUAAUGGAGGAUUUGUGCUGCAGAUUUUCAUUCCUUUGAAAGGGGAAGCUGAAGCUUGGUUCUGGUUUGUUUGUAACACUACGAAAACAUACUCAACUGGUGUGUUGCAAAGUAUAAUUUCUAUACAAAUGGAUGUAAAGACCACAUUCUGCAGCUAUCAUAUGUAGUUUUUGCUACAUGUGUCUGGAUUCUAUAACAGAAGGGUGUGUGCUGAUUUACAUAGAUUUUUUUUUUGGGGGGGGGUUGUUUUUAAAAGAACUGUUUGAAAACUAAUGUUGGCCUUUUCAUCCCUGGGCCUUAAAUAUAUUUCCUACUUCCAGUACAGAGAGACUGAAGCUAUAGGUUCUGUUUCGUUGUACCAGAUUCUGAAAUGCAUGAUGAUGCUCAAAAAGUUUGUUUUAUCCUUUUUAUAAGCUUUUAAAUAAAUGAUUUGAUGUAUUUUAAUAGUUUUUAACCGGAAGGGUGUCAAGUUAGUUUGGGAACUUUCAUUUAUAUGUCAGUUUCCCGUCCACAAUAUGCAAUGCAUAUUCUAUUGCUCUGAAUAAAACAACUUGUGCUUUUUCUCUUGGCCUUGAGAACCAGCAUAGUACAGUCGCUAUGUGUUUAGCUUUGAUGUGGGAAAUCUGGCUUCAAAUCUUUCCCAAAUCAGCCAAAGCCUACCUCACAGGGUUGCUGUAACACUAAAAUGCUUUCAUUAAAAAAGAAAGAAAAGUAGGACACCUUCUGUUCUAAGCCAUUGUGGUUUCUUUUGAUGUGAAAUGAAAAGGAAGGUUAAGUUGUCAUAUGGAAUUCAAAUUGUUUUUAAAAUCCAGUCCUUGUGGCAUCUUCAUAGUAGCUGGUCUUAUGUGGGGAUGAGGGAGAGCAAUGGAAAGGAUUCCACACUGCAGUUUGUCAGCUGUUUUUUCUAUGGUCUCAUGGCUUCCUCAGAAGCAUUUAAAAGUGUGGUGGUUAUUCUGACACCUUUUCUCCGUAGCGUGUAAACAGGAGAUGCUAACUUGGUUAUAUAAAUUAAGUUGUAUAGAUAAUGAUGGCUUUGCCUCAGAUAUGCCUUGAGUCUAAUGAUGUCCGGUUAAUAAAAAGAUGAUCAAGUGGUAUUGGGACAGGUGUGAUCUCGAAAACCAGGCCUAGAUCGAAACAAAGGAAAAAAACUUAAUUCCAAGAGCCAAAGGAAUCCUUACACAAGGCUUGCUCUCAGAGAAGUCAUUGUGCUGUUCGGCAAUCUGUCACUGGAACCCCAGGGGCGAUUCAAAAGGAGCUCAUCUUAGGAUGUGGGGCCCAGUUAUUCAAAGAAAAACUGGGCUGGCGCAACCCACAUGCUUGAGUCUAAGCAGCUAUUUGGAUCACAGCCUUAAUAAACAUUUUUUUAUUGUUGCCUGUAUGAACUCAUCUUGUAGUGCUCUAUUCAUUCUUCUUCUUAACUCAUCAACAUGAUUUCACGUUAACCUUAAUAGGCGCGGUACAAAUGCAUCUCUCUUGUGUGUGCUAAGAUAGGAAGCCUGUUUGAAAGUGCAAGUAACACUAUCUUCAUUUAUUAGGGCUAGAAGGGUCCAGUAGUAAGUUUUUGUUCUGCUCACUCUUUUGCAUAAUGACAUACUGCAUAUAAAAUUUGUGUGUGUGUCAUAGAAGGGUUGGAAGGGACCCCGAGGUUCAUCUAGUCCAAACCCUGCCCUGCAGGAAUAGGCAGCUGUCCCACAGUGGGACUGGACCUGAAACCUUGCUGGUGUUAUUAGCACCACACUCUAACCAACUGAGCUAUCCAUGUGUAUAGAUAUUGGAAAGUGCACAAGAGAGAAACAGUGUCAACUUCUGUUGCUUGAUGUGAAAAUGACAGUGUCUGGUAGUAUCUUAAAAGCAAGCUCCCAACUAAUCUUGAUGUUAAUAUCAAUAAGGGCACGACUUGUACUGCUCAUUGCUGAUUAAUUUACCCAUAUGCAUUUCAUUAAGUGACCCCAACGAUGGUUCUCAUCACAAAGCAAACUACCCUGUAUUGAUCAGCAUGAAUUUCUGGUUGGGCAAUAAGCCUCUUGGUGAAGAUGGAAAAUAAAAAAAUACUUAUUUCUGAAUUAAGAUUCAUAGGAUUAGGGGGGCAGAGCUGUAAAUCUAAUUUUGCUAGGAAGUAAGUUGGAUUGAGCUCAAUGGGCUUCAUUUCUGAGUAUCUAUGCAUAAAGAGAAGCCUUGAGUUAUAUAUAUAUCACUUAGAAUAUGGAGACAUGAAACUUUGCUUUAUAAUAUACAUUUAUUUAGCACCAUGUGUCCUUUAAGCACACAAGUAGAUGCGUAGUGGAUCCCUGCUAAUCUUAGCAUCUGAUUUUAGGGUUCUUUGCAGAGAUGCUCUUAAUCUCUAAUCUAAAUUGUGAAUGUGUAAAAUAUAUUUCUGUCUUUAGAAGCAUUGAGCCAAGUUCCCAUUUGUGCUUGAAUUUAUUUGUGUGUGUGUGUGUGUGUGUGUGUGUGUGUGAAUGAUCAGUUUGGAGUUCUUGGUACAAUUAACAAUGUUUUAGAUGGAUCAUAGAAUUCACUAGGAAAUGCAUCUUUUUUCAUCUCUUAUUAGCAACUAUUCUAUUCCCGCUCCCACUGUAGCUUUUCUCUUUUCCAUAAACUGCUACAGUUGUUCAAAGGCAACAGCCUAAAAUGCUUCCAUGGUCUUCUGCAUAUAUUAGAUUUGACCCCCCUUUGCUACUUUCUCUAGUGGUACCAGCUUGAUUUAUUACUACAGAGAUGCAGUUCUACCUCCUCAGUGUUGGUCAGAUGCAAGCAUAAAUCUAAGAUGGGCAACUACUGCCUACCACUAGUUUUACUGUCGGGGAGUACUUGGCAACUAAAGCAGCGCCUGAUUUACCGAUGUACAUACUGCCAUUUUCUAAAAUGGGUGUAAAUGUUCAGCGGUAACAACAAAUACAGAAUUCUCACACUCGGAGUUCAUUUUGGGUUGUUUCUCGUACCUACGUCGGCGUUGUGUUCAUGCUAAAUCAUCUUCUCGAUUUGGGCGCUGGCUAGUACUAAGAGUUAGGAUCACUUCGAUGUUUUGCUGGCUUGUGGAUGUUAAUUCCUUUCUUUCUGUUUCCCCCCCACCCUAUCUUCAGCUCAGGUACCUGACAAUGAUGAGCAGUUUGUGCCAGACUACCAGGCUGAGAGUUGUAAGUAUUGUAUGACUCGCCACUUUUGCUUCACUUAAGAAAAUGUCUUACCUUUCUUGUUUUGGUUAGCCAGUGCUCACAUGAUAAGUGUGGUUAUCAGGCCAUGGCAUCACCAUAGAAACAUGUGAGGAAAGAAAUUGCCGAAUUGCAGCCGGGGUGGUUUUGGUGGCGGGGAAUGGUUUGGCUGAAGGCGGUGAUAUCAUUUUUCCUUUUGUGAAGGGGCUGGUGGGUUAUUGCAAAGAGUGCAUUCUUCUAAUAUAGGGAUGAGCAAGCUCUGGGCCUCCAGAUGUUGUGGGACUACAGAACCCAUCCUCCAUGAGCAAUGGCUAUAUGAGCUAGGGCUGAUGGGAGUUGGAGUCCAAUGAGACACAGAAGGCCACAAAUUGCUCUACCAAAACUGUUGGACUCCCAACUCCCACAGGUACACCUGGCACAUAGGUUGCCAAAGUGUGCAGCAUUUUGCCUUUUGAAUUUCCUUCCCGUUUUACCUUCCUUACAAAAUGCAAUUCACUUCUGUCGAAAUGAGAUGUCAAAGUUGCCUUGUUUCUCCCGGCUAAGAUGGAAUUUGACCUUGGGUGUGGGCUUAUCAGAAGGGGGAAAUGUGGCGCUGGGGCUAAUAAGCCAUCCAAGAGUUUAUGUCAGGUGUUGGGUGGGCAGUUCAGGGCUUCCUGCAUUGUAUUGCUGGAAAAAGAUUCACAUGCAUGCACAUAACUGAGGCGAAAGGGGGUCCCUUGAAAGUUCAUGCCUGCCCCCAAAGUUCUUGAGAACCGUUUUUAGUAGGUCUGUUGUUGUUGUUUUCUUAAGCUGCAAUCCAAUAUACCAGGGAUGAGGAACCUCAAGUAGAGGGGUUGGAUGUGGCCUUUCAUGCCUCUCUGUUUGGCCCUCAGGCCUCUGCCUAGGCCACAACCCUUCACUGACCCUGCUCUAAGUCUCCAGUGAUUUUACCUGACAGGAAUGUGUCCUUGAACCUCUUGCUUGCCUGGAUGGAGAGUGGUCUGUCUCUGGCGACACUUGGCCACACCUGCUAUUGGAUGGAUGCCCAUGAUAGAAUGUGACCCUCAAGCUGCUUUGCACAUUCAACCUGGGAGUACAGUGAGCUUGCUUCUGUGUAGACAGAUAUAGGCUGCUCUUCUGGAACCACUGGCAGUUCUACCAGCAGCUUUAUUUAAAGAGUAAACCUCUUUUCCCCAUGACUGAUUCUGUGGCCAAAGAGUCACCACUGGUGAUUUUCCUCUCUCAUUUUAUGUGAUAAAGAGGUUUUGUGAAAGAACUCCCCGCCGCCCUGUCAUUCGCAAAUCAUAGAUACUGAAAAUAACAUCAAAUGUUCCUUUCAGAAUAUGGUAAUGUGGUAUUUUGCCAUGAUCUUGUGUGUGUCUUCCACCUCAAAAACUGGCGUUCUAAAGAGAGAGAGAGAGAGAAAGACCCAUCUUCCUUGAAAAAAAGCGACAGAGCUUCAAGAGUGUCCCAUAACACAGAUCCUUCCCCUCUACACAUUUAAACAGCUUUAAAGUAUGACUGGAUUCUACUCCAUUGUUCCCCUUGAGGGUAAAUAUGACAAUUCCAGUCAGCUUGGAAUUGUUUUCUCAAAUUUGACUUCCUUGGCAACCCUUCCGUAUUCCAGCAGACUGUAUAACUAAUUUUUUGCUUGCUUAAGUAAGUUCUUGGAUGGGGGGGGGGGGAAAUGUAACCUUUGAAAUCAAGUACCUGUUAAUUUUAACAUUAAGGUGUUGUAGAAGAUGACAUUAAACAGAUACAAGUGAAAGAAACAUGUUGUGCUAUGUUUAGUGAUAUGAGUAAAACUGGGAAAUAAUAGCCUGUGAGCCCCAUGUCAAAUGGUAUCCCCCCCCCCCCCCCCGCAUGAAACGAAACCAGCUGUGUUGCCUUGAAAUGGAGUUUGGACAAAAUAGUUGGAGUUCAAAGACAGUAUGUUAAACUUAAGUUUUCAAACCAAGGACUUCCGUCUGCACAAUACAUUUGGAACAGUAUGAUGCCACUUUAACAGUCCUGGCUUCCCCUCAGGAAUCCUGGAAACUGUUCUUCUCACAGAGCUGCAAUUCCCACAGUAGUAUAACAGUUAAUCCCUCCUUCUAGGGAAUAGUAGCUCUGUGAGGGUAAUGGGAGUCUCCUAAAUACUUUCAGCGCCCUUAGCAAACUACCGUUCCCCAGAUUCUUUCGGGGAAGCCAUGGCUGCUUGAAGUAGUAUCAUAGAGCUUUAAGUGACCCAUAUGUUUUCAAUGCCACUUCCAUAUAUUAUAAUACUGCUUCCUAUAUUAUAAUACAAGAGCCCCUUUAAAGGACCAGAUGACCCUCAGGGUCCCUGCCAACUCUACAGUUCUAUGUGCAAAAAAACCGAUAGUGGAGAGCUCAGUUCAUAUAUUUUGAAUCUGUUACCCUUUGGGCUCCUUUGGAGGAAAUUGUGGGCUGGAAAACUAAUCCUACAAUAUCUUUAAAAAUAAAAUAGCAGGGGUGUGUGACUUGUGACCCACCCCACUAAAUUGGGUGUCUGUACUGAGGUCAAGGGCCAUUUCUAGGUAUUACCCAAAUUCUUUCUCUGGGAGUGCAAAGUUCUGCUGAUUGUUUCACUGACUAUUGUACAAAAUAAAUCAAUGAUUCGUAGAGAAGGGCUAUGAACUGUGAAUGAGAAACCCUGUCAAAUAUUGUCAGGGUUUCUUGAGGAAGCACUUCCCCCUCGGACAGAAAUGCCCUAAUCCAGUUAGAGCCUUUCCGCAGGCAUAAGCAGACCUGUGCCCUGCCUAAUAAUAAUAAUAAUAAUAAUAAUAAUAAUAAUAAUGUAGAAAUGGAUGCUGCAUGCAUAGUUCUCAUAUCUGAUCCAGUUGUUAGAGCUGUGUCUUUCAAUCUGCCAUUGGUUUGGUGAGGAAUCUGGGGCAGGCAGAGAACUUGAACCCAGCUCUCACUUCCCCUGUUUGGGUUGCAUUUUAAAUGGCUUGAAAGGAGUUCAUAUGCAUGACUUUGGCUGUCCUGAGCACACACACCUUUUGGAUUGGGGCAGGCACCCCCAAACUCGGCCCUUCAGAUGUCUUGGGACUAGAACUCCCAUCAUCCAUAGCUAACAAGACCAGUGGUCAGGGAUGAUGGGAACAUCUGGAGGGCCAAGUUUGGGGAUGCCUGGAUUGGGGCAUAGGUGUUUUCUUAAAGUUCUUUGUUAACUGGAACCACCUCAGCUACAAUUUACACAAUCCUAUCAAAAGAGCAUUUGUUUGUUUUGUUUUUUCCUUGCUUUCCCUUUCCAAAGGAAAGGUCAGGAAGCUUCCUGGGGAGUUAAUCUGGCAAAGGUUGCAGAGUUUCCAACACAGAUUUAGCUAUGUAAGUUACAUCCAUGAGCUGUGUAAAAUAUUGGAGUAAGCAAAGCUGUUGGGUGAUUUAAAGAGGUGAACUCGGAAUCUCUUAGAGGUACAUUAUAUAGAUUUGCUAUGUAUAGCGCUAUAAAUGCAGGCAUACGGUUUUGAUUUUUGCAACAGAGAACUUUGCAGAAGUAACAAAGGUUAUGCUCUGCGAGAAUUGUGAAGACCACAGAGAAACUGCAAAUCUAUCUAGAGCGGAAAACAAGAACUAUUUGGGGCAGAGGGGGGCAGAGAAUGGGGGUGAUGCGCUUAUACAUAGGUGAUUCUCAUAAAUUUCAAAACUGAUGGGAGUGGGAAGGUGUGUGUGGGGGGGGGAAUCAAUGCCAAGCCAGUAGCAGAUUCAAACUGGAUACAAAUCCUUAUACAGUGGUACCUCUAGUUAUGAAUUUAAUUCGUUACAGAGGUCCGUUCUUAACCUGAAACUGUUAUUAACUAGAGGCGUGUUUUGCUAAUGGGACCUCUUGCUGCCGCUGCACCGCCAGCACACGAUUUCCAUUCUCGUCCUGGGGCAAAGUUCUCAACUUGAGGUAACUCUUCCAGGUUAGCAGAGUUUGUAACCUGAAGCGUUUGUUGCCUGAGGCGUUUGUAACUCGAGGUACCACUGUGGUGCAAAGUGACACAGGCUUGAGCAAAUUUCAAGGAAGGAGAGGGCCAUUAAUGUGUCUUGCACUGUCAUACAGGCCAACAAAUUUAUUAUGGCAUAAGCUUUAGUGGACUGGAGUCCCCUUCAUCCGUUAACGUGUAGUCUUUAGUCCAUGAAAGUUUAUACCACAAUAAAUCCGUUAGUCUUUAAGGUGCCACAAAUCUCUUUGCAACAGGGUAUGCUGGGUACUGCUUUGAAGACCAUGAAUAGGGUGUCUUCAAGCAUGCUUGGGAAUAUAUUUUCUUUUCUGUAUAUGUGCCCUAACUCCAGAUAUUUCCAUAUAGUAAGUUUUGGCAUUGUUGUAGGGAGCAAAACAGGGAUAGUUGGUACAUAAGUAGAAUUGGCUGCAGCAACAGGUUGAAAGUUCCUUGAGGCUCCUUUGUGGCUCAUGCAAUCACCAGGCAGGUGGCUUUGUUAGUUCUUGGGUGCGCCAGAUUGCUUGGAAGAGCAGAAUCUGGAAUAGUGCCUGAGGGCUCAUUCACUCAUGCACUAGUGUGUUCCACUCAAAUAUCUUUCUUAAUCAACACUCCAGUGCUGAAUUGCCUCUCUUAAAGUAUUAUAAUUUGAGAUAAUGUUGAGUGAUGUGAAAACUUUGUUUUCAGGCAUUCAAUCUGCUACGUUUGUUUCUUACAUGCAGGGCAUCACUUAAUAUUACUAUGAUGGAGUAAUUCUUUUUUGUGUGUGAAUUUGACUCAAAUUAGGUGAUAUUUAAAAAGAAAGCGGGGGAAUAGAUUGAGUAGAAGAAGCAAAGGUAUUUUCUUCUUUGCAAAUGCUGCUGAGGGCCUUUUUAAAAAAUAAAUAAAUAAAUGAUGUAAAGAUGCUCUUAUCAACAGCCUUGCAGAAUAGUUCCCUUUGAAGUUAGAAAAAAAAAUUCCCAUCUCAUCUCAAGGUUUUUGCUUUCUUGGGAAUGUUUCUUAGCAAAUACAGCAUUGGUGUUGUUAGAAGUGAGAAUAUGAUGGUAGAUAUGGCAAAAGUAGCUUCUGGCUUUAAAAAAAGAAAAGAGAAAAGUCUUGAAUAUAUUUUUAAGCUGUAGUUGCAAGGAGCAUCUGAUUAAAGCAAUGAUGGAACCCUCCCUGUGACCCUCAAGAUGUUCUUGGACAGGUUUCCUCAACCUCAGCCCUCCAGAUGUUUUGAGACUACAAUUCCCAUCAUCCCUGACCACUGGUCCUGCUAGCUAGGGAUCAUGGGAGUUGUAGGCCAAAAACAUCUUGAGGGCCGAGGUUGAGGAAGCCUGUUCUCAGGGAUGAUGGGGGUUGUAGCUCAGAGUCAUCUGAAAGGCCAGAGAUUCCCACCCCUGAUCUAAAGCCACCAUAAAUAAUAAACAAAUACAUUUAUAUCCCACCCUCCCCAGCUGAAGCCAGGCUCAGAGCGGCUAACAGCAAUAAAGUGACACAAUUUACAUAAAAUCACAAUCAAUUAAUUGAAAUCAGGCAUUUCUCUUGGGGGGGGGGCAAGGAUGCUAGUUCCGUCUCGUUUUGCUGGUUUGAUCAUCGCCUUCCCCGAGUUGGAGGGAAAUGACUGGAGAAGCAAUGUGGGACAAAUCUAGCUUUUUUGUUGCAAAUCCCCUCCCCAUGAAGAAUGCCUAAAGAGAGUUUCUCUGUCCGUUUGUCUCUUAAAAGCAGUCAUCAGCCCAAAUAUUUCAGCAAAAUCUGUCUGCCUAUUGCACUGAAAUAAUGUACACUUAAAUUUUGCAAUAUGUCAAGCUCCUCUAGUAGUGUAUAAUCUCCUGUGCUCAUACACCUUGGGAUUCUUACUUGGGAAUCUUUUGUUUAUGCUGGGCUCCUUGCCUGCUGAUUCUAGAGCCUUGCAGUUCAUUGGCUGUUACUGCUUUGUGUGCUUCGGACGUGUGUACAGAUAACCACUACAACAUCCUAGGAAUGCUGGAAGAGCCCUUCUAAGUCUAAGGAAAGGACUUAAACUAGUCCAGCAUGCUGCUGAUAAUUUCUAAGGGCGCUUCUAGGCAGGUGUUUUCCACUGGGGCUGUUGCUGCAUUGACUUGCAGUCACCUCAGGCCGUCGACUAUGUUGUCACUCUGAGCUGGAGCCAUCUUAGGGAGUUGCAGGUGGCAUUUACGCAUGACUGGUGUUAUACUGCCGUGAUCUCAUUGCUGCCAUCUGCAGAGGACCAUAGUAGCACUGGCCUAGGUUCCCCGUGUUGCUACUCUAUUCUGUUCUUGAGGUUUUAAGAUCUGUAACAGCCUCCUGCACGCUAUGUUGAAGCAGUAGUACUUCCUCUUUCUUUUGAGCCUGCUUUUGUGUAAAGACUAACAAUUGAUGAUGAUGAUGAUUUUGCAUUUAUAGCCCACUUUUUAUCCAUGGAGCUCAAGGUGGCAUAUAUGGUUUUCUCACUCCCGAUUUUAUGCCCGUGAUGACAAGCCUGUGAGGUAGGUUAGGCUGAGAGAUGGUUGCUGCUCAAGGUUACCCAGUGAGUUUCAUAGCUGAAUGGGGAUUUGAAAGGAUGUUUUAGGAGUAGGUAGUUCAGUAAUGCUUGUUCUGGAUCACAGUGGCUCUUCAUGGUCUCAGGCAAUGGUUUUUCACAUCACCCGAUGCCUGAUCCUUUUUAGAAAAAACUGAAUCACUCUGCAAUGUUAAAAAACAAAACAAAAAUAUUAUGCAUCUUUAUCCAGAAGCUAUCCAAGUCAGAAAUGUUUACUAGCGCUGUGCCAAUUCCCCCCCCCCCCGACCAUAUAUUCAAGAACUAUAAAAGGCAGGAGAAGAUAUUGGAGAAAUUUUCACAGGUGAGGUGUUGCUGUGCUUAACCUUUCCAGCAGUGAUGUAGGUUUUCUGGGACAUAUUUAAUUGGAAAACUUCCCUAUGUAAAUAAUUUGCAUUUGAGUAUAGUCUGCGUAGGGUAACUUGCAUUAGAAAAUUCACUGAUGCCCAAGAGAGUGCUAUAAUUUGGCAUGUUUAUUUCACUUGUAUUUAGUAAACAAUGCUAGAAAAAAUGCCGGAUAUUUAUUUGCAAUUGGCAUCCAUUCAUUUUUACUAAUGAAUUUAGGAAGUAGAAGAUUUUCUGCAGGAAAAAACAAAACACUUGAAAAAAAUUCUGCCCCAUAUUUCAAGGGGGCCCAGGGGUGAUUGUGAGUGUCCUUUCUUCCCAUACCAUCUCUCUGGUUUUCUGCAACUGCAGCCACCUUGGGUGCCUGCAAUCUAUGUCUUCAAACGGGCAUUCCUAUAAGUAGGGGAAGUUGGGGAGGCUGCCUACUAUGCAUCUAACAGCUGUUUGCAAUUUAAAGAACAAACUUCUCUCAUGGGGCCUUUUCAGAUUGAAGAAGUUCAGGCAGUUGAGGAAGCUGCAAAAAUGGGGAGAAAUGUAUAAUUCUGGGCAGAAUGGAAAUUGAUGCCUUCUUCUAUCCAUAUUUGCAGGGCAAGGGGAGUUUGGAGGGCAGGUUUUGGCCCAGCAUUAGCUUUUACAGAUGAGAGUAAAGUAGUCUUCCUUGACUACUUCUCCUCUCACUUCAGCAGAGUGAAAUAAUUUUAAUAAUAUAGUUGACUGCUUUCCUUUGCACCUGACCUCUAUGGUUUCAUUUUGUGGUUAGCCCCAAGCAUUAGUCUGUAUUUAGCCAUAUUCCUCCCUGCCCCCCGCUCUUUAUAUAUAAGGAUGGAAGACUUACUUAAAUUUGAGGAAGGCUAUUCUUCAUGAAUAUAGCAAGAGAGAGAAGGCUUGCCACUGGGCUCCUCCUAGUCAAUAAUACCUUUAAUCUGUGGUUGUAGUAGCAACUUGAAAGCUUUAUUUUGGUUUUAAUAAGUAGUUCUUGUUUUUCUGCAGACUGUGGAGAUUUUUUAUUAAUAUGUAACUCCUAACUCUGAAGGGUACAAAGACCUUGAUAUAUUUAGCCUCAGUAUCGAUCUGAUACACAACUGGCACAAUAUUACUAUAAAAUAAAUGGCUGCUCACUGCCAAUGUAUAUAGACAGUAUUGAUGUUUAAUCCUUCUGGAAACUUGUUUUUUUUUAAUGACCUUGCUGCUAUGAGGUGAACAGGCUUUGCUUACUGAAAUUGCCCUCUUGCCAUUCGUGGAAGUUGGCAGGUCUUGGGCCCUAGUCCUUUGACUUACUUUUUGACAUUUAAGGCACAUGCGUGAGAUUUAAUGACCUGUCUUUUCUUUAACCUACUUGGUUUUUUAAAGUGUAAGUAUGUUAUCAUUGUUGAGGGUUUUUUUCCUUCACUUGUCAGGCCAAAGUUUUAUUUCACUAAGCUCUGUUGUUCACUCUUUUAUUAGGGGUUUACAUCUUGGCUUGCAUUAAGAAGGUUAAAUCGCCUAAUCUUAGUUCCAUCAGAUUCCUUCCACGUGGCCUCAGAUACCUCACCACUCCAUAUAGUUUCUUUUCUUUUCCAAAUUGUGACAUUUAUUUAUAUUUUCAAAUGUUUCCUUCCAAGGGCUAUAAUCAGGGCAGCUUAUCUGAAAACAAUACACUGGGAACUUUGUGACAUGUUUCUGUCUGUCUUUUGUCCCUGUGAUUUCUCGAAACAAGUUCUAUGUGCUUAGCUAUUGAUUUAAGAAAAACUUGCUCACCUGUGUUUGUGCUUGCAAACGCGCAUCUUGCCUUCAUAUUUACUUACCACUGAAAAUGCAGGUUUAUAUGCAGUAAAGUUGGUGCCCAUUUAAAAGUGUGAAUGGCACUCAGCUUUGAUUUCAUGUAAAUAAGCUUUUUCCUUGAUAAACAGCGGUACAUAUGAUUUUGCAUACUGUAUGUGAUGGUUCAGUUCAGACGCUUACAACUGCAAAUCAGGGGUUUUUAUUUCAGGAUUUGAAGUGGUUAUGGGGGCCUUGGAUAUGAAAGGUAAUUCAAGCUCUUUCUCUCUUUCUGUCUGAUCCCAUGCAUUUGAUUUUUGUCACCCUGUCCAGCAUUCAGUCUUGCUCAAUGCCAUCUUUACAUGUUGUGUUGGUGUGCCUUGCCUGGAAAGACACAAUAGCUUUUUUCAGAGAGUUCGAUACAGUUUUAAGGGGUGGGAGUUUCCUGCUUGUAAGCUCAUUCAACUUUCACUUCCAGUAAAGCAGGUUUUGUAGGCAUUUGUUCCAUAACCUCCAAAGCCCACUUGAUCAGAAGAGAGCCCUUCUCUCAACUGGGAGAACAAUCAUGUACCCCAGGAUUUUGUACCUCCAUAGAGGGCACCACCCAACAGAUGACACCAAACAGUGCAAUGUAAGAAAAGCCACGUGAAUGGGUGGAAGGAACCAAGAAGAACCUGUCCCUGCAUUAAGCAUUUGCACUUGCUGGUUAUCUCCCGCUUGGAUUACUGAAAUGCGCUCUACAUGGGGCUACCUUUGAAGGUGAUCCAGAAACUACAACUAAUUCAGAGUGCUGCAGCCAGACUGGUGACUGGGAGUGGCCACCAAGACCAUAUAACACCGGUCCUGAAAAGCCUACAUUGGCUCCCAGUACGUUUCUGAGCACAAUUCAAAGUUGGUGCUGACCUUUAAAGCCCUAGGUGGCCUUGGCCGCCCAGUAUACCUGAAGGAGCAUCUCCACCCCCUUUGUUCUGCCCGGAUAUGGAGGUCCAGCUCCAAGGGCCUUCUGGUGGUUCCCUCACUGCAAGAAGUGAGGUUACAGGGAACCAGGCAAAGGGCCUUCUUGGUAGUGGCACCCGCCCUGUGAAACGCCCUCCCACCCAAUGUCAAAGAAAUAAACAACUAUCCGAUUUUUAGAAGACAUCUGAAGGCAGCCCUGUUUAAGGAAGUUUUUAAUGUUUGAAGUUUUAUUCUGUUUUUAGUGUUCUGUUGGGAGCUGCCCAGGGUGGCUGGGAAAACCCAGCCAGGUAGGUGGGGUAUAAAUAAUAGAAUUAUUGUUGUUGUUAUUAUUAAUAAUAAUAAUAAAAAAGCAAGUUUAUGUUUUUGAAAGGGGCUUAAUGAAGGAUCUGGUGUGGUAGACUAGACUUUUAAGAAGGAUCAGGCAGUGUGCUUCUCUUUGCCUGUAAUAAAACAAGAAAAGAAGCCAUUGUUCCAUGACUACAAGACAUUUGUGUCUCCUCCAAAGUUUUAAAUUUAGACCCUGAAGUGUGCGUGUAAUAGAGAGUGUACACAAUAGAUGUCCAUCUCAAUAAAAACCAGCUUUUUAAUCUUCUGUCUUGCCUCUUCACAAACUUGAUACCUGCCCCAUAGUCAACCUGUGCCAGAUCAUGAGAAGUGAUACAUAGGGAUGAAUGGCAGUCCUUAGAUCUAUCUAAUUGGAUACCUUGGGAAAGAGAUGGAUCAUGCAAUCUUGGCCUUUUAAUAGCUCCGUUGUAUGCCCUUAUGUGAACAGCAGAUUGCUUUUCCUUUUUAAUAAUCUUCAUAGUCUUCAGCAUCCUUUAAUUGGAGCAUUUUCCUGUCCCCUAUUACAGCUGAGGGAAGUGUACGCAGUUUAUCGACAUAAGUAAUGGCUCUGUCAUAACAUGAAAUAAGCAUAUGCUGUUCAUUAGAUUAGACAUGGUUACUACUUACAUUUGGAAGAGCAGUGUAAUUAAUUGAGGUUUGACUUCGGGAAUCAGGGCUGCUUUUAAAUAAAAUAAUCUACGGUUUGAUUGCAAGUCUGCCUAAAGGUGAAGACUGAAAUGUUAUUUUACAUUUGGCAGGUAGAAGUUUGCCUGAGAGAACUGAAGAUUGUACAUGCGCGCACGCGCGCGCGCACACACACAGAAUUUUCCCUUCACUUGAUAUAUAUUAUACAAAGGAUUUGGUAUGCAACUGGACAGAUAAACGGUGGCUAACUGGAAAAAAAGUUGAAGGAACUAAUAAUGAUCCCCUACGGAUCUAAUAACGUCCAUCCUCAAUGGGAAAGCUAUGCCUGUUCAUUCACACUAUGACAUGAUAUUUGUCCUCAGGCCUGGCACUAUCAGGUAAAGGCCAGGCCCCAAGAAGGUCCAAAUGGGAUGCAUGCUGUAUUUCUCUGGGGUUUUGGCCAGCACUUUGCUGUGUGCCCAAUGCUGUGGUAAAAAUGUAAAAAAGGGACUCCUGCCACUCACUUCGGCCUUGUAGGAUUACUGAGGGGUCCCCUGUGAGGAUGGUGCAUAUGGUUCCCAGAGAGCAUUUUGCCCAGGGCCUUCCUAAAGAUGACACCAGCCUUGAUGCUUCUGAGUUAGGAAAGCGUUGAGCAAAUAUUCUUACUGUUACCUUUCUGGUCACUGGAAUAGCCUCUGGCAUUUAUCAGACACAGCCAGAGCUUUUUUUCAGCCAGAGCUCAGGUCCGGCACCUCUCAGGUGGGCACCAGUGCUGCUCUUAAGAGAAGAAGGGAGGCGUUCAUGGUGAGCUCCAGCACCUCUUUUUUUGAGAAAAAUAGCACUACACAGCUAGUUAGUUGUGGUAAGGCUACUAAUCUUUCUAUUGGUGAAAUUGGUGAUCUUUUAAUGAAAAUGUCACUUGGCCCUCCGAUCAGUCUCUAUUCCUGGGCUACUUUUCUGUCCUCAGGUAAUACAAUUUUUUUUUAAAAAAAGGCUCUGGGGGGUGGAUCUUGGUAACUACUGGCUAGUAAGCGUAACUUCUGUCCUGGAAAACUGUUGGAAAGUAUUGUCAAAGAUAAAAUAACCAAGCAUGUAGAAGAAUAGGUCUUGCUGAAGCAGAGCCAGCAUGGCUUCUGCAAGGGCAAAUUCUGUUUCAUGAACCUGGUAAGACGUCUUUGAGAGUAUCAACAAGCAUAUAGAUAGGCAUGAUCUGGUUGACGUAGCACUUGACAUUCAAAAAGCUUUCGACAAGAUUUCUCACCAAAGACUUUUGGGUAAGUUGAGCAGUCAUGUAAUAAGAGGAGACGUCGUCUUGUGAGUCAGGAAUUGAUUAACUGGCUGGAAGUGGAGAGUACUAAUAAAUGUAUAGAAUUCUAUACAAUUCUCCAAAUGGAGAGAUGUAGAAAGGGGAAUCCCUCAAGCAUCAAUAUAGUAUAGAAUGGGGCUUUUUGGUUUUGAAUAAAUGUGAGCAAGAUGUGACAUGAUAGAAGUUUAUAGAAAUUAUGUACUGUUUAUAGAAAUUAUGUACUGUUGCAAACGUGAUCCGUGUGGGAAGCACGUUCGCAACCUGCAGCACUGAGUGUGCGUGGGUUGCGAUUCGGCACUUCUGCGCAUGCACAAAGUGCGAUUUAGUGCUUCUGCACAUGCACAAGCACCAAAACCCAGAAGUAACCAGUUCCGGUACUUCUGGGUUUGGCGUGGUGCACAACGCGAAAUCGCACAACCCGAAGUGUCUGUAACCCGAGGUAUGACUUUAUAGCAUGAAGAAAGCAGAUAGAUAAAAGUUUUUCUCCCUCUUCCAUAACAUUAGAACUUGGGGACAUCAAUAAAUCUGAAUGUUGGAACAUUCAGGACAGAUCAAAGGAAGUAUUUCUACACACAGUACACACAGUUAAACAAUGGCACUUGCUCCCACCGGAAGCAGUGAUGGUCACCAACUUGGAUGGCUUUCAAAGGGACAAAUUAAUGUAGGACAAGGCUGUCUAUGGUUACUAGUCAUGAUGUCAGUGUUCUGUCUCUACUGCCAGAGGCUGUAUGCUUCUGAAUACCAUUUGUUGGGAGUCAUAGGUAGGCAGAGUGCUGUUGUGCUCAUAGGCUUCCCACAUACAUCUGGUUGGCCACUGUGCGAACAGGAUGCUGGACUGGACGGGCCAUCAGUCUGAUUCAGCAAACUCUUAUGUUCUUAAAGUAUUCAGAAACAAACAGGCUUAAAUACACAUCUUGAAAAACAGGAGUAAUUGGCAGGCAUGGUUGUAACCAGCACUCAAAGCUAUUAUGGGCAGAUAUAUGCUCAUCUGUUCUCAACACCAUAACGGACAUCCUCCUUGUGACUUACUAAUAGCAGAAUUCCUAUAGACUCAUCUCAUCCCAUUCAUUGAGGGCUUUGGGAAGGGAGUGUGCUUUUCAUGGAAUGUUGGUGCUCUUUCAAUUCUGUCAGCAACUUAGUAGCUUAAUUCUGCAAGUUAUUCCUCAGUCCCAUUUUGCUUGGCGCAGUCAGAUUGGAAAGGUUUGUUCCACCACAUGCUCCAGACUGAUCUGAUGAAGGGUAGAGAACAGGAACAGACAUUUGUAGUUGGAAUGCUGACCUGAGAAAUGUGUGGUGGUCACAAAUAAGGGCAGCAUCAUUCCUGGUCGCAACUGUGUGGCCUACAGAGAAUUAAACAACUUGCUUGGCAAAUCAUGCCGUGAAUGAUUUUGAGAAUAACAAAUGUUAGAUGGGAUGAAUGGAAAAACUGCUCAGUGGAAGAAGUCUAGUGAUCUGCUCUGAAUAUAUACUUUGCAAUGUUUACACGUGGACUUUUGGGUUGUGUUGGCACUUUUUAGCAGUGUUGUGGAAGCGUUCCUUUCAACUUUACAUUGUCUUUCUCCUUUAAUUUUUUAAUUACUGGCAAACCAAGGAGCAGCUCUGAAGUUAGGAGACUAGAUUUGUAAGCGUUUGAAGUUAGGAUAUCUGAAGAGGGUAAGGGAAAGAAGAAGCAUGAGUGCCCGAGACUCUCCAACCUUCUUUUGUGAGAUGCCUGGGGAUUGUGGGGCUGGAGAUAUUCAGAUUCUAAUUUAAUUUUAAAGCUCUCUUCAGGUGUCAGAACCAGGGACAGGCAACAUGAAUAGAAAAGUCCUACAUUUUCGAGCCUGAAACCCUUUAUCACGCAGCUUCUUCCGGCUUCCUGUGUUCUAGUGUUACUUCUGUAACCCUACAUCUUUUGCUUGCCUGGCAGAGUCUCUAUCUUAAGCUUUGCAACUGUGAGGCAUUAGAACUUUUAGCAACAUCAGCCUUGUAUUGCACUUACAUCUAUUUUCCACCUACAACUUCCUUCGCUACCAGAAAAACCAGGCACUUUAAAGGGGGGGGGAGUGUGCCCAAUGCUCUUUAAUUGUCCAAAGUGGGUGAUGUGCAUUCCUUAAUGCUGUCUUUGCAUGUGAAGGGGUAGGUUUCUGCACAGAGGUAAGAUAAUGAUGGAUUUAUAUGCUAUUCACCUGCUUGAUGUGAAUUGCUUCAUUUUGGACUUAAAAUUCUGUCUGGUUGGUACGUCCAUCAUCAGACGUGUAAGGACAGUAUCUCAGUUCCUUUUCUUUUUUUAGCAACGUGCUUCUAUUUAAGCAGCCUGCGAACUUGUUGGCUUAAGAUAAGGAACACGUGCAAGGUCUGAUAACAACUUGGCUUACAUUUCAUGACACUGUCAUUGCGAAAUUCAAAAGUCUGUGUUCCAAAUGGCAGUGCUAUCCCAGGGUGUUUGUACUUAGAACAUUCUGAAUAUUCCAAGUAUUGAUGUACUGGACUGGAGGAUCUUGUAGCUUCUCAAGAUUUGAGCAACCUUUUGUAUACAGAGUCCAUGUUAGCAAGUGAGAUUUUGCCACAACAGAACGUCAUCCACCUGACAAGAGUGCCUAAAUUGCAGGACAGUGAUGUUUUGUUUGAUUCAUAUCAAAAUUUAUGGUGGAUGUGAAAUUCCACAUAGUGAUGCUGCAAAGGAUAUUUCAGGGAUAUCCUUGGUUGCCUUAUUCUUGGUAUAUCUAAUCCACUUUUGCUUAUUGUGACUGGCAGUGGUGGCAGAGGUCAAUCAAGUCUAUUGAAAAUCCUUUCAAGUAGUGGUGUAGACAAUACUUGCAUAUUUCUUGGCUCAGAAAUAUGAAAUGUGGGGAUUGUAAUGUUCACUUCAAAUAUGAGGUGAUCAUUACAUCACCAUAAUUCUUCUCUGGCUUGGAUUUUAACCUCAUGAGAAGAAUAAAACUCCCUCUCCCCCACUUCCCGGGCAGCAGUAGAGAGGGAGGACAAAAAUGUGGGAAUGGCGUUUCUCCCUUGUGGUUCCUGGCACUGAUGUAACACACCACAGUGUGUAUGAAUAGACCUGGCAGGUGUAGUUCUCCAAACUUUGGAAAACUACAUUUCCCAGGUUUACUUUCAUGGUGUUUCUGCACCUGCAGGGGAAAAAACCUCCUUGCAGUUGUAGGUAAUCAGAGGGGAUGGAUGAAGUUACAGGAAGGUGUUGGAGAGAGACUUGCAAGGAUGGGAGAAUGAUUGGAUCCCAUUGCGUUCCCAACUGGGGACAUGAUGGGGUCUGAAUAAAUUCAUUAUUUGGACAUAAACAAACUAAACAAUUUCUUGAUUUAUUUCUUUUUGAGGUGAGGAAAAUAGGUCAACUUACUCUAAUCCAAAUUGAGAGUGGGGGGUGUUUGCUCGUCAUUACUUGAAUAUGUUAGAUAUUGCACAUAGAAUAUAUUGCAGAGGGAGCCUAUACUUUCCCAUUUUGCUGCGGGCUGUUCCCAUAUGAUAUCUGGACCUGUACGAUAGCUCAGUCAGUAGAGUAUGAGGCUCUUAAUCUCAGGGUUGUGGGUUUGAUCACUACGUUGGGCAAAAUAUUCUGAAUUUUAGGGGGUUGGAUUAGAUUACCCUUGGGGGUCUUCUGAUUCUAUGAUUCAGUGAAAUAGCAAAUGCCUUGUCCCUGUGGUUUCUCUGAACUCUGUCACUAUUUUGCCGCAAUAUGCCUAUUAAUAAAUCAGUAUUGUUGAGCAUCUUAUUGUUCUUUUAUUUCUGGUGGGUGUUUGGGGAGAACAGGCACUUGAAGAGAGAGAGAGAGAGAGAGAGAGAGAGAGAGAGAGAGAGAGAGAGAGAGAGUGCACUUGCUUAUAUAAGAGGCAAAGCAGAACCUGAAUGGCAGUCAACAGGCUCCAGUGUUUUGGCAAUUAUUUUUUUUUAAAAAAGAAACCGCAUACCAAUUAAAUGAGGUAUGAAAUGUUUCAGGAAUUCUCAUUCUUGGAAGGACAGUGUAUGAUUGAGCAAGGUUAAGAGAGUUGAAAACCUAAUCUGUGACUCUUUACCAUUCCACAUAAAACUGUACUUCAUGAUUUGUGUGCACUGCAUCUCCAUUGCUUUGAAAACUUUUACAAGCUUGGUUUGCUGAUCCAUUAUACACCUCUACUUCUGUAUUAAAUUCUUACGGCUGAUAGGUGAAAAUAAUAAUAAUAAUAAUAUAAGAAUAAUUAAUAAUAAUAAUAUGUUUGAUUGGAUCCAACAGCUCUUAAGGAAUAAUGUGUAACUAAAGAGAGCAGAGAAAUCUUACAUGUUUUCUCUUCUGUUGGAAUACUUCUAAUUGCUCUAUUAUGGUGGGGAUGGACAUAUAAUGGCAUCAUCCCUAACCAUUGACAAUGUUGUCUAGGGCUGGUGAAAGUUGGAAGGCCAAGAUUCCCCAUCCUUGUCUUCCUUUGGUAUAAAAUGGAUCUGCAUCGCUUGGUUAUUCUUAGCCUAUCCUUUUGUCUCUCCCUCCCCCUCAAAACGGUUGGCUAAUCUGUAACCUUCCAGAUGUUGCUAGACCUACAGCACACCUCAUACCUGACCAUUGACCAUGCUGGCUUUGACUAGUGGGGGGUGGAGUCCAGCAACAGCGGGAGGAAUAUAGAAAGCUGCCCAGUUCUGACUUGUUCAUCUCCAAUAUUCAAGGAGACAACUCCAGGAUACACUGUAACUUUCUGCUAGCAUUCACAUCUGAAUGAGGCUCCAAAAUUAGCCUGACGGUUUGUGGCCAGAACGCAGGAUGUUUACUCAUUCCUGACUCCCUCAUAAUAAAGUGCAAUAGCUAAGAAACAGUUGUGUCGUGUGCAAUAGGUAUUGUGGCUGUUUUUGUAGUGCUUUUUAGAAACAGAGUAAUGCAACCAAAAGAACAGUCCCUAUUCUAAGGUGCUUCAAGUUCAGACUUAAUCUUGCUGGGUUUAUGGAUGGAAAAAGAGCAGCAGCACAAACUACAAGUGGAAAGGAGAGAAUGUGAAAUAUACAUCUAUAUAUUUAAGAUAGCUACUACCCUGAGUACAAAUGGAUGCAGCCUUCUAAAUUACUGCAUUCGACAGGUUUUCAAACACCCCUUUGUUUUCUUUAAGAUGGAACAUUUCCAUAAGAGACAUGAGGAAUUUCCUUUUGGGAGGAAUAUUCCAGGGCAGGGAAGGAGGUGGAUGGGAUUCUGACAGUUUUCUAUUCAUCCCUUUUCGCCCACCAUUAUUAUGCAAGUAUCUUCUUCUGAUUUUUUUUUGGGGGGGGGGUUGUUGUUUAUGUCUCUUUGGUGUUUUAUCACCACAUCAGUUAUUGCUUUGGGAUGCUUCUUUUGUCUUACUCUGUUUGCAUUUGAUGAGGAGACAUAUAAUUAGGGCCAUUUCCAGAGGCAAACAGGCAAAUGUCUAGAGUGAAAUUAAAGCAUUACCAUACUACAACCAAUACAGGGGAAGGCUCAGAGUAGGCUUAAAAUAACUGUUUUGAGAUUGCAUUUCUGCACCAAGUUUCCUUUUGGAACCUAGUGAGACUGUUUGUAUUGUAGCAUCUGAGCCGGUGUAAAAUAUUCCAAGGCACUGAGAGAAAGAGGAUUUGGAAGCUUUCACCAGCAGUAGAGGAUAGGGUGUUCAUGAAUGAACUUGCAAAAUGUGUGCUAUAAUUUGGUAUGUAUGUCCUCUCCCCACCCCUGCUUUUUAUAAUUUCUUUUCCCCCCCACCCUCCUCCUCCUGUUGACAGAAUCUUCUCUAGUCAUGUGGAUUUCCAGCCUAUUAACAGCUGAAACAAUUUAGGACACUAUCAGUCCUUUGGCCUAACAAGGUGUUUACUGGCAGUGUAUUGAAAAGUUUUCUUCCGUAAUUGCUUUGUCUCUGCUGUUUUGGAAGCAGGUUAUAUCCUUGGCAUUUAGUGGAAGCUUCUCUUUGACUGCAGCAAGCUGACUUUCUUUUUCUCUCUCCCUCUCCCUCUUUCUUUCUUUCUUUGGUGUGUAACAGGAGGGGGCGGGAAUAUCCCUCAUUUGAUAUUUAGAGCAUAUUUGCAAUUGUUAAUCAGUGGGGUGUCUCCCUCCCCCCCUUCAACAAAAAAUAAAGAACUAAUAAUGCAUGGUUAGGCUUUAAUCAUGUCCUCACUGGAAUCAUCAGCACUCUGCAAAUGUAAGUCCAGUUAAUUGGCAGACCACCUCAUCCAUCCCUAAUGUCACAACGACUCUGAGUAGUUGUAAAUAAGUGCUUCCUUUUUAGGUUUCAGGCAAGUGCAAUAUGUGGCAUGCAUGGCUUAUUACCCAAAGAUGGCUUGGAAAUAUUUUCCUUACCAUAGUUUUUUUUUCUAACUAGAGGAGAGGCACUGGGGAUCAGCAGUUUCCAAGACCAUCAGAUUCCCAACUGGGAUUCCCACCAGUGGGCAAUGAGUGUCUUACUGGUCAUUUUCCGGACUAUCUGCAAAGCUUGUUGGGUGCUUGUAGCAGGAAUGGUUGGUGGUUCCUAUUAGUGGUGAAGACUUAUGAAUGGGAUAAAAUUUUGCCUCAGCUACAACAGAUUUAACCUGGCACCUUUGCUAAACUUUGUUUUAAACAUUUUGCUCUUGUCCUGUAGGUUUUGUUAGCCUCCCUGGCUUUCUCUCUCCAGCUGAAAUUUAGCUGUUGACAAAUCCUCCAAGGAGAUGUGGCUGGUUGUUCCUUUGAAUUUCAAAGCACCAGAGUUGUGGAGGCGACAUACAGUAUCAGUGUCAUUAACUCAUGGCUACGUUUCCUGAUGUUACAUUUAAAUAGGCCGUGAUUCCCACCCCCCUUUGCUUUAAAAAUGUUGCUGCAAAACUGUUGUUGUUGUUUAAAUUUAUAUACUGCCCUCCAUCAUAAUAUUUCAGGGUGGUUCACAGGAAAACAGAAUAUUGGAACUUGGGAGUCAAAAUUCCUGAUUGAAACCAAGGCAUACCAUUGGGUAGCAUCAGGUUUUUCCAUGUUUAGUCAAAUGAAAAGACGUUAGGAAACCCUUUUCAGUUUGAGGGCCAUAUUCCUUUCUGGGCAGCCUUCCAAGGGCCGCAUUCCAGGGGUGGGCGGAACCAGGGGCAAAAGUAGGCCAAGCAACAGAUGUUCAUCCUACCUUUGGUAUAUUAGAAUGGUUUCUUCUACACACUCACAAAUAUUCUCUCUAUCCUUCGUCCAGGCAAGCAAGUUCAAGAACAUAGUCCAGGUGGCCAAACUCUCCAGGAGGGCGCGAAGCAGGGCCAGUGAGGGGUGUGGCCUAGCAAGAAAGGGUGUGGCUGGGGAGGUGAUGGGGUCUGAGGAGAGUCUCAAGAGCCAGAUACAGGUGUGGAGGUCCGCAUUUGGCCCCUGGACUUGAGGUUCCCACUCCAGUCCUACAGGGAGUGAGCAAUGUGAGUGGAAGCGGCUACUCUUCUCCUUGUUUUUCACUCUUUGAGCAUUCACAGUGACAGUGACAACAAAUAGGAAGAACGGCAUGGCCAUGGGACUCUGGAGGUUGAUUGUGGGCCUUGGCAGGUAUGUGAUAAUGCUGACCCUUGCUUGGCGCAAGCACAAAACCUCACAGGCAUUGCAAACACACGUCCCAGUACAGUUGCAUCUUUCCUUGGAAAUAUACCUGUGUCAGGAGGGUUGACGUUCAGUUGUCAUAUGUUACCAACUGGGAUACAGCAUCCAUGCUUUACAUUUGAAACAUUUGGGUGAUGUCUUGAUUGGAAGCCUUCCCCUUUUCAAAGGACUUGAGCUAAAGCAAGGUCAGCAGCACAACUUAUUCAUAACUCUUGCUGGUGCAUGACUUUGGCUUGACUUGUGUAGCCUCUUGUCUAUCCUUGCUUCCUCAUCUGUGUGAUAGCCCUUUGGUGCUAGCAUUAUGCUUGUUUCAAAGUGGUGAAAUAUAGUGAAAUGAACUGUCUUGUUCUGAAUGGUGUAGCAUCCAUAAGAUAGAUUUAUUUUAUGAUCUUAAUAUGUGCUGCUUUUAUAUUGGAGGUGGAGGGGGAGAAUUGUUGGCUGGGUAAUGGAUUUGGACAGAUGAUAUUCUUAAAUUUACUUGUCUACUUUUCUGAGUCCUUACUUUCUAGGAAAGGUAGCAACUUUUUCUUUAUAGCUGUACUUCCCUUUUUUCUUUUUUCUUUUGGGUUAGAUAAAUGUCCCACAUGGCUUCAUCUCGCCCACAUGGUCCAUUAUUGCCAGUUGGCUCAGUCAUCCAGUGCUUGGGCUCAUCAUACUGAAUUAGUUUCCAAAAAAGAGAUGCCAUGCUGUUUCCAUCCACUAAUCUAGUGUGGGUUGGAAGGAUCUGAUCCGAAGCCAAAGCAGAACCAGAUAGGAUUGGAUUACAUCUAAUAUCCUUGCCAAAGUAUUGUCAAGUUUUGCAACUUUGCUUUCUGGGAAAAGGCUGCUUUCAGUAUUAAUGUUUUUGUUCACAUAAGUGAUUCUGCAAGUAAAUUCCAUGAUGCAAAUUGUAAUGUGGGAAGGGCUUAUGCUAUAAUUAAGCCAUUAAGCAAAGUGUCAUAUGCAUUACUGAAGAGUAAUGGCUCCUAUACACAGGUAUAAAUCCUUCAUAAAUGGUGGUUUGUAGGAGCAUAAAGGAUAAGCCCACAAUGUUGUCCAAAUUGACAGCUAGUGCAAAUGCAUGGGCAAGUUGAGCGAGGUAGGUUGGGGCACUUCGAAAGAAUGGCAACCGUUCAUAAUCUACUGGAAUAAUGUCCAGGAAUAAUACAUUCACAAAUGUUAAUGCUUUACUGUAGUUUACUUACCUUCUAACACAUAUAACUGGCUAUCGCAAAAGUGUUGCAUGCAAUUUGCUUUCUUCCAUUUUGCAUUUGAUAUUUCCAAUGGAUGCGUUCGUGUAAUUGUAAUUUCACCAACAGAGGAAAGGCCAGCUGUAUGGAUGCUGUUGAAUUUCUCCACAGAUGCAGCUCUUGAGGGCUGGAUUUUUUGGGCCAGCAACACCAUAUGCAUAGAUUGAUGCACCACAGCAAUUCACACUUAGGGGCCCAGGCUAAAGCCAGGUCAUCCCACAGCUGGACCAAGUCGUGCUCAGAGGGUCCAGAAAGAGAAAGGCUUCUGGUGAAGAGGAGAAGGGCGUUUUGAGAAGCGUGUUGGGGAUGUAACCAGGGGUUGAAGGGUUACAAUGUUUGCCAGGGGCCCUGGAGUCCGCAAACUGUGCCCUGGAGACUUUUUGAGGAGGAUGGUCCAAGAUCAUGUGCACAUUUCUGGGUCCUGGAACCAAGGUUUUGGCUGGUGGGAGAGGGUGAUCUCCAUACCGCCCUUCACUCCAGUCAUGCUGCAGUUUUCUCAAAGCCUCCAGGAUAUGUCAAGGGGCCUGUGCCCUUUCCCUCUGACUUGGCCAAAGCUACAACUCAGUGUCUGUUGCUUCUGUGUCUGAUGUGGAUUCUUGCAUGUUAAUGGCAAAAAGGCUGAAUACUGGGGAAUUUCUGAGAGGGAGGUACUCGAGGAAAGAAGCUCAUAGGGUCUAAAAUAAUACUUGUACUAAAAUAAUCAUUGUGCUGAAAUAAUACUUGAAAACCGUGUUUUGAAACCUGUUAAGUCUUUGUGGUCUUAGUCGUCCUGUAAUCAGGAUUUGUACCUGCAUAGGUGAAAGGCUAGAGGAUUAUUUUUGGAGCAUGAGGUCAUUGUUCCCCUUCCCUUUAGCAGUGUAUUUUGGGUGCCAUUGAUAAUGGAGCAGAGCCAGGACCUCACACCCUCAGUUCCUUUUCUUUCUCUUUUGCUACCAUGGCUGUAGGAGAGAGGGCUCAACAGGGGGGUUCUAGUACAUAGUCUACCCCAUCAGUUUCUAAAAAGUUUAACAUUGGAUUAAAUGAAGUUUCACAUAAAUUAUCUGAAGAAGCUAAGGUGGUAUCCCUGCAAAAAUGCUGGAUUCUUUGAAACAAAAGGAAGACAGUGCACCGAAACAAUAUUGUGUCCAAACAAAGAGGCCAAUGGAUUCAGAAAGUGGUUUUUUAAUAUAAAUCUUACCUAUACUUGGAAAAGUUAUCCUAACCUGUCUUGGGCUGAUGGAAGUUGCAGUCCAUUGUAGGGCACCAGGUUGAGGAAAAGAAAGGGACUAUCUGGAUCCAAGUCUCAUGACAUUUGUACAAUUCUAAACUAAAGUGCUCCUGGAAAAUAUAUCUAAUAUCAUUCUUCAUCUCUGUUUCCAGCACACUUCUGUGGUGGGACUCAUGGGGACUCUGUGGUUCCAAGAUCAGGCAAGAAUUCCACUUCUGUUCCUCAUAGAUAUUAAACCCAUAAGCUUCUAGAAAGAUGAUAGGGCUAAUAAAAAUUCAUAAGAAUUAGAUCUGGAGUUUGAUGUUUAUUUAGUGAUGCCACUAGAUUAUGCCUUCUAUAAAACAGGUGCACAUGUAUAAGUGAACAAAUCCUGUUAGCAGGGACUAUAGCUUUUAAUUUUUCAGCAUUGUGGGACUCAGUCCUGAUUCUUUGGAAGCUUAACUUCAAAUUCAAUGGGCAGGUAUGUCUGUAAUUCUUUUCUUCCAGAACCUUUGAUAACAUGCCCUAUGGUCAAUGAGCAUCCUUAUAUUUCCAGCUUGGAGAAGACAAUUGUGGAAUCCUCUCCUGCUGUCCCUUGCAAGAGUUCAUGCCCUUCACCCCAGAUACUUUAACACACAAACAGAGUGCACCCAUCUUUUGGGGAUCUUUGCAGUCUCCAUUUAAGAGCACUGAAGAUCCAGGUUUUUGGGGGGUGGGGGUGGGAUUGAGUAUGUUCUUUCCAUGUCUAUAAAAGUGCCACGCGCAGGAUGGGCGUAAAUGGAUUGCUCAUGUUCUUUCCCCCAAAGCCCUCUGAUCCUUUCCCCUGUGUCUUGUGGUACAUUAAAAAAAACAACAACUCUAGAACAGGAGUGAUGUAGAAACUCAUUUAAAGUUUACUUGGAUGCUGUCUCAGCUAAUAUAUCCCAGUUUAAAGGACAGUAUCUUCUCUCAUCCAAAGAGAAGUGUCUGAAAGGCAUAUUUCACAAGAUUGCUCUAGUCCACACUGCAGCACCACACUUUUAACUGAUGUGAAGUUCUCUGAACUGCUUGCUAAAUGUUCAUUAGAUUGUCUUUUCUUCCGCAUUGUGCUUUUGUAGCAUUUUGGUUACUCUAGGAGAAUUGGUAAGCAGGAGCUUAACAUGGCAACACUUGGUUUCCAAAAAUGGAUGCAGAUGACUUUUUUUUCACAACCCAGUUUAGAAUGUCUCUAUUCGAUAUAAGAAUUUAAAUAAGAUGAUAAAUUGCUGACAAAAUGUUAUAACGAUGAAAGUGGGAGCGGGGGAUGUGAGGAAGUCCAAAGAAAAUGUGAAACUAUGUUAAGACAAAUGUUAUAUUGUUUAUUAUGUUUAUUCUUAUUGUAAAAUCCAAUAAAUUGCUUUAAAAAAAAAAAAAAAUAGAAUGUCUCUAUUCUCCUCUGUCCUGUGUUUUCUGGUAACCAGGACAUAGAUCUGCUUUUAAUUCUGAAUCCAUCUUGCACUCUUUGUGUUCGCAGAGCUCUUACCUUUUAUCUGUACACAUGGGACUUCUUAUUCCCCAGGCAAUACCUAGAUGGAUUAUAUCUGCAACUUAACUGCAAAGUCAGCAGAUUUGUCCUUUCACUUUGAACGUGGAUGUUCACUCAACACAAGCCCAAGCUGCUGCAACAGUACUUUGAAGACUGUUUGGUUGUCCAUCCCUACUCAACUUUGUGAAGUGCAUGGACCCAUUGAUAUUGAUGGCAGAAAAUAAGCCAUUGUAAGCAGGGCAGUCUUCAGGUGCAUUGGUGUGAAUGAGCCUCUACGGUUCCCUUCUGGGCAACUUGAGAGCCAAACACCAAUAAUGGGUGAGGUCACAGGCAAAAGUGGAUAUAGUAACCCAUGUUGGCUGCUUUCUUCACACACCCCUCUAGCUUCCAUUUGGAGAAGAAAGAGGCAUUAUCAGAAUCCAGAGAUACAUUCCAGGCAGCCUGAAAGUGAGGGGGAUGGCCUGGGGAGGGUUCUGAGGGCCAGAUACAGAAGCAUUGAGGGCUGCAUUUGGCCCUCAGGCCUGAGGUUUCCCACCCUUGCUUGGCCCUCUUCUCCAGGUCCAACAUGAAAAAUCUCCCAAUUGGGGACUGCACAGAGGCUUUGAAAGACAAAACAGAAUCAUACUUGGCAAUAAGUGUUGCUUUUUCAAAGACACCAGUCAAACAAGGGAGGGUAGGAAGAGUGAUUCAGACUCCAAAAGGCCUGGGAGUUUCCAUGUAGACCUCAAUGGUUAGGCUGCAGAGCCAUUUGAAGAGCAACAGAUAAAUGCAGCUAUGUUUUUAAUGCUGCUUCUUCAGCAUUUUCACCCAAAUACGUCAGACUAGAAUGCAUCUUGAAAGUCUUCAGUUUUGCAUCCAUCUCUUUGGCAAGUCUAUACAACUAGGACUCCAUGAUGCAUAAAUGGAUUUAAACAUUGUGGGUAGGGCAGUAUCAUUGUUAUUGUAUUUUAAGCAUCUCUUUGCAUCAGAAAUUCUUGAUUCCUCUUGAAAAAAGAUAGUAUUGAUCGGUUCAGUUUGUCAAGAGCACUUAUCGGUAGUAGCAGAGUCUAUGGAGGCAAUUUACAUUUUUAAAUAUUUUUUGGGGGGGGCUUUACAUUUCUGAGCGAUAACCUUUUUUAUUAACUAAAAGAUACUUGAGAUGAUAAGCAUAUCUUGCCUUGUGUAAAACACCCACCCACAGGAGUCCCUCCAUUCCCUGUAAGACCUGCUGUGUGUUUGUGUGUGUGCAGGAUCUGUUUGCCCAACUUGGAGCAGGUAAAGAAAACUGCAAAAACAAAAUCAGGGCCCCUGUCCUUUAAAUGUAUUUCAGUUUGCAUUUUGAUUGCAGUUUAGAAACGUUAUCACCCACUUUGUCACAGACAUAAUUCACAUCUUUCUUCAGGCACUGUAAACAAGAGAAAUGGUUUAAUGGCUCCCUAAAAGGCACUCUGCACUGAUAGCUGAGAUUAGACCCUUUAGUAAUGGAUUUUUGCGUGCUGGAGAAAGAGGGGGGAGGGAGGGCUUGGCAGAGGGAAAUGUACUGGAAAAGAAUCUUUGAGAGGCAGUGAUGAUGUAUCUGAAGUGCCUUCUGCUCUAAGUCUUAUGCAUGGGCAGGUAGAUGGGUUUAACGAGUCUUCGACACUGUGGGUUUUAUGAGUACCCUUUUGCCUCUGGAAUUUAACUGCAUAUUAAUUGAGGUCAUCUCAAUCAGUUCAUCACCUGGAGACAGAGUGAGAUCAGCCGAGAUAGAGGAGUAUGGCUGGCCCAUCUUUUCUGCUCGCUCUCAUGAAAAAGCAUGUGCCCUGUGCACAUUGCUUCGUUAUGAGACUCUUCAUUCCAGAGCACUUCUAAAAAUUCCUUGAUUGGGCCGAAAGUGAGUAAAGCUUUCUUGAAGACGCAGCUUUUGCUUUGUGUUAGAACCAACCCACACACCCAUUUCUGGUAUAUGUUUCUGUGGCAAGUCUUGUGUCUUCUUUUGCUUCCUUUUGUGGUCGAGUGCAAAGUUUCUCUGGUGUGCAUUUUUGGGAUCUGGCAUAGAUAAGUUGCAUGAAGGUUUGCAGAAGCCAAUGAUUUGUAACUGGCAGUGGUUUGCACCAGUCUCUGCAUAGAAUGUGUCUGUACUUUGAUUGGUUUUUAAAUAUACAGAUACCUUUUGCUCUGGAUUCUACAUAAUGCAGAAUCUCAGCGUCUAGGGUGGGAGCUUGUCAAAGAUUGAAUAGGAAGGGUCUUGUGUGUAUAUAUAUGUGUGUGUAUGUAUGCAAACAUGGAAGUCUUACUCCAGGCUUAAUCUCUUUCUCAUUCUGAUCAGGCCAGGCAUUUUAGUUGAAAAGACUUUUAAAUUUAAUGUAUUUUCCAGCCUUUUACUGAGAAGUAUCCAGCACAGUUUGCCUUUGUUCAAGCUUCUCCCAUCAUUCAUGAGUUGUCCUGUUUGAAAAUCAUUGUAAUUCACAUCUAGUACCAGCAUUCAUAUGACUCUUGUACACUUGGCUCCUUGAGAUGAUGAGGCCUUGUCUGCAUGUAUGUGUUGCCUUUUUUAAAAAACCGGGUUCUCAGAGAUUUGAAAAGUGGUUUGCAGGAAUUUUCCUUGGACUUGUUCUUUCUGUGGGUGAUUCAUUUCUUGUCACCCUGCUUCAUACAAGCAUCCUAGGUGAACAUCAAGAUCCAGGAGGUUAGAAAAGGAAGCAAAAAUGAAGGGAAAAUCUAGGUUUCAUGAAAUCUGUACAGAGACUUGCAUGUAAAUGCAAGCUUCUGCCCAGUGUAAGUGCUUGUGUUUGUUAAUGUGUGAUUUGUGGAAGGGGCAUUUCACUAAAACUUCCUGGACUAUAGGAUUUAAGAAGAUGUCCUGAGGGUCAUGUCAAAGGAUUUGGUGAUCAGCAAAUUGCGCUCCCCAUUGGUGCAAUAAUCCACUUCUAAAUGCAACAGUUCAUUCUGAUCUUCCAAGGAGUAAUACUUUGUGUAAUCCAGCUCACAGUGCUCAAUCUCAUUUUUACUACUUUCCUCCUACGGCUUAGUUUUAUACUAGAUGAUAUGUGGUCUUAACGCUGAAAUACUUAGUUGUAGAGAACUGAAUGACAGAAUUAUUUAUCCAAAUCACCAACAACAAUCUGUAUAACUUGUAGUGUUUUAAUCUUUCAUAGAGGAUAUUGGUACAGUAUGUUUGAAAUCUAGAAAUGCUCUCCAGAAGCAAUUUGGGGGAGGGAAAGUUCCUCCCCCCCCCCUGUAUCCAAGGAAUUGAGAACCAGGCAGCUGAAUUGCUUAGCUUAUUUAUAGUUGUGUUAGUCUUUCCAUAUAGAUGCUGAUAGAAGGUAACUAAUUUAUCCAAAGUCCUUCCCUGCAUUGAAAUACAGUUUUGAAGAUUCCAAUAUAGCAUGUAAUUGUAGUAUGACAUCAACAGUGAAAGCGGGUGACAGUGGAAGUUUGGCACUAACAGUCUGGUUCCUAGCACCUGGUUAGUGUGCUAGUAUAAUUCAUUGAAAUUUUAAAUAUGGUCUAACAGCUACCAUUGGAAACAAACACAAAAGUCUGCCUCUUGCUUCAGCAAGCCGGGCCGUUUUUAAAUGACAGUGCAUAAAAGUUUUGCAUAGUAAACAUACCUGCGGAACACCCGAGGAUUUAUUCAAAUUUUAAAAGCAUGCUAUCCGCUUUGGCAGCAGUGAAGAUCAAAAUCCUUGGAACACCAUCUGCCAAACACUACUGCUUUGACCUCACUGCCCUCCCUCAAUGAAGAUUGUACAGAAACAAUGCUUGGUGAAUUGCCUCUUGGGAGUUUUUGAGGGUCUUGUCCCCUAAAGAGGGGAGGGGGUGACAUGAAAGAGUUAACCUCCCUAAUCCGAGAUGCUGCAGUUAAGAGAACCCAAAAUAGCGGGGGUGAUCUUAAAUUAAAACUCCAGCACGGCAGCCUCCUAGCUCUGCAUUGUGGACCUAGCUAGUCCCUCUUCUGUAAAGCAAAAUAAAAUGUACCUUGCAGCCGAAGCAGAAGGCAGGAGCCGUGUUCAGUGAAAGUAAUUUAAUUAGUGUUGAUCAUGACUCCAGAUGAUGGUGAUUUGAUAAGGAAUAAUUUAGUACUUAACAGCCUUUUACAUCUACCAACUCCAUGUGGGAAGGUAAAGCAAAUUGCACAAAAUGAAUGUGCUGCUUUUGCUUGUCUCAGUGCCAGUGAGCUGGAAAACUGCCUGUUAGCAGCUGCUCAGGUUCUCCAUGCUGUGGGUGAAAACACUCCAGCAUUUCUCCACACUGGAGUGUGAUGUGGGAGUUUCUGUGCUUUCCCCCAUUUUGAAAUAAAAACGGGAAGCUAUUUUUACAUACAGUAAAAUUGGCUGCGGGGAAGGAAACAAAAAGGCAGAAAGUUCAGAAAGUAAAGUGGUUUUGUGUUGGGGUACAGGAUAUACCAGUUUCUGGAAGCCACAGGAGGGGAGAGGGCUCUUGGUCUCAGGUGGUGCGCCCAACAAGCAUCUGGUGGGCGACUGUGAGAACAGGAUGCUAGACUUUGAUGGGCCAUUGGCCUGAUGCAGCAGACUUGUCUUAUGUUCUUAUGAUUUAGAAGGGAAAGGAAUGUUCUGAAAAUUAUUUGUGUCAAAGGUCUGGUUCUCUUACCAGUCCUUUAAAAACAUGAAGAAUGGAAUUCUUUAGGGCCUUUAGAUCCUGAUAAGAGGCUCGAUGACCACAGCACUCAUAUCUUGGAAGCGCAAGGAUGACUGCUUGAUAUCAGCACAUCCAAAUACAUCAUAAGGCGUUGAGGAACAGUCGUGCCAUCACUCCUGGGCUUUUCAAAUUAUUGUUUAUUAUAUUGAUAUCCCACCUUUCCUUCAAGGAACUCAGUAUGAUAUACUCUGUUCUCCCCGAGGCCAUUUUAUAUUCACAACAACACUGUGAUAUAGGCUUGAGGGGAGUGGUUAAGCUGAGAAAUGGUCACCCACUGAGCAUCGUGGCAAUCUUGGUCUCCCAAUUCUAGCCAAGGGAUGAAGAAACCUGUGACCCGUUAAGAUGCUACUGGAAUACAGCUCCCCUUAUUUCUGACCAUUUGCUAUGGUGACUGGAAUUGGUGGGAUCUGGAGUCCAAAGCAACUUGAGGGCCACCGGUUCACCUCUCCAUUCCCCUCCAGCUACACUAUACUUGCUCUUCAUUAGACAGCAGACUCGGACCACGAUGGUGAAUAUUAAAACCUAAGAAGAGCUUGAAAACAUAUAUUUCCUUGUCUACUGGGUUCUUUUUCUAGAAUAAAGCUAUCGAAGACUUCUGGGUAGUUUGAAAGUUGCCAGUAGAGGUUGGUCUAGUGAAAGAGAUGCCUUUUCACCUAUUUUGCAUCUUAUUUUCUAGAGCCAAUAUAACGAUUGUCGACGCCGAAACCAAGUUGGUGCCUUAUAAACACGGGUGCUGGUGGCCUCUUUCACAUGUCGUGCUACAUGAAACCACUGGGCUGUGCGUGCAGUUAGGGUGGCAGCAGAGGGUUGAUAGAAGUAUUUUAAAAGUUUCACCACUAUAUUAAUCUUAAGUAAAAUAUCAAAACUGAAGUGGUGGUCUACUUUCCCAUUCUUCUUCUAGAAGUUUAAGAAGUGAACCUGUAAGAGUGAAUGUCUUUUGGCCCCCUGGCAAUGGGCAGCUUCUGCCCACUGGGGCAAACAGGGCAAAGGACAGGGAAGAGAGGGCAGGGAAGCUUAAAGCAGGUGGUGCUGGCCUAGGCAAAGCCAGAGUUCUCAGUACACUGACACAUGCAGAGAGAUAUGCACACAGAGUUUAACUGAGGGAAGGACAGAGGGAGAAGGGAAGAACCAGAGGCUUUCAGGGAUAGCCAACAUGGAGCCCUCCAGAUGUUGUGGGAUUGCUGUUUCCAACAUCCAUGUCGUUGGCCAUGCUGACUUGGCAAAGAGUGAGUAAUUACAAUGUGGAGAAAGGAAGUGGGAGAGGGAACUCUGGUGUUAAGAGCUGUAAUGCUGUAGGUCGAUUUCUGUCCCUUUUGCCAUUAUGGUCCACAGCCCAAGUCUCUCAGGCCAUAACGUGUUUUGCGCAGGUACAUUUGCUCUAAGUCUAGAGCAGCUGUCCCCAACAUUGUGUCUUCCGCAUGUUUUGAACUACAACUCCCAUCAGUCCUGUGGAGAAGGGCCAAUGAUCACAGAAGACGGGUGCUGUAGUCCAACAACACAGAGUUAGGGAAGACUGCUCUUUACCAUUUCGUGGGCCAUUUGUGUGGCUUAGAAUGAUUUAAAUUAUUUUUUUUAAGCAGCUGUAAAUAUAAGUCAUAAUGAACAAAUUUUUAGUGCAUUUAUUUAUAAGACCUUUGUUUCCUAGUUUAUAUGGCAGAUUGAAGGGACACACCCUACCCCAGGGAUUAAAAAAAAAACAACUGCAGAAAAUAUUCUGCGGUAGAAUUGGCCACAUAAUGGAUUGCAUCCAGCCUAAUUUUGGCUGUGUACACACUACACAUUACACAGGUCCUCCUUUUUCUCAAUUUGGAUUGAAGCUGGAUUGGGAAAACACAUAAAAAGAAUGGCAGGAUGGAUAUGGAUUGUGGCUGUCAUGUGAAUGCUGCUUCCCAAAGCAGUGGUGGGAGAGCCUCGGAUGCAAAGUAAGCAGGAGUGUGUACACAGGUAGGUCUCAUUGGCAUAAAUGUGAAUAGUGAGUCAUAUUUUUGUCCCACUUUAUUUCAGUGUGACUCAAUGCUUAGGCUGCAGUCCUAGUAUACACAUUUAUUUGUUGAGCAUUGUAGGACUUACAUUUGCGUAAACAUGCAGCAGGUUGUUCUGGAUCCAGCUGCACAUGUUCUUGAACAUGUGAACAAGUGCAAAGAAUGCUGAAGAGCACAUGGUUUGUAACAACCCUAUAUUGUUUGUUAUAUAGUGGUAGUUAUGCAGUAUGAUGUCCCUGCAUGUGAUUUUGAUAACUGGUGAACUGUGUUAGAAACUGAGAUAUGAAAGCUAGGAGCUAAAUGGCACAUUGAACCUAGAUUAUGGCUGCAACAACGGAAUGUCUAGGUGCAUUUUUUAAAAUAAGAAGCAUACAAAGCUCAAUAUGAGUAAACUGUAGCUAAAAUAGUAUGUUAAUUUUUUACAUGGGAUAGUCGUUCCCAUGCCCACCCCCCUACUAUUCUUAGGAGGGUCUCUUCUCCAGUUUUCAGAGAGUAGCUGGAAGUGGGGAGGCAGAAAAAGGUCCUCCCUUCCUUCCACUCUGCAGUUUUAAUCUGAAGUCUUAGGCACAGGACUGCGCCCAGAGCUCAGAAAGGGCUCGCGCUAAUGAAAUUCCCUGUUGCAAAAUGCGCCUAGAACAAUGGGAGUUUCGAACACUGCUGGUGAAGGCCUUCUGCUGUUAGGCUCUGAAUUCAUUGAAUCAGCGUUGCAUUCUGCAACCAAAAGUUACUCUUCUCCUCUGCUCCCCAGCCCAAUGAUAUUUUGAAGCUCUUUCUCCUAGUAAGUACAAUACCUCUGAUAUAAAUUAUAGUAGCUGAAAACAAAUGCAAAUGGGUCAUUGUUUGUUUGCUUGCUAAUGAGCAGGAAUCUUGGCCAUGCUUCAGUUUUAAAGGCUAAAAGCACUAAUAACACAAAGGAUCCCUGGUGUCUAUUGACACCCAAAGAUGUUCCUGAUAAUUCUCUCUCCCCCCCUCUCUCUCUGCAUUUUUACUCCAGUGAUUUAAUUAAUCAUUCAUUUUGUUAGCUGCACUAAACCAAGGGUAGGGGGGUGGUUUCCUUGUCCCACAUUGAAGGCAAAAUUGGAAAUACAAUGAGCUACUGGGCUGCAGCUCAUUUGCUUACUUUAGAUAUGUUGAGUUAAUAUAAGCACUGGAUUUGCAUAUCAUUUGCAUGAAUCCUGGAAGGUGCCAAACUGGAGUUGAUGGACAUGUGGUGUUGAUGCACCUGUUCUUUCCUUUGAAUGUUUUAUGCUUCUAAUAGGCAUUCACCAUUUGCGUAUACAGUGUAGCCUUUGUAGAGGAGAACAGGAAGCACUUGUAUACAUGGUUGGGGUGCUAGAUUGUGUCGGUUAUCAUCGAACGUGGAACAAAAAAUUGGCAUCCCAGAGUGGGAAACUUACCGUAAUAGGUUGCUUGGAGCAUUGUGAGGAUUGCAGGUUGUGUGUGUGGGAAUACAUUUUAAUGUGUGUCUUUCAUUUUGCUACAAUCCUGAUCCUUAAGCAUUUUUUAUCAUAUUUUCAUGAGGGCUAGAAAUGUGUUUUACGUCUUUAAAUUCUGAAAUCCAGUUUUACAUAUUUGAGGAUCUGCAGACGACAACAAAAUGCUUUUUGAUGCCCGUUUUUAAUGUGAGACUGUGCAGGCUGAAAUAUGCGUGUUUGUGAACCAAGCCACAUGGCCAGGUUCAUGCUGAAAGUCAGGCAGCACAUGAUGCACUUGUGCAGUGCUGAACAAAUCAGGAUGGUGCUGACUGAGGCUACAGUAUCAUAGGCUGAGCCGUACAGUUUUGAAGUUUGAUAGGUGGGAGAAAGUAUAGUCAAUAUGGUGCACUUCAGAUGUGCAGCUCUCAUCAUCCCUGAAUGGUGGGGGCUGAUGGGAGUUGUAGUCCAGCCACAUCUAGAAAGCAUCACGCUUGUUACCCCUAAUCCAGAGUCUUCUCCGAAAAGCAGGUACCUGUUGUCCCGAUGACACACGUACAUCAGUAGAAACCUGAUUUUAGACAGCAGGCGAGAACAGUAUAGGGGAGCAGUUUCAUUCCGCCCAGUGCCAGGUUUAAAAUGGAGCCGAACCCUCUUGAUUCUCUCAUCUGAUUGUUAUUGCUUGAAAUGGCUUAGUUUCUGUUCUCUGUCUUCUUUCUUUCCAGUGGCUUUCCAUGGUCUCCCAGUGAAAAUCAAGAAAGAACCGCACAGUCCGUGUUCUGAACUCAGUUCGUCUUGUAGUCAAGAGCAACCAUUCAAAUUCAGUUAUGGGGAAAAGUGCCUGUACAGUGUCAGGUAAAGUAGCAGGUGUAUUUUUGUAGUAAAAUAGCACAAAACCACUGAUAGGAGUGGGGGGAGGGGGACAGAACUGUAUCUGCCUGGAGAAAGUUAUUUUUUCAGACCUGUGACGUUUUAGAAUAAUCCUUCUUCUUUUAGGAACUUUUUGUUGUCAGUAACAAUUCUCCUCCAGUGCAUCAAAUUGUAUAGUAAAUGAGAAAGGGUAUUCCGAAAUACAUUCAGCCUAAAAUAAAACAGUCUUCAAGCAUCUGGGGUUCAUUCCUAACUCCCUCCCCUCCCCCCUCCACUGUAUUUUGUGGUAGCAUUUUCAGUGACAAGCUGUAGUAUUAAAGCUAUGAUGGUAAUUGAGCUGUAAAAGUUCCCCUUCCCUUGCAGCUGCAGCCUGGUCUAAAUACACAGCAGAAUAAAGUUGAAAAAUCCUGAGGCGUUAGAAUGGACUAUACUACUCCAGAUUGAAAGGGGAGGUAAACAAAUAUUUUAACAAUCUCCUCUGCAGGAGAAUGGGCUAGGUUAGAACCAAUCUCUGAAAUACUUUUUUGGGGGGGGAGUGUUGCUGUUUCUUACUUUCAUUUUAAAGUGGUACAGUCCCCUGUACUGCCUCAGGAUUUUUCGCACAUCAAGCAUUCUCUUCCUUAUUUUUUCUGUUUUUUUGUCUAUUAGAAAAUGAAAAUGAAAAUUAUAAAAACAAACAAACCAAUAUUACGAAGCUUUAGACCACGCACCCCUAAACUCGGCCCUCCAGAUGUUUUGGGACUACAAUUCCCAUGAUCCCUAGCUAACAGGACCAGCGGUCAGGGAUGAUGGGAACUGUAGUCCCAAUACAUCUGAAGGGCCGAGUUUGGGGAUGCCUGCUUUAGACUGAUGAGAAGAAAUUUACUGAAGAGCGAUGGAUAUAUUUACAUCCUUACCCGACACAUUCUAAAUGUGGGUGUCCGCUGGAAUUUUCCCGGUGUGGUUGGGGGAAUCAAAACAGUGAAAAGCGGGGUGGGAAGCAAGCUAGUUUCGCUUACACAGAAAGAGAAGAAGAGUGCCUGUACACUUUGCCUCAUAGCUCAAAUUCUACAAAUACAAAAAACUUUAAAAAAAAAAAAAAAGCUAGGGAGUUGGAGUUUAUGGUUAAUUGGAGGGGAGGCAGCCCGUGAUUCUAAACUCAUUUUAAAGUAAUAAUAUUGUUACAUAUAGCCACCAAGCAUUUGCCUUCCCUUACAAUUUGAAUUCCAAAAGGGAGGUUUUUGGUUGCCCCAAGGUUGGUAGGUAAGGGUGUGUGUGUGUGUGUGUGUGUGUGUGUAAGUACUUUUUAAAAAAUGCAUUACAUGCAUUAGGUUGAAAGAGUCCUUCCUGCAUAGACAACAAGCCUGGGCAAAAUGCAUUAGGUGUUCUGUUAACUUUUGCAGAUGAUAUGUGUGUUCAUUCAUGGAUGAUUACUAAAAAUCACAUUUCAUUCGGCUUUACAGAUACUAUUAUCUCUUCAGAAACAGGUUUCUUCCCUUUGGGGAACGAAGGGUGGAGAGCAAGACUUUUUUAAUGGCUUGUAGAAUAAUUUUUAAUUGGUGUGAUAGCAUUAUGCUCUUUAAUAGCUUUCGCUUUUGGAAGCUUUAGUUUGCCGGCACAAAGUUUCUCCAUGCAUUGCUUCUCCAAAAUCUCAGAAGAAGGAUUAUAAGUUGACUGCAUAGACAGACUUAUUUCUCCGUAGGAACUUUCUACAAAAUGGUCAACAAACUUUUGCACCACCAAAGGACGACGGUCCUCUUAUAACCAGCAGUAAGAACACAGACCCAAUUCUUGCCCAUUAUAUUUCACCCCAAAAUGUUGAAGACAAAACCUCAGUUAACAAAACAUAUAUUUGGCAUACGAAUAUGCUGUCCCACUUGAGCUAGUUCCUUGUUGAAGACCUUUUUUUUUUAGUUAGAGGUUGGCUCUAGCAUUUUGAAAUGUCACCAGUGUCUACAUUGUAUAUACUAUUCCUACCACUUGGUAGGAGAGUUUCCUUUUGGCAGUAUUUGGGCUUUUUCAAGAGCUUGGCUUUGGAAUGGCAUUUGGAUUUCUCAUGUUUAUAAAUUAAAAAAGAACCUAGUUUGCACGUCACAUUAAACCAUAGUUAAACACAAAUAAGAGUCUGCAGGUGCACGCGGCUUAAAAUUCUUCACUUUGCUCCUUGUAGUGCUGGUAGCAACAAACCAUAAGCCUUAAAAUGCUUUGUUUGAACCUGGACUUGUGACUUGUGUCUCUCCAAACAAACCAUAUGCAAUAACAGAGACUUGUUUGGGCUUACCACUCAGGGAAACAAACCACAAGCCUGAGUUCAGAUGACACACCAAGCCGAGGUUUGUGGGGGGGACUUUUGAACAGUGUGCACCGUCACACUCCUUGUUCUUGUUAAACCAUACUUAAACAUUGACUGUGGCUUAAUUGGGCCAAAGGUCCAUGCUGCUUGCAAGACACCUUGGUCAUUUCUCGAAGAGAAUGAAAAGCUUCUGGAGGAGCCUCCUCUAAAAACAUAGCUAUUGGUUUGAAAAAGCUGGGCAUGGAUUGAGCAAAGUGCUUUUGCACAAUGUUUUAAUACGUAGAAGUGUAGGUCUAUUGGUAGACUGGUUCAUUCAUAACGGUCCUGGUCUAAUAAAGUCAUCAUAAGACUGUGAAUGAGUAUUGUGCUUGCUAACUCAUCUCUCCCUUUGCUCACAUUCUUCAAUAAGAGACUACUUGACUUCAUUAAAGCAUAAUUCUUUGUUGCAUCUGAACCAGAAUCUGUGGAUCAGAUCCUGGUUUCAUACACUGAACUGCAGAAUGUUUUGUAUACUAGUUUGUAGCCCCAAGAUUAAUCCACAGUUUAUUAGUUCAGUUGCACUCUGCAAGAACAGACAGAUAGGUGAUCCUUGGGUCUUGCACAGUCUGUUGCAAAGUGUUCCACGAGACUCUUCUGUUGCACAGCCAGUUCACAAUGGGCUUCUUAAGACAACCAGCUGAUUGUUGGCUCUUGCAAAAAACUCAUUGUUGGGGUCCUGUGGGAUACUUUGCAGCUGACAUUUCUAGUCAACAUUUACUUGUUAGGUAUAUUACACCCCCAACUGUUCUUUUCCUAACUUUCAAAUGGACGCAGGAAAUGAUGGAUAGAGAAUGUUUUGUCCAUUAAUGAGGUGUUAGUAAAACCCAGGUUUCCCAUGUCUAUGAUGACCAAUGCCAGUCAUUGGAUCAUAUAGGACCGCUUUAUACUACGUCACACUACUAGCCUAUCUAGUUCAAUAUUAUCUGCACUGACUGUCAGCAGCAGUCUAGAGAUGUUGGUGUUUGAACUGAGGACCUUUUUGCAUGCAAAUCCAUGUGUUCUGCCACUGAGUUUGUGACAGUACUGGCUAUAUGGCACUGUGUAUAUGGGGCUAAUGUGUCAAUUAUUUGCAACCCUUUAUUUAACUGGCAGUGCCUAUGAUCAGAAGCCACAAGUGGGAAUGAGGCCCUCCAAUCCACCAACUCCAUCCAGCACUCCAGUCUCGCCACUGCACCAUGCAUCCCCAAACUCAGCUCAGAAUCCUAAACCUGACCGGGUUUUUUCUGCUCACCUGCCUCCGUCCCAGCCCAUCCCAGACAACAGCUUCCCCAUGGACCACAGGUAAGAGAUUGCUUUUCAUUACUGCUUCCACAACAGGUGCUGUUUUCAGUGAGCAUAUUGUUUGUUUGUAUCAGUGUUCCUCGCAAAUUUGGCCAUCGCCAUUCGCCAUGUUUUUAGUUUUGGAAAGAAAACGAUGAAGCUAAGUGUCCUUGGGCAGUCUUGCUACAUUUCACCCAAUUGCCAGGAAGAUUAUGUAUGUGAAGAUAUCAUACAAGGGAAAGUAAAGGGUAAGGCUGGAGCUGUGUAUUCCAUUGAUUAUUAUUGUUGUUGUUGUUGUUUAUUAGUAUUUAUUAAAUUUAUAUACCACCCUUCAUCCAAAGAUUUCAGGGAGGUUCACAAGAUAGAAAUAUAGGAUAAAAACACAGAACAAAUAGUCAAAAUGAAACAAUAACACCCCCCCCCCAAAGGCCAUAGAAUAUUAAUCGGCCAAAGGCCUGGUUGAAGACUGCCUUUCAACAAUUGUGCUGUCUUCCAUACUUGAAGCUUUUAUAGAGGAACUUGUGAUUCUCCAUAUUCUCUGGAACUACAUGUCCCAUCAGCCUCAGUCAGCAUGGUCAAUGGUAAUGGAUGAUGGCUGUUGUAGUUAACAACAGGAGGGCCACAAGUUCUCCAUUCUUGCUCUAGUGCCUGCUUGUGUCUCUGGGUGUCAGUGAGCAAAAGGCAAACAGGAAGGUCUUUAAGGAAUGUGAAAGGUAGGCGUUAUUCAGAAGUAGUGGAUGUUGUAAACUGACAGCUCUAGGCCCAUAUUGGUACUAACUCUGAAGUUCCACUGCAGCAAAUAUGAUCAAAUGUAGCAUAAUAUUUCUAUAGAUCAUACCCACUGUAUGGGAGUAGGACAGACAGCAUAAAGUAUAUGUACAUCUAUGCAUUUGUUUUUGUGGAGCCAGAUUGAUGGGUAAUGCUGUGUAUCAGGGUUUCCCAAACUUGGGUCUCCAGCUGUUGUUGGACACCAACUCCUUUCAUCCUUAACUAGCAGGAUCAGGGAUGAUGGGAAUUAUAGUCCAAAAACAUCUGGAAACCCAGGUCUGGGAAACACUGUUGUAAAUCAUUCAGUUCAGGAGAAUGUGGCUUUUCAAUACAGCAGGUUACUAUUCUGAAUUAAGUUCUUUAUAGCCCAGGUCUAUAGGCAUUGCUGCUUGUUGUAACAAUUUGCAUAGUAUCCAUUGAAAGGGUGUGGGUUUUUCCCCCUUUGAGCUUUUUGAAAUGCAACAGCUUAGGAAAAGGAAGUUAAGCUGCCAAAACAAACUACGUUCAAAUAACUCUAGGCUGAGCAAAACCACAAAAGCUAAAAAACUGAAUUGAAGCUUCAUCUCUACGUCCCUAAAUCACCCUGCUUAGUCUUUGUGUUUGAAGCUCCUAAGGCAAAGCAUUCAUUGACUGAGCUAAAUCUAUUUUGCUUAGAUUUUGCUGUGGCUAUGUUUGAAUUGUGAUUGUAAUUGUUUAUGCAAGUCUGAUCAAACAUUUACUUAUUUGGUUAUGUUCUAACCUGCUCAGAACAUACUCAAGGAGCCAGCUCUGAUGUCAUGUGUCUUUACUUCCCCAGCCCCUGUGAAGUAAUGUAAAGACCCACAAAUGGCAUCAUAUUUAAUGGAUUUUUCCCAUUGUGGCACAAUUUUGCCAUGAUGGCCCAUGUAAUUUGAUGGUGGCUCCCUGCGUCGUUUUGACAUGUAUCCUGGUAGCAUGAUCAUUCCAACACCAUAUAACUGUAGCUUUAGGCUAUAGGAGUCACCCAUGGGUUCAAUAUUGGUGCCUGUGCCCUGCUUAUGUAAUACUUGAUAACUGAACGAGCCUCUUGCCUUCUAAAUGGCCUCUGUUAAAUCACACGUUUCAAGAGCACGGCCCAAUCUCAUGUACGCUUGCUUGGAAGUAGACGCAUUGAGCUCAGUGGGGUCUUACUUCCAAGUACCUGUUCAGAAGAUUACAUAGCCAUGCUGCUCUAUAGAUGGUGUUAUUGCAGCAGCCUUCUUGGCAAAUUCCUUUUUUACCCGUGAUGAUGAUGAUCUCGCUUGGCAUCCUGGCUCUCCUGUAAUUGUAUGGUGGCAGGGCAGAGCAAGGUUUGGGGUGGGUGGGAAACAGUGCUGUAUGGAAGAAAGAAAACUCCCAAGAAGUUUGCGGAAUUGAGUGAACCUCUGGCUUAGCAUACCUGCUGCUUCAAUAACACAGUUCGUAAAAAGGAACAAGUAUGUGGAAUAUAAAUGGUCCUAACAAGCACCAACAGGAAUCGAAGCCACUUGUAUAAACACAUGGCUUGAUUCCAUACAAAACUUCCAGUGCAAGUAUUAUUAACAUCCUUUGAGGCUUCAUAAGUGAGACUGUUUCUUAUUUUAAGUUCACUCCUUGGCAGUUUUUAAUGAUGAUUUCUGCUUCUUUUCUUUACUAAAGGGGAAAGGGGUGGGGGCAGAACAUGAGCAUAGUGCCAGUCAACUUAGCUAUUUUCUUGUGCUUUGAGGUUAAUACUUUAUUUUCUGAAUACGUGGGCAGACUGCAAAGGCACCACUCCUUUCACCAUGGCACAGAAUAUUUUUAGCGGUGUGAAAUAGACUUGCUUCCACACCAUGUCUUUUUUAUCUUUCUUUGGAAUGAAUGAGUUCAGCAUUACUUUGAAUGAAUCUGUAAAUUUAAAUUAAUCCAAGCGCAGGUUUUAUUUCUGAUCAUACUUUUAGCCCGAUCCUGUUGUUGCUGUAGGCAACGCUGAUCUAGCUUGAACAUGGCACAAGGACAAGAUGCACUAUAUAAUAUAAAUAAUAAUACUCUUCAGUCUUGGGGAUGCUCUGCCUACUGUAACUGCUCCAACUUCAUUUAAUUCUGCUUGUCUGAGUCAAUACAAUUGCCCAAAUAAAUUAAUAUUUCCUGUUUCACUUUUAAAAAUAACUUUCAUUAAUUGCUUUGAAUCUCUGGAGUUAAAAUAAUAAGAGAGCUUACAUGUAACACAUGUUAAUUUGUGGUUUACAUGUAAUGGUCAAACUAUGGCUUUCCCAUUGGGACUGUGUUUCAGGCUUGCUGAAACAAGAAAACAUUCAGUGGGUUCCAUGGAGUGUCUAGUGCAGAGGUUUUCAACCUUUUUGGGUCCACAGCUCCCUUGACCAACUGCAUUCUUUCUUCUGCACCUCUGUGGGGCUCAGAAGCCCAGUUACGCCACCUCUUGCCUGCAGAGCUGGCAGCCCCUUAGCCCUCCCUUGUGGAGGGUUCCCUCAGCCUCCUCUCUUUUCCUCUCUCCUUGGGAGUCCUCUGGACAGCUGCAGCUACCGCCCCUGAUCUCUGAGCUGUCUGACCUGCCCCACAGAGAGCUGCCUCCUCACACUGCCCCACAGGUGCCUGGGAAACACCCUGUGGCCAGCCCCAGAGGAACAAUUCACCUGGGGAGCUUGUAGCCAGGGCUUCUGCAACAAACAGCUGUGCAAGCCUUUGGGAGGCAGAGAUGCGAGAGGGCCUCAGAGGAGGGAAGGAAAGAGGAACAGAGGCCAGUGUUUCCUGCAGCACCCCUGGUCAUCAUUCAAGGUGCCCCAGGGUGCCACGGCACACUGGUUGAAAACCACUGGUCUAGUGAAUCAUCACCUUUGUCUUCUAGGUCUUACACUUUUGCUUUUACUUAUAUGCUUCAAUUCUCUCCCUCUAUUCCUGAUUCCAUAGUUUACCAAAACUUAUCCAUGUAAACUGUGGUUUGCACAAACAGUAGUUUGCUUCAAUAAACCAUAGUUAAUAUUAACCAUACUUAGGGGUUUUGACAUUACAAUAGAAUUAGUUGACAAAAAUCAAGCAAAAACUGCCAAUCUCCUUAUGGCCACGUUGGAGUUGGUUGUGGUGGGGGGAAUGUGUGAGCCUUGAGGACGCUGCUUCUUAUUCCCACUAUUGUUGAGCAUGUUUUCUGAACCAACUCAUAGUUUGCUGCUUGACAUCAAGUAAAAUAUGGUUUAUUAGGGACUCCCUGGCCUAUCAAGGUGAACAACAAAGUGGCUGAGGGUCAUCUAGUCCAACCCCCUGCAAUGCAGGAAUCUCAACUAGAUCAUAUAUGGCAGAUGGCCAUCCAACCUCUGCUUAAAAACCUCCAAUGAAAGAGAGUCUACCACCUUCCGAGAGAGUCCAUUCCACUGUCAAACAGCUCUUACCAUCAGGAAGUUCAUCUUGAUGUUUAGUUGGAAUCUCCUUUCUUGUAAGUUGAAUCCAUUGUUUUAGCUCCUACCCUCUGGAGCAGGAGAAAACAAGCUUGCUCCAACUUCCGUGUGACAGCUCUUUAGAUAGUUGAAGGUGGUCAUCAUAUCUCCUAUUAGUCUCCUCUUUACCAGGCUAAUUGUACCCAACUCGCAAAACGAUUCCACAUAAGGCUUUCUUUCCACACCCUUGAUCAUCUCUGUCAUUCUCCUCUGCACACGUUCUAGCUUGUCAAUAUCUUUCGUGAUUUGUGGUGCCCCGAACUGGACACGGUACUCCAGGUGUAGUCUGACCAUAUCUCUGCUCCAACAAAAACUACAUAACUGAGUGUUUUUCUUUCUUUUUUGCUAGAGUGGGAACAUGUGCAGAAGAGUAUGCACUCUAUUACAGCUGACUGUGCCCGCAAAUACCCCAGUAAUAAGUUCAUUAAGUUUGCAGAUGAUACAAUGAUGGUUGGUUUAAUCGCGGCUGGAGAGAGGGUGGCGGCCUAUAGGAAGGAAGUUGAGCAGUUGGGGAAGUGGUGCAGGAAAAACAAUUUACUCCUUAACUUAAAGAAAACAAAAGAGAUUAUUGUGGACUUUAGGAAAUGUAAAUUGAAAAUUCAUCCACUUAUUAUUGAGGGGAAGUGUGUGGAGCAGGUCUCGGUGUUUCAAUUUCUGGGAAUGGAGUUGAGAGAUGACCUAACCUGGGGAGAAAACAGGAAAGGCCUGAUGAAGAGAGCACAGCAGAGGUUAUAUUUUCUGAGAAUCCUUCGGAAAAAUCUCUCAAAGGACCUGUUGAUGGCAUUUUACCAUUGUACUGUUGAGAGUGUAUUAACUUAUGGUCUGUGUGUGUGGUUUGGGAGCUGCAUGGUCAGGGGAAAAACAAUUCUGUCCAGGGUUGUAAAGACUGCAGAGAGAAUAAUUGGGUGCACUCUUCCCAUCUUGGAUCAAAUCUAUGCUUCCAAGUGCCAUAAGAAAACUGCAGAGAUAGUGCAGGAUAGUGCGCACCCCGGAAAUGAUCUCUUUCAGCUUCUGCCUUCUGGAAGAAGGUACAGGGUUAUAAAGACUAGGACUAGCCGCCUGAGAAACAGUUUCUAUCCAAAUGCAAUUUUGGUUUUAAACGCAGUGUAAGGUAGUCUCUAUGGGAGUAUAUUGUAUUUAAUUAUGGGGUAUCAGAGUUUUUAGGGGGCUAAACAGGCUGGGAUAGCAGGUUUGCUGGUUUUUGAAUGUCUGAUGUAGAUUUUUUCAAUUUCGUUGUUCUGUAUGAGACAAUGACAAUAAAGAUUAUCGUAUCGUACAAAGUACAUUAUCAUAUGUAAGAGAUGGGAAUAUGUAAGAGAUGGUUUAGCAGAAACUAGUGUUUAAACCAUGAUCUUCUGAGCAUUUGGAAGUGGAAUUGGAGAAAGUAAAAACUUGAAUGAUAUGUGUGUUUUAUUCCCCCCCCCCCAUCUCAAGUGACCAAAAAUAUUCAAUAUUGUGGUUUCUAAUAGUUGUUUUUUUUUAAAAAACCACCUAUUUUUUAUCACUUAUGAGUGGUGGUGCUAGGAAAAUAAUUUUAUUAUGAAACCCUUCUCGGGGGCAACUCUCCUUAUCUAAUUCUUGCAGAUAGAUGCCUCUUGCACUGUCUCAUAGACAGGCCAGUCAAGGCAUUACUCUGCAAAAAAAUUAUAUAAGCAGUGUUUACCUUGUAGAAGGAUUUCCGUCCCAGAAAGCAUACCACCACAAAUUGUUUCUCACCUGUUGUGAGAGUUUUUCCCAUUUCUCGAAUUUUUCAUGCUGACUCCCCAUCCCACCUUUCCCCCAUUCCUGGAUUAAUAGUAGUAACAUUGCUCUGUAUCUCGGAACUGAACUCUCUCUGUGUUUGUAUCCUAGAUUUCGCCGCCAGCUCUCAGAACCUUGCAAUUCAUUCCCUCCUUUGCCUACCAUGCCAAGGGAAGGACGCCCGAUGUACCAACGGCAGAUGUCUGAGCCAAACAUCCCUUUCCCACCUCAAGGGUUUAAGCAGGAGUACCAUGAUCCAGUAUAUGAACACAAUGCCAUGGUUGGCAAUUCAGUCAAUCAAAACUUCCCCCCUCCUCUGAUGAUUAAACAAGAACCUAGAGAUUUUGCGUAUGAUUCAGGUAGGUAGAAGGUUAUUCUCUUUCUUCUUUUGUUUGGUAGGCUUUUCUUUAUUCAACGAUUUGCCUCCUCGGUAAGUCUCGUAGGAGAGGAUAACUUUCCUGAUAAAUAAGAAUACUGUACUCCUUUGAGUUUCCAUGUUGAGAUUGUUGUGGUAGAAAAGGCUUUAUUGUACUAGACACCAGACUAGCAGCCCUAUCUCAUCAGAACAGAUAAAGCUGCGUUCAAAUUGCCUUGCCAUACUUUCUCUCUCUUGAAUACUUUCCUGUUAAAUUGCAAUGGAAAUAAAUCAUUUCAGCUGUUGAGGUAGAGAACUAGUUGCUGAACUUGAUGCUGUAGCUCGUAAUACAGUUAUACAUCUGUCUGUGUAGUGAUGUCUGAGCUUCUCCUCCAGUAUUUUAGGAACAGAAUUUAAACCUUUACAUUCACGUAGCCAUAUUAGAGACUUGAUUCUUCAUCUUGAGUGCAUUGGGAAUUCAACAGGCCAAUCGAAACAGGAAUUGGGUGUCUAUGGCCCUCCAUCUCCCAUCAGCUCCAACCAGCAUGGUCAGUAGUCACCGGUGAUGAAAAGGUGCCGUCCUCCAGCAACAUCUGGAGAACCACAUGCUCCCCACCCCCCUCCUCUGGCCAUAUCUAUAUCAUUGAAUCUCUCCAUAAACACCACUUCUAUUGAUCUUAAGAAUUCUCCAGAGAUUUUCAUACUGAAUAUUCAAUUCAGAUGAAUUGCAUUUGGAUUGUAUCCUGGCUUUCAGUUGAUACUGUUCUUUUCUUUUUUAAGUAAUUAGUAAUUAUGAGUACAAUACAUUUUGCCUCUUCGGGAGACACAUGUGCUCGCUUUUUUGAUGCAAGCAGUAGGCAGCCUAUUUCAGGUUAAAGUUCCCAUGGUGUGUUAUUGCCUUGUAUGGUUAUAAGAUAAUUUUCCAUGUCUGGGAAGCCAGGUCAACAGCACCAGAGCCUGCUGUUCAGAGAACCCUUGUCCUUUGCUUAGCAAAAGGCCGAUGCUAUCGGCCACCUAUUAAGUUGCUCAGGAGGGGCUAGUUAAGGUUCCAAUCGAUAAAGCUUGAGCACUUUCCUCUUAGAAUUGAUUCCACCCCCCACCCCCACACACCUUACAGUAGGAUUAAAUCUGGAAAGAUUUGUCCAUGAUUUAAGAGUUCCUCAAAACCUUGGAACUGCUUCCUUUUAGCAUAGCAUAACAGAUGUCGCUCCUGACACUGAAAUAAAAGGGCCUACAGUCCUAGUCACCGUGUUAUGAUCUUUACAAGUGCACUUGUUCAGCCUACUAAAUUUCAAGGGCAACAAGGCUCUAUUGUCAAUGUGCUUUUUAUGUUUAGGCAAGUACUUUGUGCAAUUUCCCCCACCCUUUGUUUCCACGGGAGCUCCUACUCAUUCUUUCUCAUUUAUCCAUCAAAUGAUUUCUCCCCCUAACCUCCUUACCAUUCACAAAGAUGAUCAUCUGGUGCAGUAGUCUGCAAACUUCUGUUUUCCAUUGCUGGUAGGGAAAACUCCGCCCCCCCAUACAGUUUUGGGCAAAUAGGGAGGCCACCUUAAUGCUGUCAGUAUUUUGCAAGAGGGGUUCUGGAAAUGUUAGAUUGCCCAAGUAAAGUAAAGUAAAGUAAAGUAAAGUAAAGUAAAGCACUCUGUUACUGUGGUACAACAAAUCCACCACCCUGCCUGAACUCUUUGCAGUUAGGAAAGUAACAGAGAAACAUGUGGGAUGAACGAUGCAUAGCUACCACACAAGCAUAUGAGCAUAUGAUUUCAUGAUGAAUGAUCGUUGUCAUAUAACUUCCCCACAAGCAAACUGGAACGAAUGACCAAUUAUGCUUGCAGGGCAGCAGCUGAAGAAGGAGCAAAAAGGGUUUUCUUGUGUGUGCGUUUAUUUGUGGCUGAUUACCUGCUCUCCCUGUGCAAAGGUCAGAGGGGGCAGGGUUUCUGUUGAGGCAGGUGAUUAGCUGUGGGAGGAGCUUAUCAGAGCUUGCAGGGCAGCGGUGCAGUUUGAUCCAUCUUUUAGAUUUAGGGGAGCUAGUCUCAAACGUUUGUUGGGGGAGACCUAGGUUUUUUUGGGGGGGAGUUAUUUGUCCUGUCUUCAUGCUUUUUAUGAUGGAGGAUCGCUGUAGCCACCCCCAACGACACGUUCUCAAGAUGGAGGGUGAGGGAACAGCUGCAGUCGCCUGCAGUUCCUGCACAAUGUUUGCCAUCUUGCCAAAGGUUGCAGGCAGCUUUACCUGGAGCAAUUGCAUGUUGAUUGCCCUCUUAGAAGACAAAGUCCAGCAACUGGAGGAACGUGUAGCUGCGCUCCAAAGAAUUAGAGAGCUGGAGCUCUUCUUGGAAGCAACAGAGCACACCGUCUCCACCAAGGAGGAGACAGGGGACUCCCCUGAGAAGGAGGCUAGUUCACCAACACAGGAGCCAGAUAUAUGGAGAAACGUGACUCAAAGAAGUAGGAGGCCCAGGGUUCGCUCUGAUUGUUUAGAAAUACACAAUCGCUUUGAGGUCCUCUCCCCUAGCAUGGAAGACGAAGAGCAGACUCCAUUUGAGGAUCUCUCCCUCAUUACAGUCAAUCAGGUAUAUGAAGACGAGCAGCAAAGUCAGUCCUCAGGGAAUGUGCAGGCGACCUUGGAACAGACAGCUCACAGAAGAACCCCGACCAGACCUAAGAGGAGGUGUGUAGUGGUGAUAGGGGAUUCCCUACUGAGGGGAACAGAAGCAGUGAUCUGUGGGCCUGACAAGAUGUCUCGGGAAGUGUGCUGUCUCCCCGGGGCUAAGAUCCAAGAUGUAACUGAACGACUGCAAGGAAUCAUAAAACCCACUGACAAAUACCCCUUCCUCUUGGUUCAUGUGGGAACCAAUGACACUGCAAACAAUAGCCUCCAGAAGAUCAAAAGAGACUACGAGGCACUGGGCAGGAAAUUGAAGCAAUUAAAUGCACAAAUUGUCAUCUCAUCUGUCCUCCCAGUUGAACGACAUGGCCCAGGGAGAGAGGGAAAAAUAGUGGAAGUGAACAGCUGGCUUCGCAAAUGGUGUAAACAGGAACGGUUUGGAUUCUUAGAUCACGGACUGCAGUUUCUUGAAGAUGGACUUCUGGCAAGCAAUGGGCUGCACCUCACAAUGGUUGGGAGGAAUGUUUUUGCCAAAAAUCUCAGAAACCUCAUCAGGAGGGCUUUAAACUGACUAAUGUGGGGGAGGGAGACAGUGCUCCUGAAGGUAGGAGUCUAUCAAUUGAUGAAGAUGAUCAUCCAAAUGUCAUAGACCAAAUGGAGCAAACAGCACGCAGACCUAGUGGUGGGAGGAAAAAAUCCUUAAAUAAGAGACACGGGGGAAUGAUUAAUGGACUUCAGUGUCUGUACACUAAUGCGCAAAGCAUGGGAAAUAAACAAGAUGAGCUUGAGCUCUUGGUACAGCAAACUAAAUAUGACAUAAUAGGCAUCACUGAAACCUGGUGGGAUAAGUCCCACAAUAGGAAUGUAAUAAUGGAGGGAUACAAUCUAUUUCAGAGAAACAGACCAGACAAGAAAGGAGGAGGAGUGGCGUUAUAUGUCAGGGAUGUGUAUACCUGUGAAGAGAUCCAAGAUUUAGAACCUCAAAGCCAAAGUGAGAGCAUUUGGGUCAAAAUUAAGGGAGAGAAGAAUAACAGUGACCUCCCCAAGCCAAACGGAGGACAUAGAUGAUGCCUUCCUGGAACAGAUGGCCAAGCAUGCAAAAGGAAGGGAGAUAGUAGUAAUGGGGGACUUCAAUUACCCGGAUAUUUGUUGGAUGUCAAACUCAGCCAAGAGCAUAAGGUCAAACAGAUUCCUCACUGGCCUUGCAGACAACUUCAUUGUCCAGAAAGUGGGAGAAACAACAAGAGGAACAGCCAUUUUAGAUCUGGUCCUAACCAAUGUUGAUGACCUGGUUAGUGGGGUAGAAGUGGAAGGAUCAUUAGGCGCGAGUGAUCAUGCUCUUCUGAAGUUUACUAUACAGCGGAAAGGAGCAGCCAAGCAUACUAGGACUCAAUUUCUUGACUUUAAGAAAGCCGACUUCAUAAAACUUAAGGAAGUGCUGGGUGAGAUCCCAUGGACAGUAAUACUAAAAGGAAAGGGAGUUCAUGAUGGCUGGGAGUUUGUUAAGAGGGAGAUAGUAAAAGCACAACUUCAGGCAAUACCAAUGAGACAGAAACAUGGAAGGUGCCUAAAGAAGCCAGGGUGGCUAUCUAAAGAACUUUUAACUGAGUUAAGAUUAAAAAGGAUGUGUACAAAAAUGGAAAAGGGGAAACCACCAAAGAGGAAUUCAAACAAAUAGCCAGCACAUGUAGACACAAAGUCAGAAAAGCUAAAGCACAGAAUGAACUCAGGCUUGCUAGAGAGGUUAAAAGCAACAAAAAAGGCUUUUAUGGGUAUGUUCGUAGCAAAAGGAAGAACAAAGAAACAGUGGGGUCACUCAGAGGAGAAGAUGGUGAAAUGCAAACAGGGGACACAGAAAGGGCUGAACUCCUCAAUGCCUUCUUUGCCUCAGUCUUCUCCGAUAAAGAAAACAAUGCCCGACCUGAAGAAUUUGGAGCAAAUGAUUCAGCAGAGGAAACACAGCCCAGAAUAACUAAGGAGAUAGUACAAGAAUACUUGACUAGUUUAGAUGUAUUCAAGUCUCCAGGGCCAGAUGAACUGCAUCCAAGAGUAUUAAAAGAACUGGCAGAUGUGAUCUCAGAACCACUGGCAGACAUCUUUGAGAAUUCCUGGAGAACAGGCGAAGUCCCAGCAGACUGGAGGAGGGCAAAUGUUGUCCCUAUUUUCAAAAAGGAGGAAAGAGAGGACCCAAAUAAUUACCGCCCAGUCAGUCUGACAUCAAUACCAGGGAAGAUUCUGGAGCAGAUCAUUAAGCAAACAGUCUGUGAGCACCUAGAAAGGAAUGCUGUGAUCACCAAUAGUCAGCAUGGAUUUCUGAAAAAUCAGUCAUGUCAGACUAACCUGAUCUCGUUUUUUGACAGAAUUACAAGCCUGGUAGAUGAAGGGAACGCAGUGGAUGUAGCCUACCUUGAUUUCAGCAAGGCAUUUGACAAGGUGCCCCAUGAUAUUCUUGUAAAGAAGCUGGUAAAAUGCGGUCUUGACUAUGCUACCACUCAGUGGAUUUGUAACUGGCUGACUGACCGAACCCAAAGGGUGCUUAUCAAUGGUUCCUCUUCAUCCUGGAGAAGAGUGACUAGUGGGGUGCCACAGGGUUCUGUCUUGGGCCCGGUCUUAUUCAACAUCUUUAUCAACGACUUGGAUGAUGGACUCAAGGGCAUCCUGAUCAAAUUUGCAGAUGACACCAAACUGGGAGGGGUGGCUAACACCCCAGAGGACAGGAUCACACUUCAAAAUGACCUUGACAGAUUAGAGAACUGGGCCAAAACAAACAAGAUUAAUUUUAAGAGGGAGAAAUGUAAAGUAUUGCACUUGGGCAAAAAAAAUGAGAGGCACAAAUACAAGAUGGGUGACACCUGGCUUGAGAGCAGUACAUGUGAAAAGGAUCUAGGUAGGAGUCUUGGUUGACCACAAACUUGACAUGAGCCAACAGUGUGACGCGGCAGCUAAAAAAGCCAAUGCAAUUCUGGGCUGCAUCAAUAGGAGUAUAGCAUCUAGAUCAAGGGAAGUAAUAGUGCCACUGUAUUCUGCUCUGGUCAGACCUCACCUGGAGUACUGUGUCCAGUUCUGGGCACCACCGUUCAAGAAGGACACUGACAAACUGGAACGUGUCCAGAGGAGGGCAACCAAAAUGGUCAAAGGCCUGGAAACGAUGCCUUAUGAGGAACGGCUAAGGGAGCUGGGCAUGUUUAGCCUGGAGAAGAGGAGGUUAAGGGGUGAUAUGAUACCAUGUUCAAAUAUAUAAAAGGAUGUCACAUAGAGGAGGGAGAAAGGUUGUUUUCUGCUGCUCCAGAGAAGUGGACACGGAGCAAUGGAUCCAAACUACAAGAAAGAAGAUUCCACCUAAACAUUAGGAAGAACUUCCUGACAGUAAGAGCUGUUUGACAGUGGAAUUUGCUGCCAAGGAGUGUGGUGGAGUCUCCUUCUUUGGAGGUCUUUAAGCAGAGGCUUGACAACCAUAUGUCAGGAGUGCUCUGAUGGUGUUUCCUGCUUGGCAGGGGGUUGGACUCGAUGGCCCUUGUGGUCUCUUCCAACUCUAUGAUUCUAUAACCUCUGUGCUAUUUGACGGUGAAUGCUCAAUGUACAGGUUGGUUGGAGGAGCCUGAAAUAUCCCUGAUAGUCAGAAAUAGCCUAGCUGAACAGGGGUUUAAUGUCUUAAGUGGUUCUUUCCCUUGCCAUCUCCUUUAUAUUCGAAAAUUAAAGUCCUUGAUUAUCACUUUAUGAAGAUGGGAAUAUGUAUGCUUAUCUCACCCUUCCUUCAAGAAAGUCAGGGUGGUGUACAAGGUUCUCUGUCCCCUGUUUUAUCCUUACAUCAGCCCUAUGACGUAGGUUAGGCUGAGAGAGUACGAUGGGCCCAUGGUUACCCAGUGAACUUCAUAGCUGAGUGGAGAUUUGGAAGUGGGUCUUCCCAGUGCUAGUCCGACACUCUAAGUCAGGCAUGGUCAGACUUGGCCCUCCAGCUGUUUUGGGACUACAAUUCCCAUCAUCUCUGACCGCUGGUCCUGUGAACUAGGGAUGAUGGGAGUUGUAGCCCCAAAACAGCUGAAGGGCCAAGUUUGGCCAUGCCUGCUCUAAGUGCUCCACCACACACACUCUAUGUGCUUGUGUCUAUUAGAUGCCUUCCACACAACGUUCUUCCCAAAGUCGUCAUCAUUGCAAUUUGACAAAAAUGCAUUGGGCAAUCCCUCCAUCCACUUGCGCACUUACAGUUCACAACCGGGCCCAAUAAAACCUCCUCUCCUUGUACCACAUUGUACUAGCCAUUAAUCUAGUCCUCCAUCACUCUCAUUUGUUUAUUUAAAGUACUGUUUUCCCAUUCUUCAGCCAGAAAAAAAGCUCUUGGAGUGGCUUAGAAAUGUCAGUGAUAAAGACUAUCCCUAUUCUCAGGCUUAUAAUAUAAACACAUGAUAUGAAAAUAUAAGGGAGGAGGAAAACGGAACACGCAGGUUACUAUUUCUCACCCACCUAUGGUGUGACUCGGAAUUUGCAUAGAGUGUUGAAUUUGAGUAUAUUCUUUGGUUGCCUGAAACAUUGACUGUGCUGUCCUCCCAUUCUAGGUAAUGGAUAGUUUGGACACACAAUGGGGAAUGUGAUGGCUGGCUCUGGUGGAGCAUUAUUCUGGCUCCUUGAUGCACUUUUAUUUUUAGUACUCAGUAUGGAGCGCACCCCCCCCUUAUUCCAAUAUGUUUGUUUCUGAUUCCCCUUCAUUUCUGCCCAUCGCUAUAAACUUCAGAAGUUGGUCUCUUUGCUCUUGCAGGAGAAGAAUUAGUUCUAAAAAUGAACCAACAGUGCAACUAGUGGCCAUUAAAAAUUGAUUUGUGGCCUCAGAGUACUUCUUAUUGACUCCAAAAACCCCACAUUUAAGUUGACACAUCUGUACACAACAUAAAUUGCAGUCAACAACUAGGGUCUGAUGAUAUUUUGUCGUGUUGCCAUCUGUUCUCCAGAAACCAUAAUUUCCCCUUUCCUUGCUCUAAGGGUACAUUAAAUAACCCUUUUGGAGACAUAAUGCAUUUGCCAUUGAAUCAUUGAUUUUAUUAUGCUUAUGGAUGUUUGGGUAUAAGUCGCUCUGACAAAGAGCUUGCAUAAUAUUACUUUGCUGUCCAGAUAAAAAUUCAAAAAUCUGUUUUGCAAGAUUAUUAUACUAAGAUGUUCCUUCUGGGAUAUUUUGAAAGAGCCUCAUAACUGCUGAUUGCUUUUGAGCACUGUAUUCUUACCCGUUUUGGAAAUCUGGUGAAUGAAAACCAUUAUUAUGGAAUGAUUAUAACUCUAUUAAAACAUGACAUUAAUUAUGACAUCGGAAAUGGCAGAUCAAUUAGUUGUAAUUGUAAUUGCAGGUAUGCAAUUUCUAUUGCAGAAUGUUGAGAUAAUGGAACAUGGAAAAAAAGAGAAAUGUCAACAGAAUAGAAGCUGUUUUAUUUUUCCACCCAUCCUAGGAGCCAUGCUGAGGGGAAAAUCAAGUAACAUAAAAUAAGGCAGUGCCUUUGAUUUGACUAAUUUCUAUUAGAGAAAGAAUACGCAAGCUUUUCAGUUACACAGAAUUCUGCACAGUAAAGUAUUCUAGGUAAUUCAAUAGCUUGUAUACUCGAAUAGCCAAAUGAAGUUGGUCGAUUUAAAAUGGGAAUUUGCUUCUAUUGUGAUGUGUUGUUUUUAACAACCAUGAGUACAGAACAUAUCCCCAGUCAGCUAUCACCCUACCCCAAUUUUCCAUUCUGGGGAACUGUUUCAAGUGUGCCUGGAUACCUGCCAGGUUUUUUUAAAAAAGCUCUUUUAGCCUGAAUAUAGCACCAGGACUGCUCUUGUGGCUUAGAUUAUCUGUGCUUAGACAACAUUAGGAUAAAUUGUACCCUAUUGAUAUGAUUAGGCUUGAUAAUACUGGAAGUGCAGAUUUCCCUGGGACUUACCUCAAGCUGAUCUGUUCAUUUUUCUGAGGGGAGGCAUCCCAAAGUUUGGUGUUGAGCAACAGCUUAUCCAACCCCUCACUUAUCUGUAGGGCUCUGCAGGGUUUAUACUUGCUUCCCAUCAUCUUCAGAAUAUGGGUGCAAUCCUAUAAAUUGCAUAGCGUACCAUCUGGUGUGGUAAUGCCACACAGCUGUACAUACAGCUCAUUUUCAUUCAGCCCACUUCCUGCCAAAUUAUCAUUUUUCUUAUUGACAAAAUGGACUAUUAAGUAUCUUCUGCUUUAAAGUGGUUUUGCAUAUUACAAACCAGCAGUGAUAGCAAAAGUUGCAAGACACUUGCGUAUGUCCCCCCCCCCCCCAGUCCGGGUUAAAUAUGUCAAGUGGAUGGUGCUGCAAAUAAUAUCUGGUUUUCAACAUCGCGAUAUAUCACCAGCUAAACAUCAUGACAUAUUGAUAUAUCACGAUGUCUGAAAUAAGGAUGGAACUAUGUAGAGACAUUGGCUGCCUUCACAGUUUUUCCCACAUUGUGAUUUUUGCAUAGUGCGCGCGCACACACACACACAGACACAGAUUCACAAUAUAUUGCCAGGUCAAAAACUGAAACCGGUAUCACAAUAUGGACUUCAAACUGGUUUUGGGCGAUAUAUCGCCCAGCUCUACUGUACACACACGAACUUAGCAGUCCUAAAAGACCCACAUUGGUUCCCAGUACAUUUCCGAGCACAAUUCAAAGUGUCGCUGCUGACCUUUAAAGCCCUAAAUGGCCUCAGCCUAGUAUACCUGAUGGAGCGUCUCCACCCCCAUUGUUCUUCCUGGACACUGAGGUCCAGCUUCGAUGGCCUUCUGGCAGUUCCCUCACUGUGAACCAGGCAGAAGGCAUUCUUGAUGGUGGCGCCCGCCUGUGGAAUGCCCUCUCAUCAGAUGUCAAGGAAAUAAACAACUAUCUGACUUUUAGAAGACACCUGAAGGCAGCCCUGCUUAGGGAAGUUUUUAAUGUUUAAUGUUUUAUUCUGUUUUUAAUCUGUUGGGAGCCGCCCAGAGUGGCUGGGGAAACCCAGCCGGAUGGGCAGGGUGUGUGUGUCUGUGUGUGUGUGCGUGUGUGUGUAAUACCCCACAUUGUGCUCUAUAGACACUUUGGGUUUCCUCCAUUGACAUCAUAUCUGUAACAUCAGAUGUAAUCUAAUAUCCCAGUGUUGUGUUGGGAGGCUGAAUGUGGGUGAGCUCGUUGAGGCUAGACCAUAGUGAAAAAAACACGUCUUUCACUUUUACUUUAUUUGAGAGUGUGGGGAGGACUGAGAGAGUAGUAGAGGGUGUCCCAUAUUUAAUGGGUUCAGCUUGUAAUAGUGAAUAAGUUUCACAGCCUUGAACAGUUCUGAAUCCAUUACUUCACCUGGUUCUUAAUUAGUUGUUGUGACACAAAGUAUAUCUCCCCCGCCCCCCGCAUUUACCACCAGCUUUUCAGACACAUUUAAAAUUUAUUAACUUUGUUGCCUCAUAACAUUCAUUCUUUAAAAAUACUUGACUGUCCUUUGACAAUAUUCAACAGGUCAUUUGCCCGUGCCUAAGCUUAUGCAGCCUGUUGCUAAACUGUUGAGUGUCACAAAGAAAAGGCAGCCUACAAUGGCAGUGCCUUGCUGAAACUUGCUCUAUGUCUGGAACAGAAAUUUCUCUGUCAAAAUAUUCCCUCUUCACACUUUGGGAAUGCUGUUUAUUUUCUUCUGUUUGAAAUAUUCAGAGAAAACAAGGCACAAGCAUGACAGCAGUCUGUCACUUGUAAACUUAGUGCUCAGUAGAGAAUUGGCAUGGGAGUUGAAGGAAGGAUAACCAGAGCAGCAAAACUCUUUUAAAGAUAAAUGAUUCAAACUCCAUGGUAUUGUCACCAUACAACGCAAGAUUACCAUAACAUACAAAUAUUUUUUUAAAUAUUUUUUUGGUCAUUGCAAAGGUGAGUAAAAAUCUGGUGUUUAUGCUGUUUACUCCUAUAUGUUAUAGGAGUCAGAAUGAAAAUAUUUUUUAAAAUGGGGCAAGAAGAGUGCCACUGGCGGUGAGGGCAGGGCAGGGAGAGUGACAUAAUCAAAGCAAUACACUAUCUUGCCACAAGAAUAUUAAUUGUCACAAACUGGAGAGGAGAGAAAAUCCCAACAAAGCUGGAGUGGCAAACUAAGUUAUUAGAGUUCUCUGAGUUGGCAAAAUUACAGACAAACUGAGAAGUAAUACUGACCAAGCAUUUAUUAGGAAAUGGGACGUGUAUAAAAAUAUCUUAUUGAAUACUGCAAUAAUAUGACGUCAGUGGCAGGAUUUGAAUUACUUCUGUGUAGGAUGAACAACCAUGAGACACAAAAACAUUGAUGAAAAUUAACAAAAAGAAAAUCAAAGUUAACAGUGUGCUAGAUAGAUUAAGUGGUAAAUACACGAUGAGGUAACGGGAAGUCGUUAGAAACUCAAGAAGAAUGUAUAGUGAUAGGAUGUAACAAAUUGUAUCAUUUUCUUUCCCUUUUUUAUUAGCCCUUAUGUUUGUUACUUCUUUUUAAUCUCAAAGAAGCAUUUAAAAACAAACACACAAAUCAAUACACUAUCUCUGUGCAAGGACCAUAGCUCAGGGAUAAUCACAUGCUUUUGUGCAGAACAUCAAAGGCAACUCAAGGGGGAAAGAACAUUUAGUAGGCAACGUGAAAGAUAUUUGCUGUAGAGCAGGGAUUGGGUGUGUGGGUGUUUUCCAUCCUGAGGGCCACAUUCUUUUGUGGAUAGCCUCCAGGAUGUGGGGCACGGGCCAGUGAUGGGGAAGGCCAUUGUCAAAAGUGAGUGUGCAAGCAAGAGGAGUAUGUGGAGCAGGUUCAUUGAGGGUUGUUGCUUGCUGAGGGGGUCAGGCAAGUUCUGAGGGCCAGGUGGAUCUGAGCCACUGCCAUUAGGAAGAUUGACAAAUAAACUGUGUUGGAAGGUUGGGAGGCUGCAUGGCUUGUCCAUCUCAUCCAGUAUUAUCUACUCUGACCAGCAGAGGUUAUCCAGAGUCUGAGGAAUAGGUCCAUCACAUCCUAACCUCUGCUACUUGGUACUAUACAAAAACCCCUGAAACCUGGAGGUGCCUGGGAUUGAACUUCUCUGUGCAAAGCAUAUAUAUCCUCUACUACUGAGCUACAGCCCCUGCCUGGGAUACACAAAGUCUGUACUGGCAUUGUGCAUAUCUGCACCAGAGUGAAACUCAAGGCUGCUUAAGACUGGUUAAAAGACUUCAAAAACAAAGCUUUGAAAAACUUUUAUGGUGAUUUGGCUGGUUGUGCCCCGGUUUGUUUCUUCAGUGUAAUAUUUUAAGUGAACAGAGUUUCUGUAUCUUACCAGAUGGAUGUCUCUGUAGCAAGAGCAAAUAAGGCCAAGGUGAAAUGUUCUUCUUAAUUUGUAGAUUUGAAGACCUGACCUUCUAAUAUUUAUGCCUUUAGAUUGCCUAUCUCCCCCACCCCUGCCCCGUUUCUUAUGUUUCAAAUCUUUUAUAAAUGCCUUUUUAUCUUUGAUAUUCCAUUCCACUCUGUAAAAGAACCCUUAGACUGUGAUAUACAUUUUUUAGGAAGUAAAACUCAUUGAACAUAGUAGAGACUUCUGAGUAAAAUACAUAUGUUAGCACUGUUAAUGAUGAGAUAUACCUUAAUAUAACACAGUAAUUUUCCAUUUGCUUAGUAGGUUAACAUUAGAGACAAGUGCUGUUCAAAUUCAUGUAACUAUCCUCUGCUCUACUACUGCUUAUAUAUAUUUUUUCCUGGAGUUUUCUAAGGUUUUGUUUUGUUUUUAAGUUCACACUAGUUUUGAAGUUCCCAUCAGUACAAAAGAAGUCGUUUUCAGUGAAUUCCUAAAUGCCUUAUAAUGUGGAAACAACUCUUCUGUUAGUUUAUAUGGCAGGUGGCAGCUACAAUUUAUUGUCCUGUUUUAUCCAAUACAAAGAGUCGUAGGGUCAAAUAUUCAGUGCAUUUUGCUUCACAACAUUCAAGAUUGUUGUGUAUAGUUGCUUCUGCCAGACAAAAAAUGGUAACCACUUGCCAUACGUAUAUAGUAAUGGCAGCGAUUGUCCUUGAUACAUCCUUGGAAGCAAGUUUAUCUUGAUGGCCCUAAUAGUUUUUGUUUUUGAGCCCCUUCAAAUAGCAUAGCUAUAUUGCAGUAGGCUGCUACACUUGUUAAUUGUUCCACAGCCUCUAUAAAGCUGAAUGUGUUGAAUCAAGCUGUUCAGAAAGUUUAUUUUUCUGAUCAGCAAUUGUUCCUGUGUGCAACACAGAUUGGUUAAUUUUGCCCUUAUGAGUCGCUAGGACAGCCUGAUCUGGCAGGGAAACAUCUCUUGAACCACAAUCCUGUGCUGUACAAACAGAUAAAGCCACUGAACUCUGGCCUGCCUUGCACUGAAAAGGCUUAAUCUCCUCUCAUUGCUAAUUCUUUUGCUGCAAUAACACAACCACACAAGGACUGCUCAAUUAGGUCCUAGAAUGGGGAUGAGUUGUGUUCCAUUUUAAGAAUUUAUAUGUCAGGCUGUUGCCUCAAUAUGAAUGAAUGAAAGAAAUGAUAGAUUAGCUGACUGUUACUACUUUCUUAUUUCUCAUUGGUAAAGAAAAAAGAAGAAUGGAGGGAGGGAGAGAGAGAGAGAGAGAGGCCCACAGGUGUUUGUAAUGGAGAUAGGGACAGACAUCCUGUUGGCUUUCAGCCCACACAGCUGUUGUGUUGUUAACAUAUUUGCAACCCCGCCGUUCAUCUGCACAGAUGCUAGGAGAGAAUGCAAGACACAAAAACUUUAUUUAUUUAUUUAUUUAUUUAUAGCAAGCUUUAUGUACUGCUUAAUCAGAAAAAAAAUCAAAGCAGUUUAAAUAGUGUAAACUGUUAACUAAAGAUAGAAAAAAAGCAAACUUUAAAAACAAAAGACACAAUAGAAUUAUCAAAAUAUAAAUAAAAACAGUUUACAAAACCAAAUGUACAUAGUAAAACUGUGUGGGUAGGCUAUCUUAAGCAAAGUUUUUAGCAGGCAUCAAAAACAUUACAACAGCAUCUGCCUAAUAUUAGUAGUACAUAAAUAAAUUAUAUGUGCACAGUUCCUAAUAUCACAUUCAUACCCAAUGAUAAAACCAUAAAAUACCUCCCAGCCAAUGGGGAAGCUAAAACCACAGAGCAGGAUUAAUCCAAUUCCAAUCAGCUAAACUACUAAAAGUGCCUGUGAAAACAGAUGGAUCUUAACUUGGUGCCAGAAUGAUGUGGUGUCACCAUCAACACUAAGGGGAGGCUAUUCUGCAUAACACACUUUACUUGACAGUGGAAUGUGGAGAAGCUUUUCAUCUGAAUUUCAUUGAAAUGGACAGGAUGGGGAGAGGAGAUCCAUCAGGUAUUAGGGUCCCAAGUCAUUUAGGGCUUUAUAGUUAAACGCUGGCACUUUUGCAAAUCAGCACAAAAUGGAGUUGGAAGAGAGCUCAUACCCAGGAACUUGUGGCUUGCAUAGGAACUGCUUGCACCCAUCUAGAAAGGCUUGCCACAUGCUUUGAAGACCAGCAUCAUGUAGUCUCAGUACAUCACUAACGAAAUCAUGUGACUAUGGAAUCCAGCAAUUUCAAUUAUUAGUCUGUUGGCUGGGUGAUCUUGCCUGUUGGCCAUUGGCACUCCUCUCACACCAAGCAUUUUGAUAGAGGUUCACUCUGACCGCUGUCAGAAGAAAAUGGCAUAAACAGACAGUUUUCAUCAUGGCUGUCACAACAAACAUGGAAAUGGUGCAUAUUAUGGGGAGAACAUUGUGCAGCUUGAAACUGUUUGUUCACAUUCAAAAGUGCCUGCCUUAGCUGGUAUUCUUCCUUCACUUCCCCCAUGUCCGUUUUCCAUGUGUACACAAUGUUUAAAAAGUUAAUUGCCAAGAUUAUUUUCUUAUUUAGAGGUAUAACCCCAUAAAAUCCAUAGCUCUCUUGCAGUGAGUGCUGCAUCAGUUUGAACAGGCAAUAUCUAUAAAGUUUUGUCUCCCUCCUCCCUCCCUUUUCAAAGAAACGGAUAAAAUAUCCUCUGAAUCUACGGUUACAGUAAGUGGCACUGGCUAAUGAUUUGAUUUGAGAAUUGAGAAUACAGUCUGGAUUUACUCUCUAUGCAUUAACGCAGGUCAAAUGGACACGGGCUGCAUUUUAAAUCAGUAAUGGAAGGCUGAAGCUUUUCUUAAACCAAUCACAUCGGCCUUUCCAAGACUGACUGAUCCCUAGAGGCCGAGCCUAGUAAGCAAAGCUUUUAUAUGAAUGGACUCUGUGCAGCCUGGAGUUUCAUUCAUAAAAUGGAUGCUGAAGGGGGGAAAGGGGGAGGGAGGCGGCGGGAGGAGUGCACACAUUGGAAUGUCCAUUUAUAGAGAGCUGAAGGGUGUAGUGUUCCAUCAGCUGCUUCCCUUGCCCGUUGACUUAAAGUAAUGAUUAAUGCUUGCUGGCCUCCUCUGCUUGUAACUUGACACCAUUUAUGGCCUUGGUGCGUUCCUAAUGUAUGGUGAAUGAGAAGGCUACAUAAUCCAAUCAGAAACAUAAACAGGAACUGGUUGGUCUGAAUUCCAUUCAAAUAUGUCACUUCAGCCAGGCAGUGUUUGUAGAACUUGAAUUUUAUAGACUGAGAAUGGGAUGGAGGAGGAGCCAUGCAGAUGUGUGUCUUUUGCAGCCAAGGCUCACAAAAGAGAGGGGGGUCUUUUUCUCUGUGUGUUUUCUCUGUGUUUUUUUCUUCUUGUAAAUAGCAACUUAACGUACACAUAGUUUGAAAGUGACCCUGUAUGACUGAAAUAAAUAUAGAGCGUAAAAAUGGAGAGCCACCAGCUGGGACAGGAUUGUACAUUUUUUUAAAAAAUAUGACGUCCUUUUAAUGUUUUGGUUCUGCUGUCAAUAACAAGUAGCCUUUUGUUGAAGGAGGCUGCUGUUGCCUAAUGUGUUUUCUGAAAACCGGAUGUCGUGAUGAUGCCAGAGUAAAUCAGCAGUUAGCUAUAGAAAGCAAUCUGGUGUAUUUCAGGGAGGAAAACUGUGGAUUUUAUUUUGCAUGUGUUUUGGUUUCUUUUGGAAUUGCUUUAGCUAAAUUAGAUUACAACUUGUAGGUUGUUUGCCAGAUGAGAGGUAGGGAUUACGUUCCCUCUCUGUGAAGCCUGGCUUUUGAAUUUAUUGGCAUCUUGUCGUAAUGCGAUGUUUCUGUUACUCCGAAUUAAUUUUAAUUUUUAACUUGAUUUUUCAGAGACAUCUUUUUUGCAUCCUCCUUUAGGAUAACCCUGAUGUCCUUACCCCAAGUAUUGGGAAUGUUGCUGACGGUACUUGUGUGCAUAAAUAGAAUACUUUAAACUAAAUAUUACCUUUAUCCAGCAAUUCUUGGUAGAGUGUGUUGGUACCCUUAUCUGCAUGGACUCUGCUCAGCUAAGCGAGGUAGGAAGUCCUCAAUUCAAAUUCACUAGGUAUUAGUAAACAGUUCUCUUUCUCAUUCACACACAUGCAGCGCUGGAUUACGAAAUAGGCAGAGUAGGCACCGACCUAUGAGCCCCACACCUUUUAGAGGAUCAAAAUAAUAUUCACAAUUUUUUUAGGGAUAUGUGCCCCCCCCCCCAGAAAAAAGCACUGGUAUCAGGAGAUAUUUUGCGAUGGACCCCCCGAGAUUUCAACUGCCUGGGGCCUCCACAGGGUUUAAUCCAGCACUGCACACAUCCCAGUAUGCAAUAUGGGAAUAAUAAUACUGGCUUAAUUCACAAAGAUUACUGAGUGAAGGUUACUAUAUGGAGUGCUUUGAACCUUAAAAGAACUACAGUGGGUUAAGUACUUAAUUCGUUCCGGAGGUCCGUUCUUAACCUGAAACUGUUCUUAACCUGAAGCACCACUUUAGCUAAUGGGGCCUCCUGCUGCUGCUGCGCCGCUGGCGCGCGAUUUCUGUUCUCAUCCUGAAGCAAAGUUCUUAACCUAUUUCUGGGUUAGUGGAGUCUGUAACCUGAAGCGUAUGUAACCUUAAGCGUAUGUAACCCGAGGUACCACUGUAUGUGGAUGUAUUGAUACUUCAUAGUGGAUCCGAGCGCUCUCUCUCUCUCUCUCUCUCUCUCUCUCUCUCUCACACACACACACACACACACAAAAUCAAAUCAAUCAAUCAAUCAAUCUCUCUACUAUAUAUUUUGGAAAGUGGUUUAUUUGUCUGGCUGUUCUAUAUGGGUUUGAGCACCAAUUGAGAGAUCGCCACCCUGCAAGAAGGGUUCAACUUGCCUGCUCUCUGCAAUGCAGUUGGGAGAAGAGGCAAAGAAAGUGUGCCGACUCCUUCCCCACCCCCUCUCUUGACGAUAUACAGUUUUAAAAUCCUAAUUGCGAACGGGUCCAAAACUAACAAAUGACACUGUCCGUUUAAAAACUCCAGUAUUUGUGGGUUUCUUAGAUUUCAUGGACAAUGCUUUAAUUUAGCAGCCUAUAAAAGAAAGGUGUCCAUUGUCUUCAUCUGAAUCCCAAAUGAAAAUUAAGAUUGUCUUGUUUUACUUUCCGUUUCCUUUCAAGAGUCAUAGCUCAGUUAUGUCAUCCAUUGUCUUUGAUUCUUAAAUCCUGGAAAUGUUUCGCGUGAGAACAUAGGGAAAUGCCUUAUAUCUUUCGCAGGGUGGAUUUGAUUUAAAUCAGAUUGAUUUAAAUCACAAUUUAAAUCACUAGUCAGUAAGACUUGAUUUAUAUCAUUUUUUUUUAACAGAAAGACUCAUUCUUGCUUGUAUCAUCUUAAUAUUGACAACCAGAGGAAGGUUUCAUUUUUGGAAUAAUAAAUUUUCAGAGUUGUUUUUACAGUUAUAUUAAAAAUUACUGAUUUGGUUAUACUAUUAAAAAUACAUAGACAGAUAAUUAUUAAAUUAUUGUGAGAUUUAAUAUGUUAACAGUUUAUUUUCAGACAACUUUUCUGCUGUACUUUAUUGGAAGGAGAAAAAUAAUCAUUUCCUUAAUAACAAUUUAAACAAUUUAUUUAACUAAAACAAUAACAUUAUAGCAUAUGUAUCCAUGUUUGUUAACUGAUGUGGUUAAACAUUUUUUAAAAAACAAAACAAAACACCAUAGACUGAGUUUUAGCACACAUGAAAAACUUAAAACAAAUCCUUAUUUCCUGAUUAAUAGCUUUUGGACUAUAAUGUAACUUAAAUAGAAAACUAUCUUUAGAAAGAUUUUUCCUCCAAAAGCAUUUUAUUUUAAAAAUCUGAUUUAAUUUUUUUAAAAAAUUGUUAUUUCCCUCCCGUUUUUUUUUUUUAAUCAUUGUUUUUUUUAUCCACCCUGAUCUUUGGACCAUGGAGCUCAUUAUUACUUGCAUUCGCAGGCACUGUCUCUCCAGGAUUUUGAGCAGACAUCUUUUUCAGAUUUCCUUGGUAGGGGGUUCUACCCAGGGCCGUCUUAAGCAUAUGCGGCGCUGGGAUGCAAAGAUCCACUGGGCGAGAGAACCACCAAAGUUGUUGACCUUUUUUAAGGAAAUAGUUGUUUACACAGGGGUGUACAAAGGUGGGUGCGGGGUUCACGGGGGGGGGGGAAUGUUGGGCGGCAUAGUCGCAGCACUGUACACCCGCUGCUCCCCCCCCCACACACACUGCAUGGCGGCUAACUGUUUUGGCUGCACGCAGUACCCAGUCAUGUAAUGUUGUGGGUGCUGCGUGGCGCAUCCUGUUGCAUGCGCCAAGCUGAGGGUUCCUUUACUGGCUUUUCCGCUGUUAGAGCACACUCCCAGCGCCACUCACCGUGGGGUGCCAGCACAGAACGAUGGGGGAUGCAAGCGGGAGCAGAGGAAAGAUCUCUGGGGGGGAUCUGCGCGCUCCUAUUUGUCGGGUUUUGUCAUUGUCCAGAGAUGUUUCCUCCGUGCACCCCUAGUGUCAACGGUUAAGAUGGCCCUAGUUCUACCUGGUGUUCAACCUACGUGCAAAACAGGUGGUCCUGGAGAAGAAGGAAUAUUUUCCCCAUCUGAAAGCUAGGGUUGCCCCCCUAGUGCACUAGUGUCAUCCUUCUGAAACUAUAUCUCAUUGCUAUUUAUCACAUCUGUGUCCCUAUUAGACGAACAUGUGUUGUGUAGCAGAAACCAUCAAUUACGUUGCGACUAUAAUAGAACAAGCUGGCGGGAUUUGCAAGGGGAGCCAUCAGUGCAAAAGGCAACGGUAUCUGUGGAACAAUUGCCAAACUAGCUUUCCAGUUAAUAGAUUUAACAACUUGGAGUCAAUAAGCUGUAUCCCUAAUAAAUACAUCCUAUGGAUUUUCCUCCUGUUUUCAAUAUUCAAAGGCUGUUGCUGAUGUCAAGAUAUGGUCGCUGGUUUUAAAUUGCAUUGUACUGUACCAGUCAGGUAAUGUAAAAUUGAAGGUCUUUAUCAUAAUUAUGCAGGCUGAAAAUAGAACAAGUCUGUGUUUUUAGGCAAAUUUCUUGAGACAGGGAGAAAAAUUGGCGCAAAAUUUCCACAUCCAUCUCGCCUUAUGCUUGGGAUUAACAGUAAAUACAUAUUGCUGCCAUCACACCAUCCUUGUUUACCUCCCUAAAAUAGUUAUCUGGCCCCUGCAGGGAAAAAGGGUUGUGAUCUUAAACGGACCCCCCUGCUCUGAUUCAGAUGUGAUUCUUGAAUUACGAACAUAAGAUGAGCCCAAUUCCAGCUCCUCUUCUCAUGGUUGCCAACCAGAUUCCUGUGGAAAGCCUACAAGCAGGCCUUGGGUACAGUAGGGCUCUCCCUACCCUUCAAGUUGUGAUUCCUGGCAGCUGGCUUUCAGAAGCAUUCUGCCUCCCAUCUGUGGCUAGAAGCCAUUGGCACACUGAUUCUCCAUUCAUUUGUCUAAUGCUUUGCACAGUCAAAGCACAUAUCCCCUCCUCAAACGAUUCUGGGUACUGUAGUUUACCCCCAACAGAAUGAAAAUUCCCAGCAACUGAAUUAAAAUUCCCAGGGUGGGUGGCCCUGUGGUCUAAACCACUGAGCCUCUUGGGCUUACUGAUCAGAAGGUUGGUGGUUCGAAUCCCCACAACGGGGUGAGCGCCCAUUGCUCUGUCCCAGCUCCUGCCAACCUAGCACUUUGAAAGCGCACCAGUGCAAGUAAAUAAAUAGGUACCACCAUGGCGGGAGGGUAAACGGCAUUUCCGUGCACCCUGGUUUCCGUCAAGGUGUUCCGUUGUACCAGAAGCAGUUUAGUCAUGCUGGCCACAUGACCCAGAAAGCUGUCUGUGGACAAACACUGGCUCCCUCAGCCUGAAAGUGAGAUGAGCGCCACAACCCCAGAGUCGCCUUUGGACGUAACCAUCCAUGGACCCUUUACCUUUACAAACCAAAGUGGCCAGAGUUCUUUGAGAAGGGGGAAAAGUGCUUUAAAUGGUAUAUUGUGUUCACCGCUUUAUCCUCUUUUAAAGCAUCUGAGUUCUAAUCCUCUACAGUGGUACCUCAGGUUAAGAACUUAAUUCGUUCUGGAGGUCCGUUCUUAACCUGAGGUACCACUUUAGCUAAUGGGGCCUCCUGCUGCCGCCGCAUGAUUCCUGUUCUCAUCCUGAAGCAAAGUUCUUAACCCGAGGUACUAUUUCUGGGUUAGAAGAGUCUGUAACCUGAAGCGUCUGUAACCCGAGGUACCACUGUAUGCUGUGGUGAUAGGAGACAUUCAGCAUUCUCUCUCUCUCUCUCUCUCUCUCUCUCUCUCUUUAAGACAAUGUGAGUUGGUUCCAUCACCCUGUUUACUUGUUGCAUCUUGCUGCUGCUACAUGAUUCAGUUUACUUCCUCCAACUUUGUGAGGAAUACGGUUGUGAGUGAUUUGUCGCGUCUCCAUUUAUAUUAUGCUCUCCCUUUACGCAAGAUUGCUUCUUACACUCCUGCAAGUUUAUGGGCUGGAAGGGCUGCUAUGGUUCAGCUCUACUUCACACGAGCCAUAUAUUUGAUGUCGCCGUGUCAAUUUCUGCAUCUAACUUAACAAUUUGUGGCUCAAGUAAAGCAACGGAGCACAAUUGCUAAACUGAAAACGUCGUAGGCAUGGAUGUUGUCUAGAGUUCUGCUGCCUGAUAAGUCGUCCUCCUCUCUUCUCUGUUUCUUUCCACUUAUGACUACAAGGAUAGCCCCUAUUAGGAUGGCAGGCACCCAGUAUGUGAAAAUGCUCCAAACACUCAAACAAGAAGGAGAGGGCCAGAGCAUCUUGCAUUUAGGGGGGAAUCCCACAACUAGCCUUCAGUGUAUGCCACUGAAAAGGUGGAAUAUAAAUGAUAUGAAUAAAUAAAUAAGCCCUGGCCAGGGAUGGGAGGAUUUAAUUGUGCUGGCCAAACCACAGUCAACUGGCACAGUUUUGCUCUGAGACAGAACACAUUUUACCAUGCUGGUCUCAGAGCUCAAAAUUACAAAAGAACUCAGGAAACUGCCUUACACAGAUUCAGAAUAUUUGUCCAUUCAGCUCAGGGCAGCAGAUCUCUACAGUUUCAGACUAAACAUUUGAAGGCCUACCUGGAGGUGCCAUGGAUUGAACCUGGGGCCUGCCACAAACAAGGCAGAUGAAACAGUUGUUUCAGAGCCAAAAGUGGCCAUAAAAUAUGGCUUACAGAUAAACUAUAUACUGCGUCCCAUAGGGAGAUAUCAGGGGUAGGCGGGGAAACAGGUUUAGAGACAGUGUGAUCUUAGGCACAGUGUCACUGAGCUCACAUCUUUCUGCCCAGUGCUUCAGGGCCAAAGUUGAACUAUUGGUUUCAAAACAGUCACUGGGGGAAGGGAUUUCCCCUGUGAAUGUUGUCGGGCGGACACAUUUGUAUUUCCUUCUUAUGGACCAGCUGAUUCUCUUAAAUCGGCUGACUUCUUUCCUCUUUAUUUUCUAGGCAACAAACUUCCUUUAACACAACACUUUCCUCUUUAGACGUCUCAAGUUACCAGAUGACUAAUGCUUCAUCUUCUCUUGUCUCGGGCAAGGGGUGUUAAAACUGCCAGGGCCAUGAAGGAACAGAGGUUUUGAUUGACCACAUCCCCUCGUCGAUGCCAAUGUUCUCUGUUACCCACGUGGCAAUGGGAUAGGAGUGGCAGCUUCCGGCAUAGAAACUGGCCUCAGGAUUUAGGCUCAUUGAAUAAAACAUGUCCUUUGGGAAGUCUUGGGUUAAAAAAUUAUAAUGUAAAAAUACUGUUCUGUUCAUAGACCAUGCAUAUGGCUCAAAACGGCAACUUGCUUUGCAGUCUGAAUACUACUGAUGCAGAUUCCUCCCCACCCAGCACUCGUUGCUCUGAUUCCUGCUCACUGCUUAAACUCAUAUGUUUAUGAGUUUACCAUGUACAGUCUACCUAGGUCAGCAUUACCAACACUUACCGGCCAUAGCUCUGCAAGGUUUUGAACAGGAGCAUUUCCUUGCACUAGCCGGAGAUGAUGGGGACUGAAUCCAGGACCUCUGCACACAAACAAAGUGGAUUGGCAGCCAAUGUGGUGUAGUGGUUAAGAGUGGUGGACUAGUAAUCCAGUGAACCGGGUUUGCGUCCCCGCUCUUCCACAUGCAGCUGCUGGGUGACCUUGGGCCAGUCACACUUCUCUGAAGUCUCUCAACCCCACUCACCUCACAGAGUGUUUGUUGUGGGGGAGGAAGGGAAAGGAGAAUGUUGGCCGCUUAGAGACUCUUUCGGGUAGUGAUAAAGCGGGAUAUCAAAUCCAAACCCUUCUUCUUCAAACUCUUCUUCCAUAGUGGAUUUUAAUCUGACAUAGGGUAGUAGGUCUUGUGCACAACAAAUUAUAGCAAAAUAUAGAAGGUGAACUGGUGAAUUAUGCUGGGGGGGGGGCAUGUGCAAUUAAAAAAAAAAUCUAAAAAGUUAAUGGCUCUGUUCUGCCCAACAGAUUCAUUCCAUUGUGAAGCCAGUGCCUAAACUUUGCUGCAUGGCAUCUUUCCUUUCCUCCUUUUUCUCUUUUAAAGGCCAUAUUGGAAACAAGAAGUAAACAUACAGUUUCUGUUCUUCAUUUGCUGCUCUCUAAUGUAACCCCAGUUAGGUAGUUAAACCUAUUCCUGGGUCUUAGUCAAGCAUUUAGCACAAUUUAAAACUGCAAUGUUAAAUUUCAUUGGUUGGCCUUUUUAUUAGAUAAAGUAGAAAUGAAAGCAGAAGGCAAUUUAAUUGGCAGUAAUUUUUCUGGGCAAGUCAUUACUUUGAUGAACUUAAGAGCAAUGUUUAUGGCUCCUAAUUAACCAUGUUAGUCAUUUGAUUGAAUAAUCACUUUGGAAAUGUUUCUACAAUUUGAUUAGAGUUUGACCCAUUCUGAUAGUCAUAAAUUAACCAAUAGCACUUUAGAAUAAUAAGACUUUAGGUACUUUGCAAGGAACAAAGUCUUCUCAGACAUAUCCCUCCCCGCCCCCGCCCCAGUUCUCUGUGGAUUGUUUAAUCAUAUGCUUAUGCUGUAGUUAGCGUUGCUAAAUACAAGUUCCCUCUUCACAAUUGUUAGUUUUAUCCCAGACCUGGGGAUCCUGUGACUCUUCAUGUAUUGCUGGACCACAGCUCCCAUAAUUCCUGACCAUUGACUAUCCAGGCAGGGCCUGAUGGGAGUUGGAGUCCAGCUACAUUUUGAGGCUGCAGGUUCCCAAACCCUGUCCUAACCAGACAUACACAACAUACAGUCUAAUGCAGUGGUUUUCAACCAGUGUGCCAUGGCACCCUAGGGUGCCUUGAAUGAAAGUCAGAGGUGCCGCAGGCAACACUGGCCUCUGUCCCUCUUUCCUUCCCUCCCUCCUCUGAGGCCCCCUCGCAUCUCUGCCUCCCCAAGGCUUGCACAGCUGUUUGUUGCAGCAGCCCUGGCUCCCCUCUCCCUGAGUUUAGUGCUUCCCCACUAUAGGGAAUUCCAGAGUCACCUGGUGGAAUUCAGGCAGAAUGAUUUUGGUUGAGUAAGCCAUGGCUUGUCAGACCCAAGACUCUGAGCAUUUUUGUGUGCCUUCGUUCCUCCUUUCCUAAUGUCAACAUGCAGUCCUGUUACAUCCCUACCAGGAAACUGGGGCUACAAGCCACAACCGUAAAUCAAGAUCUGUUAGAUAAAACUUUGACUCUCUUAUCCUAGAAACACACAUGCCUAUCAAACGUACCUAGCUUAUUAUGCAGCUCAUUUCGUACAGGUGUUUUUGCCUUUUUUCCACCAAAGCCGCAUAUCUCUGAGAGAACUAGAGGUGAUACUUUACAAGUUCACCGCACACUUCUGCUAAUGUUCAGGUGGACUUAAGAGUGUGAUUUCUCUGCAAGAGGUAACCUUGGUGUUGAUGUGGGGCAAAUGCAAAACAUGAGGUUGCAAUACAAGUAAGUCAGCCUAAACAUUUACAGGAAGAAUUUAGCCCAAGGCCCUCAUUUUUGGUGGUAGCCUCCUGUCAAUCAUUGCAUCUGGUUCUGUCUUGAGUUUUGUGACUGCUUUUUAGAUAGGGAUUCUGAAUCACUGGAGGUCCCAAGCGAUAGACACACUUCAUAGUGAAAAAGAGUAAUGAAAAUUUGUGGAAUGAGACUAUGGGUAGAUGAACUUCCAUUGUAAUAAGCACUUGCUUAGUGAAUUCAGUGUAAAAUCUCAUUUUCUUCUCCUUCCAAGUCCUUGAUACUCAUCCCUAGUCAGUGAACAGUGAAAUUCAGGAUUGCGUUUUGGAAAAGGCUUGCACACAACACUGGACAAAUUAUGUUUGGUCCUGUUGCAGGUUUUACGUGAGUGCUUCUCCAGUGGCUGAUUGAAGAACAGAAUGCAAUGGUGUACUGAACAAUAUUUUAGCUUUCAAAUAGUUAAGGUUCAAAUGCUGGCUACAUGGGAAUAAGCCUCGUUGAAUUCCACAGGACUUUAUUCCAAGUAAACUUGCAUAGGCUUGUGCUAUAUGUGCAAUGGAUGUUUUGAACAUAAAUACUUUUAUUAGCAAUGCAGGUGUACUCAGAGUUAAGUCUCAUUUCCCAGGUUUACUGCUGGCCUACGAGUGCAGAGAAUUGCAGUGUAAGAGAACAAAAGGUUUUCAUGUAUGUGUAGAUACUUACAUUGUAGCAAGAGUGUGAGAUUUAACAGAGUUACCGUAUUUUUUGCUCUAUAAGACUCACAUUUUCCCUCCUAAAAAGUAAGGGGAAAUGUGUGUGCGUCUUAUGGAGCGAAUGCAGGCUGCGCAGCUAUCACAGAAGCCAGAACAGCAAGAGGGAUUGCUGCUUUCGCUGCGCAGCGAUCCCUAUUGCUGUUCUGGCGUCUGAGAUUCAGAAUUUUUUUUUCUUGUUUUCCUCCUCCCAAAACUAGGUGCGUCUCAUGGUCUGGUGCGUCUUAUAGAGCGAAAAAUACGGUAAUACAGUUUUAAACAGUUCAUUUAAUAUUUUAACUGAAGAGUUAAAUUCCUUUUUUAAAAAAACAACAACCAACAAUGUAAGUUCAGUACACACACGGUACAUCGUGUCCCCAUUUGUAUGUAAUGUUAAAAUGUUGUUUAUUUUAAAUCAUGGUUUAAUUUGAACAAGCCAUUGCAAACUACUCAGAAGCUCCCACUUCACUCCUCCGCUGCUCGUAUAUGUGCCAUACCAGGAGGAAAACAAACCAGAAGCUGGCUUAAUGUUAAAUCUGAACCAGCACUCGUGGUUUGUUUCUCUCCAAACAAACCGUGAGCAGAAGCCAAUGUUUGUUCUUGGCUUACCAUGUGUGGUUUCUUUAGAGGAAAUAAACCACGAGUGCUGGUCUCCAUGUUAUGCUAAGUCAAUCUCUGACUUGCUUCCCUUUUGUCCCACCCGCAUAAUCAAUCACAGGACACGACGCGCACAUCCCAUUUGAAUGGCAACUUGGGGGGGGGCUCAAAUAUUUUAUUAAGAGGGCUGAGGGGACCUCGGCCCCUAGGAGUUGGCUCCUAUGGUCAGUACCCAACAAGACUUGAGCCUCCAAGUGUUCAGGUUUUAGGAUCUGCAAAGUAGGGUUAAUGGUUGAAGAAGAACAGGCAUGCUUUGAGUGGCCAGGUGGCAAAUAAUGUACAGUGGUACCUUGGUUCUCAGACUUAAUCCGUCCCAGAAGUCCAUUCCAAACCCAAGGCGUGCUUUCCCAUACAAAGUAAUGCAAAAUGGAUUAAUCCGUUCCAGACGUUUAAAAACAACCCCUAAAACAGCAAUUUAACAUGAAUUUUACUAUCUAACAAGACCAUUGGUCCCUAAAAUGAAAGCAAUAAUCAAUGUACUGUACUGGAAAAUAAAUUAGACCGUAUUGUAGAUGAUAAAAAUUUAAAUUAAUUUUUUUCCUGAUGAUCGCAAUUGUUUGGAUGGGGUUUCUUUAUCCCUUUCCGCAGUCACACAAUCAAUCAAUCAAUUAGUCAGUCAGUAGCUGAACUGGGUUCCACACAGUCACAAAAACAACUUAACCGAAAAAGCCUCAAAAACAAAAACGCAAAAUAAAUAGCAAAAACAAAAGCGCCAAACUUAAUCCAUUCCGGAAGUCCAUUUGACUUCCGAAAUGUUUGAAAACCAAGGCGAAGCUUCUGAUUGGUGCAGGCGCCCCGGAAACAAUAGCUGUUUGGCUUCCGAAAAACGUUCAAAAACCGGAACACUUCCGAGUUUUUGGUGUUUGGGAACCAAGGUCCAAGAUAAGGAAAAAAGCCAAAUUCAGCAGGUUGUAACAGGCAGGGACUGGGCUCCAAAAGUGAAGUUGGCAAGGUCCUCUCUAAUAGUUGAGCUGCUCCUAUUGCACAGCCCAGUACUGAAGCCACUGCUUUAUCGGGCCAUCUGGACAGCCUCUGCAGAGAGCUGAAACAAUACUGCAAUAGCGGACAGGAUCUGAACCUCGGCAAAUAUGGUAGCAUUCUGAAGGUUCAGAGCUAAGUCUGCCAGACUGGGCUGUGGUGGCACAGGAAGUUAAGGUGCCAGACUCUUGUCUACUGGAAUCCUGGGUUGCAGCAGUUGCAUGGCACCCUAAUGUGGAUGAAUUGAUCUCUUGCUACAGGUGGAAGUUCUGUGGGUGAAUGCCUUCCCCUUCCCCUGCUUAGCCAGCACAUGGCAGAACAAGGCUAUCACCUAGGUGGAGCUGCAUUAGUAAAUUGCAGCCUGGGUACGGCAGCUGUGUAUUGAUUUUGGUAGAACCUACUCCCACUUAAGGUUGUUUUUGGAAUCCAGUGCUAUUGCUGAUCACUUCCCUUUUGUAUAUGCUGAAUCAUUAGACUAUCACAUGUUUAUAUGUUCUGGGUAUACAGGUUCAACUUGGUUAGCAUGGAAACUGACCAUGUGUAACAUGUAGCCUUUUUCACUGGGUAUGUCAGACGUUUUAUUGAAACUUGACUCUGAGGCUGAUUGUGACAAUCAGUUUGCUAAUGAAUUUGAACAACUGUUCUUUGUGGAAAUAUCUAAUCUUUCAAAACUCAUUGUUUUGCUUUAGGUUUCUGUUCCAUCUAGCCACAGUCCUUCAUAAGCAUGCUAUGUCAGUUGCCUGUUCAAUAAGGAGGAUUCUGAAUUAUUAUUCCAUAUUAUACCAAAUUUGACAAACAACGACUUUAUUAGUUUUUCUUUUUUUCCUGCUAAUUGUAAUGAACUUCACCAUAAGCUCCAGUGACGAUUUAAAUACUUUGUUUAAUGAUCUAUGUUGGGUAUGAUUUAUAUUAAUUACAUUAUAGUUUUCCUUUCCCCCCCUUUAUUUUGCCUUCCACAUGCUACUCUAAACUCCUAAAUGUUGACAGGUUGCCAUUCCCUGUAGCUUCAAGUGUGCUCUUUUUCUCUCUACAGCUUCCCUUAUUUGUUGACUUGUGCCAUUCCAAACAAUAUUCUAACUAACUUUUGUGAUACCAAAUUGUGGCAGUCCUCCUCACGCAAGCAGCAUUCCACUAGUGGGAGCUGCAUUCUUAGUGCAAAUCCAAUAGGCGCCUUGCAAUUAUUCCAGAUCUCUUACUACAACAGCUGUUAUUAUUAUAUAUUGUUAUUCUCAGUAACAAUUAAGGUUAUGCAUUGCUGCUUACAGAAUGUCGCUCUCAGACUGUACGCUGAAAUCUCACCCAUUGCCUUCCUCUUUCCAGAAGUGCCUAGCUGCCAUUCCAUUUACAUGAGGCAAGAAGGCUUCCUGGCUCACCAAAACAGAACAGAAGGUAUGUAUGUAAGAGUGUGUGUGUGUGUGUGUGUGUGUGUGUGUGUGUAGUUCUGUUUUGUCCUGAAGCAAAAUUUAGGUAUCCACAUAAUAAAAAAGAGGAACCUUUGAGACCCUAUUCUCAUAAAGGUUGUAAAUAAGGCUGGUUAUAAUCAUGCAUUUAUUUAUUUAUUUCCUUUUGCAGAUUAGGCACCUGAAAGCUCUAGGAGAAAUUCUGGAGCUUGCAUGUCUUUUCUAACAUAGGAAAAAUAUGUUUAAAUUGCAGCACACUUUCCUUUAUGUUCAGCCAUGUUGUGAUUACCUGAAGGCACACAUCUGAACUGGCAAUUUAAGCCCAUCCCUUAAGAUAUAGCCUCGAGACAGCAAAAGACUAGUGCCUCUUUGAAGCUAUAAACCCAUCAGCAAGGGGUACUGAUUUUUAUUUUUAUUUUGAAGUGAGAACACGUGAAGACUAGUCUUUCCUUGACCACUUCUCUGUAUGGAGAAGCACCGUGCACUCUGUAGAGUACAUGCAAAUUCUCACCCAUGGUGAUUUCCUCAAGGAUCAGCCUUCUUGGCAAAGCAAACGUGUGACCGUGGGUUUUCUUGUUUUCAAGACCAUGAGCAGCUAUACUGUGUCUCUCCUCCCACACACACUCUCUUGUAUGCUUCUUCGUCUGUGCCUCUUCUGGUAACUUCUUAUGGCAAGGCCAUAUGAGGUGAUGACAGUACUGGACAGAGUGAUGGGGCUCUGCUGCUCACCUGACCCUCCUGCAACUGUGAUUUUGCUGCAUACCAGGAUGGGUCAGUGGGGUCUGGUGCUCCUGCCAGUACAUUUGCAUAGUUGCAGCCUUGCCUCUGCUACUGUUCCUCCUGGUAUGCAACAGCAACACAAUCAGAGGGUGGUGUGGCGAGCAGCUAGGCUUGUGGACGAUUGCUUGGAAAAUUCAGUUGAUGCAUGAAGCUUCCCAUUUCUGCCUUUUUGACCGGGCAAAACCACCACUUUAAAAAUAUGCAGCAGUGGGGAUUCUCUAAUGGUGAAGGCUGGUAUUUUGCACAGGACUUCCCAUUACUAAUGCAUUCUCUUGUUUGGAACAACAACAACAAAAAGACUAACACAACAUACGCACGUACCUUUACUGUUUAGUUUUAAUGGGGAUGCCUGCUUUAAAUUGGUAACCCUUUCCCCCCCAUUCUGCUUGGUAAAUACGUUUCUCUUUCUCCUAAAAAAAUCCAGGUUGUAUGUAUGAAAAGGGGCCGAGACAGUUUUACGAUGACACCUGUGUUGUUCCAGAGAAAUUUGACGGUAUGUUAGAUGCCUGUGUGUUUGUGUUUCUUCGCGCGGAGAGCUGGAACCGUAAACGAGUCGUUUCUUUUUCCUUGAUAGAUAGUAAAAAUGAAAUGAAAUGAAAGGUUAGCAGCAUUCUGACUCCAGGCCAUUUAAUAGACCAUUUGUCGCAUGUCCAACCAAAGACUGACCUUUCCCUCCAGAAACCAAAGACUGCUUUUCAAUAAGAUGUCAUUCUAUUUUUGCUAGCAAGAGAUUCUGUACGCAGAGACAAGAUAAAGCACUGUCGUUCUGGCUGUUCUGAGAAGUAAUAGGAGGAUUUCCAUUGCACUGAUGAUCACAUACAGCUUGUUAUUAGAGAUUUAUUGAAAGCUGAUCCUUUAAUUAACGAAGCAGAACAGAAAGCAGCUACUCUGGAUUUACUGAUGACUAAUGCAAACUCUUGUCUUUUUUUAUCCAUGAAGAGAUGAAUUAUGGAACACAAGUGCCACCGAGCUAUUCAGGGGUUUCUGUGUGUUUAAAGAGAAAGCUGUGCUUUGUUGAACGUUGCAUUAGUUUGCUUAAUGAAGCUGAUGCCUAAAGAGCAGAAUGUAUAAUAUCCGUUUAUUUUUCUGAAAACGUUCUUGGGGAUGGCUAACUAGUAUCAAAUGGCUUAUGAAACAAAACAUAGCCUCCUCAUUAUUAGCUAUAAAUCCAGCGUGUAUUCUGUGGGGAGAAGCGCUAAUGAGGUUAAUGUUGCUUUUGUAGCCAAAGGAAUUUGGACCGGUGUUCCUUCUCACAGUAAUUGCGCCGCUCUCCAGCUUUUGGGGGAGUUUGGUUUGCAAAACAAACAGCUAAUUGAUUUAGUUGCAGGUAUGGUGUCAUCUCCAUACUGGUACAGAGCUAAAAAUAAUUUAGGCAAUGUUAGUUAUUGCUGCCAAAGAAUGAAGACAGGCAUAAAACGAAAACGGGGCUUGCAGCUGGAAAGACGUGUGUGGAUGCCAUUUCAGAACUGAGCUCAGCUGUCAGGCUUGCUCCCACCUGCCCGUCCACUGCUACCAUCUUCAGCUGAGGACAGUGGAAAAAGCACUCUGCAGCCAGGUGCCUGAGAUGCGAAAAGGUCAUUCCACUCCCUCCUUCCCCUCCCUCCCUCCCUCCCUCCCUCCCUCCCUUCCUUUCCUUUGCACAGGGGUCACCUUUCACCUUUCCGCCCAUUCUGCUGGGGAGUGAAUUUCCACCAAGCUCUGAAGGAAAGGGAGGAAGUGAUGUAACAUUCCCUCAUCCUAGCCACCCAGUUGCAGGGUGCUCAGUUAAUUCCCUAAUAGAAUAGGUAGGUGGAAGAGGUGGUUAGCAGCAGGAGGAGGCAAGACCAAUGGCUGAAUUCAUGUGUUAUUUAUUUCACUGGUAUGCACCACCUGUCUUUUACAUAUGGGCCUGGGCUUAUGGUAUUUGUUUUGUUUUGUUUCUUUUUUAUUUAUUUUAUUUACCAUAUUUUUUGCUCUAUAAGACUCACUUUUCCCCUCCUAAAAAGUAAGGGGAAAUGUGUGUGCAUCUUAUGGAGCAAAUGCAGGCUGCGCAGCUAUCCCAGAAGCCAGAACAGCAAGAGGGAUUGCUGCUUUCACUGCGCAGUGAUCCCUCUUGCUGUUCUGGCUUCUGAGAUUCAGAAUGUUUUUUUUCUUGUUUUCCUCCUCCAAAAACUAGGUGCGUCUUGUGGUCUGGUGCGUCUUAUAGAGUGAAAAAUACAGUAUAAACUGCCCUUCAUCUGAAGGUCACAGGGCAGUUUGCAGCACGAAAAUACAAAAUGAAAACGCAAAACACAUAACAUAAUGAUACAGACAAACAAAAACCCAAUAACCCUUUCCCCAAAAAACAAAAUUAAAAGACCAUAGAUUGUUUAAUCGGCCAAUGGCCUGGUUAUAUUUAUUUAUUUAAUAAAUUUAUAUGGUGCAGCUAUAGAGUGCACUAUGGGGGAGAGUCUUCUUUUUCUGCUAUUGUAAGUAUUGUUAUAAUAAGCUUGACAUAAGCGCUUUUGUGCCAGGGGGGCAAAUUGAGCCUUCCUCUGUGGGCUGGAGAUUAUUCCACAUCUUCAUGGUGCCCAGAGUUGGAAAAUUUACUUAUUUUAUUUUCAUACAAUUUUGUUACCUAUUAGUGGCAGGAUUUGAAUGCCAGCGUUCAACAUGUACCCUUUUUUUGAUACUGAACUGCUGUAUCUAAAAGACCAUAUUCCCUCAUAAGAACCUGCUCGGGUUUCCCCCCCUUGAAUGCUCACAGUUCAAACAAGAAAAUAUAGAAUAUCUAUCUAUCUCUAUAUCUAUCUAUCUAUCUAAAUUUAUUAUGGCUCUGUCUUUUCCCUGACAACGGCUCAAAGUGGCUUGCAGAUGAAAUAAGAACAGCUAAAAACAUAAGGGUGGGGGGAACAGGGACCUGUUAGCAUUUGUCUUUGAUUCACUAAUGUUAAUGAAUAGAGUUUACUCACAGCUUGGAAGGGUUCCGACAUGAAAUGUUAGUUGGGAUGGGGCACGCCUGCUUCUGAAUCAUAUUAUGGAUUCUCUUCACCCAGUGGAGGUGGCACUUCUCUGCACAAUUUAAAAAUUAGUUUUCUUAUCCAUUUUAGAACUGAUUUUGCUAACAUAAGGCUGACACAUCUAUACGCAGAUGACUUUCCUGAAAGUCAGCCUGGUACUCUGGGAAUUCAACAUAUGCUAACUAUGGUGUUUUUUUUAGCAGCUCAUAUUGCCUGUUUUUUUUCCCCUGGAGUGCCAGACCCUGGAGUCCUAGUUUUUUUGUUUUCUUUUGGCUUCUACUGCAAAUUUCCCAUUUAGCAAUGAGGACAUGUCUGGCAUAUAUGGUUAAAUAUCACCAGAUAUCAUGUAAAGUAAGGGUAGGGAACUGGAUCGAACUAGCUGUCUGGGUCAUUCUUUCCUCUCCCCGCACCGUAAACUGAGGGAAAAGUUUGACAGUUGCACUGGGCUGCCCAUCAGCCAAUCACAAUAGUCUUGGGCGACCCAUUUUUGCAUAGUGCUGUUCACAGGUUCAUGAGCCACAGAUAAGCUGAUUGCUGCCUGCAAGCCCCCUUUUGGCCCAAACACAUAUUUACCUGCCCCACAAAGGUGUAGGGCAGGUGGACAUGGCUUGGUCAAAACAGCAACAGAGGCCUAUCUGGGCUGCAAGCUGUUUUAAAAUAAUGUAAGUUGGCAAGACAGAAGAAUUAAUUUAGCUUUCAGAAAUAUUCAUUCACUCCACCUGUACUCUAUUCUGCAUGUGCAGGAGCUAUAUAUCUGUGUCCCUCUCAAGACAUUUCACAACACUUUGUGGAAUGCUUAGACGUGAAGACAUAAAGUAUUGGUCAUAAAGUAUAGUUUACCAUCAACCCUUUGUGCUACCCCAAGAACAGUAGACGGUAGCAAAGGAUUGGCUUGAUAACAAUUGGAACAUUGAAUUCUAUUCCUCUAUUUAAGAAUCAGGUUUUCAGUCACUUUUUAUCUGUUUACAGAUUCCUCAGAUGUAAACAGCAGUAAGGAUCUAAUUGAAAGAAGGGUGCUUAAAUAGCAAUAUUUCUAUUUGGUUCGAAACGAUAGGGGUGCUAGCAUGUUUGUAAGCGUAUAGUUGUGAAUAGCCUUCUUUUGCCUAUACUGUAUGAACAGGAUUACUGUAAAGUUGUUAUGUACCAUAGCACAGGGCUUCAGGAUGCUUUUUAUAUAGAUUCUGUACUUUGCAUCAAAGUGGGAAAUAAUGCAUUUUUGCUCGAAGAUCAGGCAUUGCAGUCAUCGUUAGUGGGGGGGGAAUUGUAAUCUUACUUCUGAGCUUUUCAGCUGACAAUUCUGUGAGCUUCUCAGUGAGAUUAUAUUAAAAACUGUCCUCUGUUGAGCAUUUGAGUUUUGUUGGCUUUUUUCCCCGCUGGGGACAACUUAUGAUAAAUUUUCAGAUUGCUCUUGUUUUGCCUUUGCAAUUGAUACAGUGUUUUUCAGAAGAAUUGCUAAUGCACAGCUAAACCAUGCUAAAUAUGAACCCAUUUUGCAUGCAAGUCCAAUAUGCCAAAGAGGAACUUGUCUAUCCGCAGGAUUUGCAUACCCAUACCCAUACGUACAUAAAGCUCACGCUGUUUAAGUCCUAGUCAAAUACUCUGUCAAAUUUUUCUUAGAAGAAUUUGCAUGCUAAAGGCACUUCAGUCAUAGGGUUUUGCAGAUAUAUAAAUCAUACAUUGCGUUUCCAAAUGAGGGAUUGUGCAAAGUACUGUAUACAAAUGGAGUCCCUCAAAUACUCAAGUUGUUAUAAAAGCGGGUCACGGUCUUUCAAAGCUAAGUCUUGCGUGAUGUUUGCAAGUUGGUUUUGCAUGGAUCGGGAAUGGGACAAACAAGUGAGACAGCAAUUAAUUUUGCCACUUUUGGAAGACUCGUAUUUGGCUAAGUUGAUAGUGAUUUAUUAAUUGCUUUGUGUACCCUGUACCCAUAUCUUGUGUGCUGGACCCUUGCCAAAAAGAUACUCAGUACUGUAGGCUAGAGGAACAUGGAUUCUUUUCCUGCAGGUGUUGGCUUGUGGUGAUACUUGAUGUGACAAACUGAGUCUCAUUAAGCUGCUUUGUUUUGUGUAGGUGAUAUCAAGCAGGAGCCAGGAAUGUACCGCGAGGGGCCCACAUACCAGCGACGGGGUUCCCUUCAGCUGUGGCAGUUUUUGGUCGCCCUCCUUGAUGAUCCAUCGAACUCGCACUUCAUUGCUUGGACUGGCCGAGGGAUGGAAUUCAAGCUGAUUGAACCGGAAGAGGUGAGCAGCGUCUCUCUUGGAAUGCGUGUGAAGGUUUUGGCUGAAGAGCAUUGAUGCCUUGUUCUGUCGAAGUAUACUUUUCCUUCCAUAAUGGUUUCUGCAAAAUGGAAGCUAGUACGUUUAUGCCACAGUGGACUUCGAAGAUAGGUUUCCAAGGGACACUCAAACCCUGGAAGGGAGAGCUGGAAAAAGGGCAGCCAAAAUGAUGAAGGGGCUGGAGCAAUUUCCCUAUGAGGAAAGGUUACAGCACCUCUUUACCUGGGCCCUUGACACCUGAGAUAUGUGUUUUCAGGACCCAACCUGUUCUUUUGAAUGUAACAUUUAACUGUUUUAAUUCUGAAUUUUACAUUGUUGUACCGCAUUGUUGUACCUGCUGGUGAAGGGCAGGUAAUAAAUUGAUGGUGGUGGUGAAGGGGCUUUUUAGUUUAGAAGAAAGGUGACAGGCGUAAUUUAUGAUGCAUCCUGGGAGGAAAAAUGGUCUCCGUGAGAUUCAAGGCCAACAUUAAACUCUGGAACUCACUGCAGUAAGACAUCACAAUGGCCACCAACUUGGAUAACUUUAAAUUUCUUCUAGUUUCAAAAGCAGCAUGCACCUGAUGACCAUUUUCUGAGGAUCAUGAGUGGGAGAUGGCUUUAGUCCUCCUGCUUUCUUGCAAGCUCCCCAUAAGCCUUAUCUGGUUGGCCACUGGAAACAAGACACUGGACUAGAUGGGCCUUUGGUUUGAUUCAACAGGGCUCUUAAUAUAUUCCUACAUUCUUACAAUCUGAUUUGUUGACAAAUGCUUCCCUGCCAUUAGAGUAGAGCCUUGCAAUCUGGUGGGGCCUUGUCCUAGGGAGCAUGCAUGCCUGGCCCCACCCAGAUUAGUGAAUUGGAAUAUGCCAUCUAUCUUGAGAUGCAUUUUCCUUCCCCCUCGCCAGAAAGGCAGACCAGACCGAUCAUGUGAAGAUCAAAUAUCUCAUUAUGCAUAUUUGUAGGCUCAGCUACAUUGCUGGAUCUGGCCAAAGACCCACCUAGUCCAGCGUUAAAUAAUCAAAUUUAUUAUUUGUACCCCGCCCAUCUGGCUCUCCACUUGUGAAUCUCAGCAGCUGUUAUACAGAAGUAAACUGCCUCCAACACUAGAUAAAGAUUUCAAAAAUCUAAACUAAAGUUAGAGAGAUUCAUAUUAUAUAUAGAAACAGCAAACUGUCUUUAUGGAAUGAAAAUGUCCCCAUUCACACAGAAGGGGCAAAGUAUCAAGGUUUGCCAAAAGUGUGUGUGUGCGCGCGUGUGCGCGUGCAGUAUAUAACUAGAGGAAAAAAGACCUCUGUGAGGGCUGAGAAUGGCAUCUGGACUGACUACUGGAAAGCAGGGAAAUAGAAUGGAGUAUCCUGGGAUAAGGCAGAGCUGGAACCUUGUUGCCAGUUCCACUUGUGUUCUGGAAUAAAUUGCAUACUUGAACCCUGAGACUUCUGUAUUACAAAACCUUUGGUUUGUAUUUUUGGCCUCUAGGUUGCCUUUUCUUUUGUAGAAUGCAGCUGCAGGUAAGGCCUGCUUGUUAAAUACAUUUUAACAAAUCGGUGCUAAUCUCUUUCUGUGACAGGUGGCACGUCGCUGGGGGAUUCAGAAAAACAGGCCAGCCAUGAACUACGAUAAACUUAGCCGUUCUCUUCGUUAUUAUUAUGAGAAGGGAAUCAUGCAAAAGGUGAGCGGUUAAUGUGGUGUUAAAUAUUUCAUUGGAAUGUUGCAUCUAUAAACUGCGUUUAUAAGGGCAAAGCUGUUGUAAAUUGCCUUGUUCUGAAAUGGUUUGUUACCAAUAUUAGGGAAGUGCUGCAAACCUUUAAAGAUUUUUAUCUGCUUAUGAAAUGGAGGUUUUUCUUUCUCUUAAUGCAGAAUCCAUGGGCCCACAUUUAGAAUUUCGCCACCACACUGGUGAAAAUCCAAAAAUUGCACAUUCUGUAUUGGAUUUCAAAUUUACCCGUUUGUAUCUUCUUAAACACCCUGACAGAUUACCCACAUUAUUUAUUUAUAGUAUUCCUUUAUUAUUAAUAUUUUCAUCCUAUUCUUCCUUCAAGGAGCUCAGGGUUACAUGUUGCCCCUUACCCACCAAAGAUCCUGUUUUAUCCUCAUAACAACCUUGUGGGAUAGGCUAGGCUUAGGGAAACAAGAAGCAGGACAAGAAAAAGCCACCUUUGUUCAACACAUUUAUUCGCAUUUCUUAAUUUAAAAACAUUUGAACUGCUUUUCUUCAAACCAGUCCCAGCUCAAAACCUGUUUAACAAUAAUCAGUAUAGAGAACAAGACUUUGCCUACAUGUUGUUGUUGUUGUUAUUUCCAUUCCUAUGAUGCUUUAUAUUUUUAAGAAAAAAACCUCAGUUUACAUUAAAACAUCAAAUAAAACAUUCCAAAAUAAAACACUACAGAAAGGAAAUCAAAUAUAAAAUUUACAUUUGAAGCAACAUAAUUAACAGGAAACCAAAAUAUCUUAAAGAUUUCAAAACAAGACCUUACAAAGGAGGGUCAAGUACAGAAUACACAUUUCACGCAGGAAAAAUAACAGCAACAAAAAAUACCUUAAGCUUGUCAAAAUAAAACAUUACUAAAGGAGGUCAGUUAUAGAAUGCACAAUUAAAACAGCAUAAUUAGCAGGAGAAAACAUUGCAUUUCUGCAGCUGUUGCUGACAGUGGUGGUUUAUGGCAGGUGGCGGCUAUGAAAGCUCAGGCUCAAUUACCUGGGCCUGCACUAAGAGACCUGCAGGGGGGAGUGCGGGGGGUGCAGGACACCCUGGGUGUCAGCACUGAGGGGGGUGACCAAAUGCUGGGCAGCACUCACCGCGGGGCCUGCAGCGCACCCGAGCCAUGUGUCUCUCCUGCCCAAACGGUCUACCCGCUGCCUCUUGCCCCCCCCCCAGCUGUAGGGCGGCUGAGUGGGAGGAGGCAGGCAGACUCUGAAGGCCCCGCAGUGCACCCUGCCCCUAUGAGGCCCAGGCCCCCGAGCUGCUUCCUCUGCCCCUGGAGACCUGGUGCUUGGCAGAGAAGCAGGGGACUCUGUGACUCUGAGGUGCUGCCCCUGGCAACUCUUCAUUUCUGUAUAGCUGAUGGAAAAGCAGAUUGAGGGCUGUUUGCCUGGAGCAGAGUGCAUCCAUGCCUCCUUUCCAAUCGUUCCACACACCCUCAUGAACGGUACUUGUAUGCAAGGCAGAAAGUUAGCUGCUGCAUAAGCCCUUGGGCAGAGGACACCUUCCCCUCCCACAAGGCUAUGGCUGGAUUGUUCAAGCGGCAUUGCGUAUAAAAUAUCCGAGGCAUCUCCAGAAAGAUUCCUGGCUGUGUUUCACCCCUGAAUUUGGUCUCUGUCAUCCUUAUACCAGAUCAGACAACUGGGCCAUCCAGCACGGUUCUGUCUACGGACAGCAGCUCUCCAGGGUUUCAGCCAGGAAUCUUUCUGGAGAUGGAAGAGCACUCAAGGAGGGAUCAGGGCUGUUGAAGGGUGUGGUCUGGGAAGGAGUGUGGUCUGGGAAGAGUCCCAAGAGAGGCCUAGACCUGUGGUUACUUAUUCCAGUUUGAUCAUGCCAUUGCUGCCCGAAUAAGGACUGGAAUGUGUCCUUCAACUCCAGUAAUGUUUCUUGCUUGCUGGAUGGACAAUAGAGAGAGGUGCAUGAGUGUAAACAGAGGCCUGUGACUUUUCUAUACAAAAGUAAGAAUCACACCUGCUGCCUCGUUCGCUCCUGCCUCUGGCCUUGACCGCCAGAAGGCUGCCCAUGUGGGAAUGUGGUCCUUGGAUUGAGAAAGGCAAUAAAGUGAUCAUUGGAAAGCGUUGCAUUUCAACAGUGCAAUCGGUCGAUCUCUCAUUCCUCUUAACCGGGGUCUUCUGCUUCUCUUGUACGUGAGGAUGAAACAGUGCAUGAUCUUGCUGCUGGAAGGAGAUUCCACGUCUUCCUCUCACAACCUUUUCCCACCCCCUUCUCUGACCUUGCCCCUAAGGUUGCUGGAGAAAGAUACGUCUACAAAUUUGUGUGCGACCCCGAAGCCCUCUUCUCUAUGGCCUUCCCGGACAACCAGCGCCCGUUGCUGAAGACCGACAUGGAGCGCCAUAUUAACGAAGAGGACACCGUGCCGCUGUCCCACUUUGACGAGAGCAUGGUCUACAUGCAGGAAGGAGGCUGCUGCAACACCCACCCUUACAAUGAAGGCUAUGUAUAUUAACUGCAGUGACACUGAAGAAUCCCACCCCACCCCAAGCUUCUCCUCUUUCAUGAGACCAGAAGGAAACCCGAAUCCCCUUAAGUUGGUUUUGUAAAAAAAAAAUAAAACACAAACAAACACAAAAAAAGAAUUAAAAAGAAUAAAAUAGUACUAUAAAGGGGCUUUUCCUGUUGCAUCACUCCUAUGGUCUCCCAUGGACAGUGCACUUUAUUUGAAAGGGGGAGAUUGGGAUCUAUUGAUUUUAUUCUGUGGAACAAGAAGAGAAGGGUGGGUUUGUGUCCCCCCCACCUUAAGGUUGGGAAUAGAACAUACAGGUUUUAAGUACAACGAAGCUGUAUCAUGUCUGUUUUCUGUUUCAUAUUGGCUUCAAGAUAUUGUACAAGUUCUCUGGGUAUCCAUAGUACAGUUAAUUCUAGAUGUGAUGAAUAACCGUUUUUGUACAUGACUUGGGAAAUUCUAUUAGCCACAAACAUGGCCCUGACCAGCCACACCCUUUGUGCCACACCCUAGUCUAUUUUCUACACCUGAAUUUUAAAAAAACAAAACCCCUGAACCAGACCAUUUGCUCCAGCUUAGUUCAGUACUGCAUGCGCACUGACUUGGCAGAUCUCCACGGUUUCAGGCCGGAGUCCUUCCCAGUCCUACAAGAAAGUGCUUAGGGAUUGGGCCUGGAACAUAGUGCAUGCAAAGUGUGGGCUCUGCUGCUGAGCUGUGGACCAGUUUUGGAAGCUGCAGAAUUAGCUAGGAGCUAGGAGUGCUAGUGCACCUUUCUGGUUUUGUUUUUCAAAAGGCAUGUUUGUUUGUUUGUUUUUUGUUUUUCCCCUCUGUUGAUUUUUUUUUUAAAAAAAUGUUUCUACAUAUCGUUUCUGUUGCCUUGUGCUCGUUAAUGGCUCAUUAAGGAAGGCAUUGAGGGUGGAAUGGAGAGCACUAUUCCUGGCUUGAAGCAGAUUGUGGUUUCGCUCCUUGUAUCUGGUGCCAUCUUGCUAUGCAAGUACAGCGAAUGUAAAGCCUUUUAGCCUUUUCCAGAGCCACCUGAGUACAGUAAUGCCAUGUGCUGAACCAUUCUGGAUAUUAUUUCAAGACUGAAAACAGAAUUGUGAUCACAGAGGAAGAAGUCACAUUGUGUCCUUCCAUUUACUUUUAUUCAUAAAUAAGUUAUUUAAUCGAUAGGAAUUAACUGUACUAGGUCACAUAUCUCAUGCUGUUUAGACCACAGCAAGCACUCCUUGAGCAAAAUAUCCAAUACACGAAAAUAGGUACUCUAGUAAUGUUUUUUUUUUAGACAUGGUACCCAUUAAUAUGCAUUUAAACCUUUUACUGCUGUGUUACGUUGAUAACCUAUAUACAUACUAGAUAAUGCUAAUGCUUCUGCUGCUGUCUUUUUUUCUGUAAUAUUCUCUUUGCUGAAUUUACUAUGCCCAUUUAUAAGCAAUGCUGUAACUACAGGUAGCAUUUCAGGACAAAAUAGAUGACUUGAACCAUUUAUUGCUUAGGAAAAAAAAUAGCUUAUGCCACAGCUGUUCUAUAAGCAGCUUUUACGCGCGUUGAGAAAUGAAUAGUAAGCUUCAGCUUGCUAAGAGGAGCUCUGCAGAACAUUUUAUACCUUUCAGUGGAGCCGAGACUUAUACAAAGCGUCAAAGAAUACAAUGACUUUGCUGUAUGAUGUUGUAGUGCUGGCACUGAUGCUAUCAAUCAAACUUUUGUUUUUUGGACACUAAAUGUAAAUGUGAUCAGAUACGUUUGGGAGACGAUUUAAAGGUUUUUCUGAUUUUUUUUUACAAUGUUUUUAAUUUUUUAAUUUUGAGAAGGGUAAUAGUGAAAGCAAGAAACACCUUAUUCUACAUAUAAAAAGAGAGAGAGAAAGUUUUAAAUAUUUAUGAACACCUUUUCUGAAACGUUGAGUUUCCUAGUUUGAAAAGGAUAGAAAUGAGAUUUGAGCUGUCCAGUGAGUAUUUUAGGCAGUGACUCUUCCAAGUAUCUUCCCCCCCCCCCACAUGCCCAUCUUUCCCAGAUACUAACAACUUUGGAGCAAAAGGAGAUUGAGAAUAGGACUCCAUAAUCAUUAGCCUCAGAAAUAAUGUUUCAUUGUAAAUGACAUGAUAUCAAAGAUGCCUUGAGGUAGAGAUUUACUUUGCACUGUGUGUCGGUCAGGAAACCAGUGCAGUUAUACAUGAUUUAUUAUGCAAUUCAUUUCAAAGUAACAAGUGUUAGCCACUAUAAACCACAGUUACAGAAAAGCACACUGGAUAUGUGUCUUAAUACACCUAGAAGCAUAAGAUAUCUUAAUAGGUGCAUGUGUACAAAUCCAGGGCAUGCAACCCCCUAGAGAAACCUCAAUAGGAAGCCUUUUAUCUUAUUCCCACUAAUAAUCAAUAGCCCUAAUGCUCCAAUUGACGAAUAAGAGAACAGACAAAAAGCACCCAUUGGUGCAGACUAGAACCUUUAAACCAGGGGUAUCGAGCCCUGUAGCUCUUCAGAUGAUGCUGGAGUCCGAGUCCCAUCAGCUCCAGCCACUUUGGCCAAGAGUCAACUUGUCUAUAGGCCAAACCUAGCUGUAAUACAGGAGGGGCCAAUUUUUAAGGUGGGGAACCUUUACGCAUGCAUAGGUUGGAUUACAACUCCUAGCACCCCUGAUAUUUGGGCAUACUGGCUGGGGCUCACGGAGACUGAAGAAGUAUAGUGUGGGGUAGGGAACUCCUAAGGUAGACGUUAUUUUCAAUGAAAUAGAACCCCUUUGAAUGAAAAGUUAUUUGAAUGCUUUCGAUUCCAUCAAUAUUGGCAUGCAGCGUUUAUUGUCAGGAAGAGAUGUAUAUUUGGUGAAUGGGGCGGGUGGUUUAAAAGAAAAAGAAGCCUAACAUUAAUUCAAAUGUCUAAUACUAUUUUUUACAAAAUUAUAUAUACUGUAUAAGGUAGUGAUUCACUGAAGAAAAUAGGCACUUCACCCACCAUUGAAUGAAUUUGUGGGGUGGAUGGGUGGGGGAAAUGGUACAAAAAGAUGUUAUAUGGAAUUGAUUAACCCUUUUGAAACUGUACCUUUUAAAAGAGUUUAUUUUAAGUUCUGUUUUUAUUCCACAUUUUCCAGGUAGAUUAAUAAAUCUGGCAGCUGAUUUCUGAAA